Messenger RNA from Centrocercus urophasianus (Greater sage-grouse), 96860 nucleotides. Its product is annotated as titin-like. Gene Ontology annotation, molecular function: protein binding; protein kinase activity; ATP binding. The coding region runs from base 1 to 95901 and encodes 31966 amino acids. Gene Ontology annotation, biological process: protein phosphorylation. NCBI's taxonomy places the organism in Eukaryota, Metazoa, Chordata, Aves, Galliformes, Phasianidae. The record is from RefSeq and is a predicted model, not a curated record. The transcript is spliced from 298 exons.
AUGACAACGAAAGCACCAACAUUUACGCAGCCGUUACAAAGUGUUGUGGCACUGGAGGGUAGUGCUGCAACCUUUGAGGCUCAUAUUAGUGGUUUCCCAGUUCCUGAGGUGAGCUGGUAUCGGGAUGGCCAGGUUCUCUCUGCUGCAACUCUGCCCGGAGUGCAGAUCUCGUUUAGUGAUGGCCGCGCUAAACUAGUGAUCCCCUCCGUGACAGAAGCAAACAGUGGAAGAUAUACCAUACAAGCCACCAAUGGAUCUGGGCAAGCAACUAGUACUGCUGAGCUACUUGUUACAGCUGGAACUGCACCACCAAACUUUUCACAACGACUACAGAGCAUGACUGCAAGGCAGGGAAGUCAAGUUCGACUUGAUGUGAGAGUGACUGGAAUCCCUACACCUGUGGUGAAGUUUUAUCGGGAUGGAGUAGAAAUCCAAAGCUCCCCCGAUUUUCAAAUUUUACAAGAAGGAGACCUUUACAGCCUAAUAAUUGCAGAAGCAUAUCCUGAAGACUCCGGCACUUAUUCAGUAAAUGCCACAAAUAAUGUGGGACGUGCUACUUCAACAGCUGAACUGCUGAUUCAAGGUGAAGAAGAAGCCGUUCCUGCUAAAAAGACAAAAACAAUUGUUUCGACUGCUCAGAUUUCACAAACAAGACAAGCCAGAAUUGAAAAGAAGAUUGAAGCCCACUUUGAUGCCAGAUCACUUACAAGUGUUGAAAUGGUCAUAGAAGGUGCAACAGCCCAACAGCUCCCACACAAAGCACCUCCACGAAUGCCUCCUAGACCUACAUCAAAAUCACCAACUCCACCAGUAAUUACUGCAAAAGCUCAAAUGGCACGACAGCAGUCACCAUCACCUGUAAGACAAUCACCAUCACCUGUAAGACAUGUCAGAGCACCAACACCCUCACCAGUAAGGUCCGUUUCUCCUGCUGGAAGAAUCUCUACCUCUCCUAUUCGACCAGUGAAAUCUCCAUCACCAAUCCGUAAAGCACAGGUAGUGACACCUGGGGCUGAAGUCCUUCCUCCUUGGAGGCAGGAAGGAUAUUCUGCAACCGCUGAAGCCCAGAUGAAGGAAACCAGAUUAUCCACAAGUGGUACUGAAAUAACAACUGAAGAAAGAUGGGAAGGGAGAUACGGGCUGCAAGAACAAGUUACUAUUAGUGGUGCCGCUGCUGGUGAGGUUGCAGCUGCUGCUAAAGAGGUGAGAAGGGACAGUGAAAAAACAGCAGCUGUUGCUACGGUUGUUGCUGCUGUGGAUCAAGCCAUGGUGAGAGAACCAGCUCCAAGUGUUGUAGAGCAAGCUGCUAAAAGGACAGCAAUGACUGCAGUCCAUGUUCAGCCUGUUCAGGAGCAGAUGAGAAAGGAGGCAACGGUACUAGUUACCAGUGAUAAAGCUACAAAACAAACAGUAAUAUCAAGAACUAGAGAAGGAAUUGUUACUUCACAAGAACAAAGGCACAUCUCUCGUGAAAAGGUAAGAAAAGAACCAGAGAAAACUCCAGUACCUACAGUAAUAAUUGCCACAGACAAAGCCAAAGAACAAGAGAGAAUAUCAACAGCUAGAGAAGAAAUAUCAGCCCGACAUGAGCAAGUACAUGUUUCUCAUGAACAAAUAAGAAGGGAAGAUGUGAAACCCUCUGUACCAAAGGUGGUGAUUACCACUGAUAAACCUAAAGCUCCAGUCUUAAUAUCAAAAAGUAAAGAAGGAAUUGCAACCAAACAAGAACGUGUGAGCAUAAGCCAUGAAAAGAUUAAAAAGGAAGCUAAGAAAACUACUGUAGUUCCGAAAAUAAUUGCACCAGUCACAGUGUCCAGAACUAGAGAAGAAAUUACAGCCAAGCAAGAAAAAAUGCAUCUAGCUUAUGAUCAGAUUGAAGCUGGAAAAAGGGCUGAAGCUGUAGCUACAGUUGUUGCAGCCGUUGAUCAGGCGCGUGUUAGAUCACCUUGGGAGACAGAGCAAGUAGAUGAAACUCAUGUCAAGCACAAAACUUUGGAAUAUGGCUAUAAAGAGCAUGCUGUAAAAGACCAUGAGGCACAAGCAGAACACCAUGUUGCUACUAAAGAAGUUAAAACGGUCUACAUUCCUCCUGAGAAACAUAUUCCAGCUGCUGAAAAGAAGGAAGUUCAUGUAUCAACAGAGAUUAAAAGAGAAACAGAAGCCAAGAUUGAGAAGACAAUCCACAUAGAACACCCGCGACCCCGCACAGCAAGUCCUCACUUCACUGUCUCCAAAAUUGCUGUUCCCAAACCAGAUCAUACGUAUGAGGUUUCAAUAGCAGGAUCUGCCAUGGCUACUCUGGAAAAGGAGUUAUCUGCUACUUCUGCUGCGCAAAAGAUUACCAAGCCUGUGAAACCACCUCAGCUAAAGCCGCAUGAAGUCAAGAUAAAACCAGAGUCAGCUCCUCCACAGUUUCCCUUCACAGAGGUCGCUGAGACCUAUAAAACUCAUUAUGAUGUUGAGACGAAAAAAGAGGUGGAUGUAAGCAUUAAAAGUGAAGCAGUGCGGGAGGAUCACCUGCUGUUGCGGAAAGAGAGUGAAGCAAAGGUGACAGAAACUGCCAGAGUUCCUGUGCCUGCAGAAAUUCCUGUGACUCCACCCACCUUAGUCUGGGGUCUCAAAAAUAAGACUGUGACUGAAGGUGAGUCUGUCACUCUGGAGUGCCAUAUCUCUGGUCACCCUCAGCCUACUGUGACGUGGUACAGGGAAGACUACAAGAUAGAGAGCUCAAUGGACUUCCAGAUCACUUUCAAAGCAGGACUUGCUCGCCUUGUGAUUCGUGAAGCCUUUGCAGAAGACAGUGGAAGAUUUACCUGCACUGCUACCAAUAAGGCUGGGAGUGUCAGCACAUCUUGCCACUUGCAUGUGAAGGUUUCAGAAGAAACUGAGACUAGAGAAACCAUUUCUGAGAAGGUUGUUACAGAAGAGAAAAGCUAUGUGGAGACAAAGGAUGUUGUAAUGGAAGAUGUCUCUGCCGAGGAAGUAUCGGGAGAACCCGUACCUCCUUUCUUCAUAAGAAAACCUGUAGUACACAAAUUAGUUGAAGGUGGGAGCAUUAUUUUUGAGUGCCAAGUAGGGGGCAACCCAAAGCCACAUGUCCUCUGGAAAAAAGGUGGAGUUCCUCUUACGACUGGCUACAGAUACAAAGUAAGUUAUAAACGAGAAACCGGGGAAUGCAAACUUGAAAUUUCCAUGACCUUUGCCGACGAUGCCGGAGAAUACACUAUUGUCAUUCGUAACAAAUUUGGAGAAGCUUCUGCAACGGUCUCCUUACUAGAAGAAGCUGAUUAUGAGGCCUACAUAAAAUCCCAACAAGAAAUGAUGUACCAAACUCAAGUGACUGCAUAUGUCCAGGAACCUAAAGUGGCUGAGGUAGCCCCACCUAUUUCAUAUGGUGACUUUGAUAAAGAAUAUGAAAAAGAACAAGCCUUAAUUAGGAAGAAAAUGGCCAAAGAUACGGUGGUGGUCAGAACUUUUGUGGAAGAUGAGGAAUUCCACAUUUCUUCUUUUGAAGAAAGACUUAUCAAGGAAAUUGAACUCAGAAUUAUUAAGACAACCUUAGAUGAACUCCUCGAGGAAGAUGGAGAGGAGAUGAUGGUUGAUAUUUCUGAAUCUGAAGCAACUGAAGCAGGAUUUGAUUUAAGAUUAAAGAAUUACAGAACCUUUGAAGGCACUGGUGUUACUUUCCAUUGUAAGACAACUGGAUAUCCACUGCCAAAGAUUGCAUGGUACAAAGAUGGUAAGCGCAUAAGACAUGGGGAGCGCUACCACAUGGAAGUUCUGCAAGAUGGUAGUGCCAGUCUGCGUUUGCCUGUUGUUUUACCUGAAGAUGAAGGAAUCUACACAGUCUUUGCCAGCAACAUGAAAGGAAAUGCCAUUUGCUCAGCAAAGCUGUAUGUUGAGCCCCUUGCACCCACAGCAACUCCAGGUUAUAUGCCAGGACCAGAAGUUAUGAGAAGAUACAGAUCUAUUUCUCCACGCUCUCCUUCUCGUUCUCCUGCCCGCAGCUCUCCUUCUCGUUCUCCUGCACGCAGAUUAGAUGAAACUGAUGAAGGACAACUAGAGAGACUAUAUAAGCCAGUUUUUGUGCUGAAACCUACAUCAGUCAAAUGUUCACAGGGGCAGACAGCAAGAUUUGACUUAAAAGUUGUUGGCAGACCUAUGCCAGAGACAUAUUGGUUCCAUAAUGGUCAACAAGUGGUUAAUGAUUACACCCAUAAAAUAGUGAUUAAAGAAGAUGGUACCCAGUCAUUGAUCAUUGUUCCUGCUAUGCCUGAGGACUCUGGUGAAUGGGCUGUAAUUGCUCAGAAUAGGGCAGGCAAAGCUUCUGUUACAGUCACACUGUCUGUGGAAGCUAAGGAGGAUCUAGUCAGACCACGCUUUGUGGAAAGGCUCAAGAAUGUUAGUGUAAAAGAGGGCUCUAGACUGCACAUGUCUGUGAAAGCAACUGGCAACCCUAAUCCUGACAUUGUGUGGUUGAAGAAUAGUGACAUCAUUGUACCACACAAAUAUCCCAGAAUAAAGAUUGAGGGAACAAAAGGGGCCGCUGCCCUUAAAAUUGAAUCCACCGUCAGGCAAGAUGCUGCAUGGUAUACAGCUACUGCCAUCAACAAAGCUGGGCGGGACACUACUAGGUGCAAGGUGAAUGUUGAAGUUGAACAUGCUGAACCAGAACCAGAAAGAAGAUUAAUCAUUCCAAAAGGGACUUACAAAGCCAAGGAGAUUGCAGCACCAGAGUUAGAGCCCCUCCAUUUGCGUUAUGGUCAAGAGCAGUGGGAGGAGGGGGAUCUUUAUGACAAAGAAAAGCAACAGAAACCAUUUUUUAAGAAGAAGCUCACAUCGUUAAGGCUGAAGCAAUUUGGACCAGCGCAUUUUGAGUGCAGACUUACACCAAUUGGUGACCCAACUAUGGUGGUGGAAUGGUUGCAUGAUGGCAAACCAUUGGAAGCAGCUAACAGACUCCGGAUGAUUAAUGAGUUUGGGUACUGUAGCCUGGACUAUGGAGUAGCCUAUUCCAGAGAUAGUGGUGUGAUCACUUGCAGGGCAACUAACAAAUAUGGUACAGACCAUACAUCUGCUACCCUGAUUGUGAAGGAUGAGAAAAGUCUUGUGGAAGAAUCUCAAUUGCCAGAAGGCAGAAGAGGAAUGCAGCGAAUUGAAGAGUUAGAAAGAAUGGCACAUGAAGGUGCUCUUCCUGCAGUUGCUAUGGAUCAAAAGGAGAAACAAAAGCCAGAGCUUGUUUUGGUUCCUGAGCCUGCAAGAGUCUUGGAGGGUGAGACAGCACGAUUCCGCUGCCGUGUCACUGGUUAUCCUCUUCCCAAGGUCAACUGGUACCUUAACAGUCAGCUCAUUCGUAAGAGCAAAAGAUUUAGACUCCGUUAUGAUGGAAUCCACUACCUGGAUAUUGUGGACUGCAAAUCAUAUGACACAGGUGAGGUGAAAGUCACUGCAGAGAAUCCAGAAGGCUUUAUUGAACAUAAGGUGAAACUUGAGAUCCAGCAGAGAGAAGACUUCAGAUCAGUUCUUCGUCGGGCUCCUGAACCCAGGCAUGAACCUGUAGUGACAGAGCCUGGAAAACUUCUCUUUGAGGUACAGAAGAUAGACAAGCCUGCUGAGGCAACAACCAAAGAGGUAGUGAAACUUAAAAGAGCUGAAAGAAUCACACAUGAGAAACUGUCAGAGGAAUCUGAAGAGCUGCGCAGUAAGUUCAAGCGAAGGACAGAAGAGGGCUAUUAUGAAGCCAUCACUGCUGUGGAACUUAAGUCUCGCAAGAAGGAUGAAUCAUAUGAGGAGAUGCUAAAAAAGACAAAAGAAGAACUUCUUCACUGGACCAAAGAGAUCCCAGAGGAAGAAAAGAAAGCCCUUCCUCCUGAAGGCAAAAUCACCAUUCCAACGUUCAAACCAGAGAAGGUUGAACUUAGUCCAAGUAUGGAAGCUCCAAAGAUAUUUGAACGAAUUCAAAGCCAGACUGUAGCCCAAGGCACAGAUGCCCACUUCCGUGUGAGAGUGGUGGGGAAACCAGACCCUGAGUGCCAGUGGUUCAGAAAUGGUGUGCAGAUUGAAAGGACUGAUCGUAUAUACUGGUACUGGCCUGAAGAUAACGUUUGUGAACUGGUCAUCAGAGAUGUGACUUCUGAUGAUUCAGCCAGCAUCAUGGUGAAAGCGGUCAAUAUAGCUGGUGAAACUUCCAGCCAUGCUUUCCUGUUAGUGCAAGCCAAGCAGCUAAUUAGCUUCAUCCAGAACUUACAAGAUGUUGUUGCUAAAGAGAAGGACUCCAUGGCAACAUUUGAAUGUGAGACAUCAGAACCCUUCGUCAAAGUUAAAUGGUUUAAGAAUGGAAUUGAGAUUCAUUCUGGAGAAAAAUACAGGAUGCACUCAGACAGAAAGGCUCAUUUUCUUUCUGUACUAGCAGUAGAAAUGUCUGAUGCUGACGACUACAGCUGUGCUCUGGUAGAAGAUGAAUCAGUAAAAACUACUGCAAAGCUUAUUGUUGAAGGUGCUGUGGUUAUGUUCAUUAAAGAACUUGAGGACGUUGAAGUCCCAGAAUCCUUCACAGGGGAACUUGAGUGUGAGGUUUCCCCAGAAGACAUUGAGGGGAAAUGGUAUCAUGGUGAUGUUGAACUCAGUUCCAAUCAUAAAUAUGUGCUUGCAUCCCGUCGUGGUCGCCGAAUCCUCACUAUUAAAGAUGUUAAUAAAGAUGAUCAAGGAGAGUAUAGCUUUGUUGUUGAUGGGAAGAGGACUCACUGCAAACUAAAGAUAAAGCCUCGUCCCAUGACUAUUCUUCAAGGACUUACUGAUCAAAAAGUCUGUGAGGGAGAUAUUGUACAACUUGAAGUUAAGGUCUCUCUAGAAAAUGUGGAAGGUGUCUGGAUGAAAGAUGGUCAUGAAAUUCAGUCAAGUGAUCGUAUUCAUAUUGUGUUGGAUAAACAGUCACACAUGUUGUUGAUAGAAGAUGCAACUAAAGAAGACAGUGGAACUUACUCUUUCAGCAUUCCUGGUCUUGAACUAUCAACCACUGGACAAGUUACUGUGUACAGUGUGGAAAUAAUAGUUCCUCUGAAAGAUGUUCAUGUAGUUGAAGGAACAAAGGCUAUCCUUGAAUGCAAAGUUUCAGCACCAGAUGUAACUUCCUCCAAAUGGUACCUAAAUGAUCAUCAGAUAAAGCCUGAUGAACGUGUACAAGCUGUGUGUAAAGGCACUAAACAGAGGCUAGUGGUUGCCAGAACCCAUGCAUCAGAUGAAGGACAUUACAAGUUAAUGGUUGGCAAAGUCGAAACAAGUUGCAACGUCACAGUUGAAGAAAUUGAGAUUAUCAGAGGUCUUCGUGACAUCACCUGCACUGAAACACAGAAUGUAUCUUUUGAGGUUGAGCUCUCCCAUUCAGGGAUUGAUGUAAUUUGGCAUUUCAAAGGGCAAGAGAUCAAGGCUGGUCCUAAAUACAGAAUUGAAGCACAUGGCAAAAUAUAUAAAUUGACAGUGGUGAAAAUGAUGAAAGAUGAUGAAGGAGAAUAUGUAUUUUAUGCUGGAGGGAAGAAAACAUCUGGAAAAUUGAUAGUGGCAGGAGGUGCCAUUUCAAAGCCUCUCAGUGACCUGACUGUAGCUGAGUCCCAGAGAGCUGUUUUUGAAUGUGAGGUGGCAAAUCCUGAAUCAGAGGGCCAGUGGCUAAAAAAUGGUAAACCAUUACCCAAGACAGAUCAGUAUCGUACUGAAACUGAUGGUGUUAAGAGGAGGCUUAAUAUCCCUGCCACAAAGAUGGAUGAUAUGGGUGAAUAUAGCUAUGAAAUAGCAAGCUCAAAGACGUCUGCUAAACUGCAUGUCGAAGCUGUUAAGAUAAAGAAGACUCUUAAGAACUUGACUGUGACAGAAACACAGGAGGCAGUGUUCAGCGUAGAACUUUCUCACCCUGAUGUGAAAGGAGCUCUGUGGAUUAAAAAUGGUGUUGAACUUGAAUCAAAUGACAAAUAUGAAAUUUCAGUGAAAGGAACAAUUCACACACUGAAAAUCAAGCACUGUGUUGUCACUGAUGAGUCUGUUUAUAGCUUUAAGCUUGGAAAGAUAGGAGCAAAUGCCAGACUUCAUGUUGAAACUGUCAAGAUUAUCAAGAAGCCAAAGGAUGUGACCGCUUUGGAAAAUGCUGUUGUUUCCUUUGAACUGAGUGUAUCCCAUGAUACUGUACCAGUUCGCUGGUUCCACAAAAAUGUUGAGCUGAAACAAAGCGAUAAAUACAAGAUGAUAUCACAAAGGAAAGUCCACAAGCUGAUGCUGCAUAAUAUAUCUCCUGCUGAUGCUGGAGAAUAUACCGCUUUUGUUGGACAACUUGAGUGUAAAGCAAAACUAUUUGUGGAAACCAUACACAUCACAAAGACCAUGAAAAGUAUUGAGAUCCCUGAGACCAAAACUGCCUCUUUUCAAUGUGAAGUUUCUCAUUUCAACGUACCUGCUGUCUGGUUGAAAAAUGGUGUGGAGAUUGAAAUGAGUGAAAAGUUCAAAAUAGUGGUCCAAGGGAAACUCCAUCAGCUGAACAUCAUGAACACAAGCAGUGAAGAUUCUGCAGAAUAUACGUUUGUCUGUGGAAAUGACAGAGUCAGUGCAACUCUGACCGUAAAACCCAUCUUAAUUACCUCCAUGCUCGAAGACAUCAAUGCUGAAGAGAAAGAUACAAUCACAUUUGAAGUUACUGUUAACUAUGAAGGUAUCUCAUAUAAAUGGCUGAAGAAUGGGGUGGAAAUAAAAUCUACUGACAAAUGCCAGAUACGAACAAAGAAGCUCACACACUCACUCUCCAUAAGGAAUGUGCAUUUUGGUGAUGCUGCAGAAUACACUUUUGUUGCUGGAAAAGCAGCUUCAUCAGCCACUUUAUAUGUGGAAGCUCGUCACAUUGAAUUUAGGAAGCAUAUUAAAGAUAUUAAGGUUGUGGAGAAGAAGAGAGCCAUUUUUGAAUGUGAAAUUUCAGAACCUGAUGUUCAGGUCCAGUGGAUGAAGGAUGGACAAGAACUUCAGAUUGGUGAGAGGAUGAAAAUUCAGCGGGAGAAAUAUGUCCAUCGUCUUAUCAUUCCUUCCACGAAAAUGUCUGAUGCUGGUCAGUACACUGUAGUAGCAGGUGGAAACACAUCCAGUGCCAAUUUGAUAGUGGAAGGUCGUGACGUUCGAAUCAGAAGCAUCCGUAAAGAUAUUCAGGUCAUUGAGAGACAAAGAGCUGAAAUUGAAUUUGAAGUUAAUGAAGAUGACAUUGAACCACAGUGGUACAAGGAUGGCAUUGAGAUCAACUUCCAUUAUGAGGAAAGAUAUAGCUAUGUGGUGGAAAGGAGAAUUCAUCGAAUGAGCAUCUCUGAAACCACUUACUCUGAUGCUGGAGAAUAUACUUUUGUUGCAGGACGGAAUAGGAGUUCUGUUGUUCUCUAUGUGAAUGCUCCAGAGCCGCCUCGGAUUAUCCAGGAGCUACAGCCAACCACCGUGGAGUCGGGUAAACCUGCCCGCUUCUGUGCAGUGAUAUCAGGGAAACCCCAGCCCAAAGUUUCCUGGUACAAAGAUGAUCAACAGCUUUCUCCAGGUUUCAAGUGCAAAUUUCUUCAUGAUGCUCAAGAAUAUACGCUGUUGCUGAUUGAAACUUUCCCUGAAGAUUCAGCUGUGUACACAUGUGAAGCCAAAAAUGACUAUGGAGUUGCCACAACUUCAGCUUCACUUUCAGUGGAAAUCCCAGAAGUUGUUUCUCCUGAGCUAGAGGUACCAGUGUAUCCACCUGCUGUCAUAGUACCACUUCGUGAUGCUGUUACAUCCGAGGGACAGUCUGCUCGUUUUCAGUGCAGAGUUACAGGGACAGAUCUGAAAGUCUCUUGGUAUAGCAAAGACAGAGAGAUCAAGCCAUCACGUUUCUUUAGAAUGACUCAGUUUGAAGACACUUACCAGCUGGAGAUUGCUGAAGCUUAUCCAGAGGAUGAAGGCACCUACACCUUUGUAGCAAGUAACUCCGUGGGCCAAGUGACAAGCACUGCCACCCUGAAGUUGGAAGCUCCUGAAAGAAUUAUGUAUGAGAAGCUAGAGGAAGAGAUUGAAAUGGAAGUGAAAGUUGCACCAAUCCUGAGAAGAAGGCUUGAACCUCUGGAGGUGGCCGUAAACCACGUGGCCAAGUUUACCUGUGAAGUAGAAACUACUCCUAAUGUCAAGUUCCAGUGGUACAAAGCUGGCCGAGAGAUCUAUGAUGGGGACAAAUACUCAAUUCGCUCCUCCAACUACCUUUCCACGCUGGAGAUCCCAAGGCCUCAGGUUGUUGACUGUGGAGAGUAUAGCUGUAAGGCUUCCAACCAGCAUGGCAGUGUAAGCUCCACAGCCUUUUUAACAGUAACUGAAGCACUUCCACCAACGUUUCUUACCAGACCUGAAUCUAUCACCACUUUUGUGGGCAAAAGCGCCAAGUUCCUGUGUACCGUUUCGGGCACUCCAGUCAUUGACGUCGCCUGGCAGAAAGACGGCACAGCCAUUUCAUCUUCGGACCACUACAAGAUUUCCAAAGUAGAAAACAAGCACGUGUUAGAAAUUUCCCUUCUCACCACCAGUGACAGGGGGAUUUACACCUGCAAAGCUUCUAAUAAGUUUGGGGCUGAUGUUUGCCAGGCUGAAAUGGUUAUUAUAGACAAGCCUCACUUUAUUAAAGUUUUGCAAUCAGUGCAGUCAGCAGUCAAUAAGAAGAUACGUCUUGAAUGCCAGGUAGAUGAAGAUAGGAAAGUAAAAGUAGAGUGGACAAAAGAUGGAAACAAAAUCCCUCCUGGCAAAGAUUAUAAAAUUUUCUUUGAAGACAAAAUAGCCUCACUUGAAAUUCCUCUGGCUAAACUCAAGGAUUCCGGCCAUUAUGUAUGCACCGUUUCAAAUGAGGCAGGAAGCAGCUCCUCUUCGGCCAGUGUCACAGUCAGAGAACCACCCAAGUUUGCUAAGAAGCUAGAGGCAACAAAAAUAGUAAAACAGGGUGACUCAGCCCGGCUUGAGUGCAAAGUAAGUGGAUCUCCAGAAAUGAAAGUAGUGUGGUUCAGAAACGACCAUGAAAUUGUUGCCAGUGAAAAAUUCCGGACCUCAUUCAUCGACUCUAUGGCUGUACUUGAAAUGAAUCAUCUCAGUACAGACGAGAGUGGUGACUACAUCUGUGAAGCUCAGAACCCUGCCGGCAAGGCCAGCUGCAGUACCAAAGUCACAGUGAAAGAACCUCCUGUGUUCAGCAGGAAGCCCUCUCCAGUAGACAUGCUCAGAGGAACUGAGGUUAGCCUGGAAUGUGAGAUUUCAGGAACACCACCAUUUGACGUUACCUGGUACAAAGACAAGAGACAGAUCCGCAGUAGUAAGAAGUAUAAGGUUACAGCAAAGAACUACCAUACAAGCAUUCGCAUUCUUAAUGUUGAAGUUGCAGAUGUUGGUGAAUAUCAAUGCAAAGCUCAGAACGACGUAGGAAGUGACACUUGCUUUUGCACGAUGAAGCUGAAAGAACCGCCGAAAUUCGUGACAAAAAUAAACAGCGUGACUGUUGUGGUUGGUGAACCAGUGGAGUUACAAGCAAGAGUGGAGGGCUCCCAGCCGAUUUCUGUGCAGUGGCUUAAAGACAAGGAAGAAAUUAUUAGAGAAAGCGAAAACACAAAGAUCACAUUUAUGGAAAAUAUUGCAACUUUACAGCUUGUACACACAGAAACAAGCAGUGCUGGGAAAUAUAUCUGCCAGAUCAGAAAUGAUGCUGGAAGUCGCGAGUGUAUGGCUACCUUAACUAUCCUAGAGCCUGCAGUCAUUGUAGAGAAGGCAGAGCCAAUGAGGGUUACUAUAGGAGAUGCCUGUACUUUGGAGUGCAAAGUGGCAGGCACACCAGAACUAUCCACUGGGUGGUUUAAGGAUGGCAAAGAACUGACCAGCAGCCAAAAAUACAGAAUUACUUUUGUCAACAAAGUAUCUACACUUAAAAUUAUGGACACAGAGAAAGAAGAUGGUGGAUUGUACACUUUUGCAGUGCAAAAUGAUGUGGGGAAAAGCAGUUGCACGGCAUCGGUUGAAGUUUUAGAUCGAAUAAUUCCUCCUUCUUUCACAAGAAAGCUAAAGGAAACCCCUGGUGUCCUGGGUUCCUCAGCACUUCUUGAAUGCAAAGUGGCGGGUUCACCUCCUAUAUCUAUUGACUGGUUCCAAAAUGGAAUGAAGUUAGUUAGUGGGGAAAAACAUAAUAUCACAUUUACUGAUAACCUGUGUAUUUUAGAAGUGAAUUCACUGAGCAAUUCAGAUACUGGAACUUACACCUGCAAAGCUACCAAUGUAGCUGGUUCAGAUGAAUGCAGUGCUGUAUUGACUGUCCAAGAACCACCAUCUUUUGAGAGGACACCUGAGCCUUUGGAUGUCUUGCCAGGCACAAGCGUAACUUUUACAGGUGUUAUCAGAGGAACUCCUCCUUUUAAGGUGAACUGGUUUAGAGGAGCCAGUGAGCUUGUGCCAGGAGACAGAUGCAAUAUUUACUUAGAGGACUCUGUUGUGGAGCUUGAGUUAUUUGAUGUAACCCCUCUCCAAAGCGGAGAAUACACUUGUCUAGUGACUAAUGAAGCUGGCAGGGCAAAUUGUACAACACAUCUUACAGUAAAAGAACCGGCUGUUUUUGUGAAGAAACUGAGUGAUCAAUAUGUGGAACCUGGUAAGCCCAUCAUCCUGGAGGGCACAUACACGGGCAGCUUGCCCAUCUCUGUGACAUGGAAGAAGAAUGGCCACACACUCGCUCAGUCUCACAAAUGCAGCAUCACUACCACAGAGAAAUCCUGUAUCCUGGAGAUCCUUGACAGCACGAAAGAGGAUGCAGGAGAAUACACCUGCCAUGUUGAAAAUGAGGCAGGAAGAGAUGUUUGUGAAGCUGUAGUAUCUACUCUAGAACCUCCCUAUUUUGUUACACACAUGGAACCUCUUGAGGUGUCAGUUGGGGAUUAUACAACAUUGCAAUGUCAUGUUGCUGGAACCCCAGAAAUUAUUGUGUCUUGGUACAAAGGUGAUACAAAACUCAGGUCUACUCCUGAGUACAAAGUGUUCUUUAAAGACAACAUUGCUUCCCUCACUUUCAACAAAGUGGCUAUCAAUGACAGCGGCGAAUAUAUCUGCAAGGCAGAAAACAGUGUAGGAACUGCAUCUACAAAGGCUCUCUUAACAGUUCAAGAACGCAAACGACCACCUUCCUUUGCAAGAAGAUUAAAAGACAUCGAACACCCUGUUGGUUUACCCCUUAAACUUAUGUGUCGACUCAAUGGCUCAGAACCCAUCACUGUGACUUGGCAUAAAGAUGGUGUGCAAUUAAGUGAUGACCACAGUGUGCACAUGUCUUUUGUAGAUAAUGUUGCAGUGUUGCAACUGGUGCAAACAGAGAUGAAUCACACUGGGCAAUACACCUGCACAGCCACUAAUGCUGUGGGCACUGCCAACACAAGUGCUAGGCUUACAGUGACAGAACCCAAGCAAGCACCUGUCUUUGAUACUAAGCCAGAAUCUAUUGAUGUGCCUUUUGGAGAAAGUGCUGAUUUUGAAUGCCAUGUUACUGGAGCCCAGCCAAUACAAAUCACCUGGUCCAAGGAUGGUCGGGAGAUCCGAACUGGAGGAAACUUCAAUAUCACUUUUGUAGCAAACACAGCUCAUCUUCGAGUGCUCAGAGUGGGUAAAGGAGACUCUGGCCAAUAUGCUUGCCAGGCUAGUAAUGAAGCUGGGAAAGACUUUUGCUCAGCCCAACUCACUGUGAAAGAACCUCCCAAGUUCAUCAAGAAGCCUGAAGCUUUGCAGUUUGUGAGGCAGGGAGACACGGUUCAACUUGAAUGUAAAAUCACUGGCACACCAGAGAUCAAGAUCACGUGGUACAAGAAUGAUCAGGCACUCCAGGCGAGCAACAGGCUCCACAUGUCCUUUGUAGAGUCUACAGCAGUGCUAACUAUCUUGGAUGCCAGCGCUGAGGAUGCCGGUGAUUAUAUAUGUGAAGCCCAAAACUCUGCCGGCGCUGCCAGCUGUAGCACUUCAGUAUCCGUUAAAGAACCGCCUGUUUUUAGCAAGGUGCCGAGCCCUGUGGACACACUUAAAGGCUCGGAUGUUAUCCUCCAGUGUGAGAUAGCAGGGACUCCACCCUUUGAGGUGGCUUGGUUCAAGGACCGGAGGCAGGUUCGGAGCAGCAAGAAGUUCAAGGUAACAGCAAAGCACUCCAUUGCCAGCCUUCACAUACUCAGCCUGGAAUCUCAAGAUACUGGAGAAUAUCAGUGCAAGGCAAUGAAUGAAGUGGGGAGUGACACUUGUACCUGCCCAGUGAAAUUCAAAGAGCCCCCACGCUUCACCAAGAAGCUGAGUGACACUGCAAUCUUCGUUGGAGAGCCAACAGCCCUGCAGGCAGUGGUGGAAGGGUCCCCACCAAUUUCUGUUGUAUGGCUGAAAGACAAGGGUGAAGUUAUUAGGGAGAGUGAAAAUGUCCAAAUGUGGUUUAUGGACAAUAUUGCAACUCUUGAGAUUGCCAGUGCUGAGGGAGCGGAUGUUGGAAAGUACAUCUGUCAGAUUAAAAAUGACGCUGGCAUGAGGGAGUGCUCUGCAUUUUUACAAGUCCUAGAACCAGCAGUCAUCUUAGAGAAGACUGAGCCGAUCACAGUGAUGGCAGGCAACCCUUUUACCCUGGAGUGCAGAGUAGGGGGGACGCCUGAACUUAUCACCAAGUGGUAUAAAGACGGCAGAGAGCUGAGGAGUGACCGCAAAUACCAGAUUACCUUUUUCAACAAUGUAUCUACUUUGAAAGUCUUUUCUGCAGAGAAGAGUGACAGGGGCUUGUAUACUUUUGAGGUGCACAAUGAGGUGGGGGACAGCAGCUGCACUUCUUCAGUUGAUGUUUCAGAUCGCCUUGUUCCUCCUUCAUUCUCAAGAAAAUUAAAGGAAACAAAUGGGGUGCUGGGAUCCUCAGUGCUGCUGGAGUGCAAAGUGUCUGGCACGUCCCCCAUGUCUGUGGCCUGGUUUCAGGAUGGGAAUGAGAUUGUUGGUGGGGAAAAAUACGAAAUCUCAUUCUUGGAUAACAUUUGUGCUUUGAAGCUGAAUGCCCUGGAUGUCACAGAUACAGGGCCAUAUACUUGUGUGGCAACUAAUGUGGCUGGAUCUGAUGAAUGCAGUGCCUUCUUGACUGUACAAGAACCACCUUCUUUUGUGAAGACACCUGAUCCCCAGGAAGUUUUGCCUGGAUCAAGUGUGACAUUCACUAGCCAUAUCAAGGGCAGCACGCCCUUCAAAGUCACCUGGUUCCGAGGCAUCAGGGAGCUGGUGCCAGACAGCACCUGCUCCAUUUCUCUGGAUGAGUCUAAGGCACAACUGCAGCUGUUCAACGUGGAGCCAGGGAGCAGUGGGGACUAUGCCUGUGUUGUCACAAAUGAUGCUGGCAGUGCCUCUUGCACAACUCAACUCUUUGUGAAAGAGCCUGCAGUCUUCAUGAAGAAGUUAAGUGAUUUCAGUGUAGAACAAGGAAAGUCCAUUGUUUUGGAAAGUAUCUACACGGGUACCCCUCCCAUCUCUGUUACCUGGAAAAGAAAUGGCAUGCCAAUAGCUCAGUCUCAACGCUGCAGUGUUACAACUACUGACAAAUCUGGCAUUCUUGAAAUCUUCAACAGCACCAAGAGUGAUGAAGGCGAAUAUACCUGUGAGGUGUCAAAUGAAGCGGGUGGGGAUAUUUGUCACAGCCUUGUAUCUAUCUUAGAACCACCCUAUUUCAUCACACACCUGGACCGUGUGGAGGUGAAGAUUGGCGAGCCCUUGGUCUUAAAAUGCCAGAUUGGUGGCGCACCAGAAAUCAAGGUGUCUUGGUACAAAGAAGACACCAAACUCAGAUCAACACAGGCUUACAAAAUGCACUUCAAGAAUAACGUGGCCACGCUGGCAUUUUCCACCGUGGAGGACAGUGACAUUGGAGAAUAUACCUGCAAAGCAGAAAACAGUGUUGGCUUUGCUACUACCACAGCUUUGCUUGUUGUUAAAGAACGUCAACUUCCACCUACAUUUGCCAGGAAACUGAAAGAUAUUCAGGAAACUGUUGGUGCUCCAGUGACUUUUGAUUGCCGUAUAAAUGGCUCAGAGCCUAUCCAGGUCUCUUGGUACAAGGAUGGGGUUCUCUUAAGUGACAGCGAUAAUGUGCAGUCAACCUUCUUAAAUAAUGUUGCAACUCUUCAGAUCUUGCAAACUAAUAUGGCUUACUGUGGUCAAUACACUUGCUCAGCCCAAAAUGCCCUGGGAACUGCAUCUUCCAGUGCUAAGCUUCUCCUUACAGAACAUCUACAACCACCCUUCUUUGACAUCAAGCCAGUAUCUAUUGAUGUGGCACUAGGGGAAAGGGCAACCUUUAAGUGCCAUGUGACUGGCUCCGCACCCAUGAGGAUUGUGUGGACCAGAGACAACAGAGAGAUCCGCCCAGGUGGCAACUACAAGAUGAUGCUGGUGGAAAACACGGCCAGCUUGGUGGUCCUAAAAGUGGGUAAAGGAGAUGCUGGACUCUACACCUGUACUGCCAGCAACAGUGUUGGAAAGGAUGCAUGCGCCGCUCAGCUGGCUGUACAAGAACCGCCAAGGUUUAUUAAGAAACUAGACUCUUCAAGACUUGUGAAACAACAUGAUUCCACUAAGUAUGAGUGCAAAGUAGGUGGAUCUCCUGAAAUUAAAGUCACCUGGUACAAAGGAGAAACUGAGAUCCAUCCAAGUGAAAAAUAUAGCAUGUCCUUUGUGGAUUCGGUGGCAAUCCUUGAAAUGCACAACCUCAGUGUUGAAGACACUGGUGACUACAGUUGUGAAGCCCAGAACCCAGCUGGUAGUGCUAGCACCAGCACCUCACUGAAAGUGAAAGCACCCCCUGCUUUUACCAAGAAGCCUCAUCCAGUCCAGACCUUGAAAGGGUCUGAUGUUCAUCUGGAAUGUGAGCUUCAGGGCACACCUCCAUUCCAGAUUUCAUGGUAUAAAGACAAGCGAGAAAUUCGAAGCAGCAAGAAAUACAAGGUCAUGUCUGAGAACUACCUUGCUAGCAUUCACAUUCUCAAUGUGGAUACUGCAGAUGUUGGUGAAUAUCACUGUAAAGCUGUAAAUGAUGUGGGAAGUGACUCCUGCAUUGGCUCUGUAACACUGAGAGCACCACCAACCUUUGUGAAGAAGCUGAGUGAUAUCACUGUUGUGGUUGGGGAGACAAUUGAACUACAAGCUGCAGUUGAAGGAGCACAGCCCAUUUCUGUUCUGUGGUUAAAAGACAAAGGGGAGAUCAUUAGAGAAAGUGAAAAUCUUUGGAUUUCCUAUUCAGAAAACGUUGCAUCUUUGAAGAUUGGAAAUGCAGAACCAGCCAAUGCUGGGAAAUACAUUUGUCAGAUAAAAAAUGAUGCCGGAUUUCAGGAAUGCUUUGCCAAACUAACAGUGCUCGAACCUGCAGUCAUUGUAGAGAAGCCUGGUCCAGUGAAAGUUACAGCUGGAGACUCUUGUACUCUGGAAUGCACAGUAGAUGGCACACCAGAGCUUACUGCUAGGUGGUUUAAGGAUGGGAAUGAAUUGUCUACUGACCGUAAAUACAAAAUCAGUUUCUUCAACAAAGUAUCUGGGCUUAAGAUCCUCAAUGCAGGACUAGAAGAUAGUGGAGAAUAUACUUUUGAGGUGAAAAACAGUGUUGGUAAAAGCAGCUGCACUGCUUCAGUGCAAGUUUCAGAUCGUAUUAUACCACCUUCUUUCACAAGAAGACUGAAAGAAACAUACGGUCAGCUGGGUUCUUCUGCUGUUCUGGAGUGCAAAGUUUAUGGGUCACCGCCCAUUCUUGUUUCCUGGUUUCAUGAUGGACAGGAGAUUACCAGUGGAGACAAAUAUCAGGCUACCCUGACAGACAAUACUUGUUCUCUGAAAGUUAAUGAGCUUCAGGAAUCUGAUAUGGGAACUUAUUCAUGUACAGCUACUAAUGUAGCUGGAUCUGAUGAAUGCAGCACAUUUUUGAGUGUUAGAGAGCCACCAUCUUUUGUGAAGAAACCUGAACCACUUAAUGUUCUAUCUGGAGCAAACAUCACAUUUACAAGUAUCGUGAGAGGCUCUCCUCCAUUGGAAGUUAAAUGGUUUAGAGGUAGCGUUGAGCUAGCAUCAGGACACAAAUGCAACAUUACCUUGCAAGACUCCAUUGCAGAAUUGGAGCUAUUUGAUGUACAGCCACUUCAGAGUGGAGACUACACGUGCCAAGUCUCUAAUGAGGCAGGGAAGAUUUCUUGCACAACACAUCUUUUUGUCAAAGAACCAGCGAAGUUUGUGAUGAAGGUGAAUGAUUUAAGUGUAGAGAAAGGAAAAAAUUUAAUCUUGGAAUGCACAUAUACGGGUACUCCACCAAUUUCAGUGACGUGGAAGAAAAAUGGAAUAAUAUUAAAACAAUCUGAAAAGUGUAGCAUCACUACUACAGAAACUUCUGCCAUACUGGAAAUCCCUAAUAGCAAACUGGAAGAUCAGGGGCAGUAUUCUUGCCAUAUUGAAAAUGACUCUGGGCAAGAUAAUUGUCAUGGUGCAAUUACAAUACUAGAACCACCUUACUUCGUUACACCUUUGGAGCCAGUGCAGGUGACUGUUGGGGAUUCUGCGUCCUUACAGUGCCGGGUUGCUGGAACACCCGAAAUGAUUGUGUCAUGGUACAAAGGGGAUACAAAGCUGAGAGGAACAGCUACUGUGAAAAUGCACUUUAAGAACCAAGUUGCCACUCUGGUCUUCAGCCAAGUGGACAGCGGUGACAGUGGGGAGUACAUCUGCAAAGUAGAAAAUACUGUUGGGGAAGCUACUUCAUCUUCUUUGCUUACCGUUCAAGAGCGUAAACUUCCUCCUUCUUUUACAAGAAAAUUGAGAGAUGUUCAUGAAACUGUUGGCUUGCCGGUUACAUUUGAUUGUGGCAUUGCUGGUUCAGAACCUAUUGAAGUAUCUUGGUUUAAAGACAAUGUGCGUAUAAAAGAAGACUACAAUGUUCACACAUCCUUCAUAGAUAAUGUAGCAACUCUGCAGAUUUUGAAGACCGAGAAGAGCUUUAUGGGGCAAUAUACCUGCACAGCGAGCAAUGCUAUUGGAACUGCUUCUUCUAGUGGCAAACUUGUCCUUACAGAGGGGAAGACUCCUCCAUUCUUUGAUACCCCAAUUACACCUGUGGAUGGUAUUGUUGGAGAAAGUGCUGACUUUGAGUGUCACAUUUCUGGAACACAGCCAAUUAGAGUCACCUGGGCAAAAGAUAACCAGGAAAUUAGAACAGGAGGAAACUAUCAGAUCAGUUACGUAGAAAGCAUAGCCCAUUUGACCAUCUUGAGAGUUGACAGGGGAGACUCUGGAAAGUAUACAUGCUAUGCUAGCAAUGAAGUUGGAAAGGAUUCUUGUACAGCACAACUGAAUGUUAAAGAACGAAAAACUCCACCUACUUUUACUCGGAAACUGUCUGAAGCAGUAGAAGAAACAGAAGGGAAUGAACUUAAACUUGAGGGCCGGGUUGCUGGUUCUCAACCUCUCACUGUUUCUUGGUAUAAAAACAAUCAGGAAGUUCAUUCAAGUCCUCACUGUGAAAUAUCAUUCAAAAACAAUACCUUGCUUUUGCAUAUCAAGAGUGUAGGGCAAUCAGAUGCUGGUUUAUAUACCUGCAAGGUGUCCAAUGAAGCAGGAAGUGUGUUGUGUACAUCCUCUGUUGUUAUCAGAGAACCAAAAAAGCCUCCAGUUUUUGACCAGCCUCUUCAGCCAGCAGCAACAGAAGAAGGUGAUACCUUGCAGCUCAGCUGCCAUGUCAGAGGAUCAGAGCCAAUCCGGAUUCAGUGGCUGAAGGCAGGAAGAGAAAUAAGAGCUUCAGAAAGAUGCAGCUUCAGCUUUGCUAAUGGAGUAGCUCUUCUGGAACUUGCUGCAGUUACCAAAUCUGAUUCAGGAGAAUACGUGUGCAAAGCUUCAAAUGUGGCUGGCACUGACACUUGCAGAUCUAAAGUGACAGUUAAAGAAAAAGCAGCAGCUGCACCAGCAGCUAAGAAAGCAGACAUGGAAGGAAAACUUUAUUUUGUAUCAGAGCCUCAGAGUAUCAAAGUCAUGGAAAAGACUGUUGCAACAUUUAUUGCAAAAGUUGGAGGAGACCCAAUUCCAAAUGUUAAGUGGAUGAAGGGGAAAUGGAGGCAACUCAACCAGGGUGGUCGCAUUAUAAUCCAGCAGAGAGGAGAUGAAGCCAAACUGGAAAUAAAGGACACAACAAAAACAGAUUCUGGCACGUACAAAUGUGUAGCUUUUAACCAACAUGGUGAAAUUGAGAGGAGUGUCAACCUGCAAGUUGAAGAAAGAAAGCAAGAAUUUGUUGAAGAGGAUGUCAGGGGAAAACUGAAAAGAGUUCCAACAAAGAAGAAGGAAGAGGAAGAGCAGACUAUCGAUAUCUUGGAACUUCUCAAAAAUGUUGAUCCCAAAGAAUACGAGAAAUAUGCUCGCAUGUACGGAAUUACAGAUUUCCGUGGCCUCCUGCAAGCUUUUGAGUUACUAAAGCAGACCAGAGAAGAAGAAAGCCAUAGAUUGGAAAUUGAGCUCACAGAAAAGGCUCAAAAAGAGGACCAGGAGUUUGAAGAACUUGUAGCAUUUAUUCAGCAACGGCUCACACAAACAGAGCCUGUUACUCUAAUCAGAGACAUUGAAAAUCAAACAGUUUUAACAGAUGAAGAUGCUGUCUUUGAAUGUGAGAUUAAAAUUAACUAUCCAGAAAUUAAGCUUUCAUGGUACAAGGGAACUCAGAAACUGGACUCCAGCGACAAAUAUGAAAUUAAAAUUGAAGGUGAUCGCCACAUACUGAAAAUCAGAAACUGCCAACUUGAAGAUCAAGGGAAUUACAGAAUAGUGUGUGGACCACACAUUGCCAGUGCUAGACUAACUGUGAUUGAGCCUGCAGUUGAACGGCAUCUUCAUGACACUACUUUCAAGGAAGGAAACACAUGCACGCUGUCUUGUCAGUUUUCUAUCCCAAAUGCCAAGUCUCAGUGGUAUAGAAAUGGGAGGCCAAUUAAGAUAGGAGGGAGAUAUUCAACACAAGUCUCCGACAAAGUACACAAACUCAUCAUCAAGGAUGUUAGAACAGAAGACCAGGGGCAGUAUACCUGCAAGCUUGACAAUCUAGAAACAACUGCUGAUCUGGCCAUUGAAGCUGAACCAAUUCAGUUCACAAAGAGCAUACAGAACAUUGUAGUAAGCGAACACCAAUCUGCUACCUUUGAGUGUGAAGUGUCCUUUGAUGAUGCAGUUGUGACAUGGUAUAAAGGCCCCACUGAACUGAGAGAAAGCCCGAAGUACAGCUUCAGAAGUGAAGGUCGUUGUCAUUAUAUGACUAUUCACAAUGUUACUGCAGACGAUGAAGGUGUAUAUUCUGUAAUUGCUCGUCUCGAACCAAGGGGAGAAGCAAGAAGCACUGCAGAGCUCUAUCUGGUAACCAAAGAAAUCAAACUGGAGUUGAAGCCUCCAGAUGUUCCUGAUGCCAAGGUAGCAGUUCCACCUCCAAAACCAGCUGAAGCUGCCCCCAUUCCUAUUCUUCUGCCCCUCAUUACACCACCAGAGGAGAAAAAGCCAGCAGAAAAGAAAGUUCCAGUAAAGAAAGUCUCGAAAAAGGUGGUUAAAAAGGGUCCCAAGGAAAUCCCACCACCUGAAGUUCCUGAGAUACUGCCAGAGAAGCCCAAAGAGGUCAAAAUAACAUCUAUGGCAAGGAGAGAAGAGAUUCAUGAAGAAAAAAUGGAAGUAUAUGAAAAACCCAAAGAAGUUUAUGAAGAAUGGGAAGAAGAUUAUGGAGAAGAUCAUGAUUAUUAUUUCAAGGAAGAAGGUUAUGAUGAAGGAGAAGAGGAAUGGGAAGAAACUUACGAGAAAAGGGAGGUGGCUUAUGAAGAAAAACAAAUCAUUCAUGAAGAAGUGGUGGAAGUUCCUAAGAAGCCUGUGCCUGAGCGAAAGCCUGCAGCAAUUACAGCUGAAAAGAAGGAAAAGAAAGAAGUUACAGUUCAUAAAGUUGUCAAGAAACCUGUUGAUGAAAAAGUUGAGAUUACCACUCAGAGGGUUGCAGAGGAAAAACUCAAACGGGCUGAGGUUACCAAGAAAAUCCCAUCAGCAAAACCUACACCAAUGAUCGUCGAGGAAAAGGUUAUGAAAAAGGAAGUACCGACAGUAGAAAGAUGGACUGUUUCAGAAGAAAAGAUGUCAGUUUCUGUCCACAGAGAAGAAGAGUAUUCAUAUAUCACAGAGCCUACAGAGCAUGAGAAAACAGUUGAAGAAAGAUUCUUUGAAGCUGUUUACCCAAUUGAAGCACAUAAGGAAGUUGAAGAGGAGGAAGAACGAGAGGUCAUUUCUGAAGAACUGGAGACUCAUCACGUUGAAGUGCCUGAGAUAACAAAGAGGCAUGUCCCAGAAGAAAGAAAGCCUGUUCCUGUCCCAAAAGAAGCUCCACCUGCUAAAGUGCCUGAAGUCCCUAAGAAACCUGUUCCAGAAAAGAGAGUUGCUGUUGCUAAGAAGGAGGUGUCUCCCCCAGUAAAAGUGCCUGAAUUGCCUAAAAAACCUCCACCUGAAGAAAAGGUACACAUUCCAGUUCCCGAAGUAGAACCUCCACCUCUCAAAGUGCCAGAGGAGCCCAAAAGAGCUCCCCCUGAGAAAAAAGUUGCUGUUCCAAAAAGAGAAGCAGCUCCACCCCCUAAAGCACCAGAAGUACCUAAGAAACCAGUACCAGAAGAAAAAUUGCCUCAGAUUCCUAAACCAGAAGAGGCUCCACCUGCAAAAGUGCCUGCAGUUCCUAAGAAACCUGUCCCUAAAGAAAAGGUACCUCCUGCUGUUCCUAAAAAAGUUGAGGCUCCUCCAGCUAAAGUACCAGAAGUGCAGAAGAGAGCAAUUUUUGAAGAAAGAAUGCUUAUUACAGAAGAAAGAAUAUCUAUUGCUGUUCCAGAAGAAAUCCCAUCACCUGAAGAACCAAUAGUUGAAGAGUGGUCUGAAGAAGAAGCAGAGGAAGUAUCUGUUUCCAUUCACAGAGAGGAGGUUUCUGAAGUGACUGAAGAAGAGUCUUAUUACAUAGAAGAGAAGGUAACUGUGCCUAAAAGAAAGGAAGCCCCACCUGCUAAAGUGCCUGAGAAGCCUAGGAGAGUUGCCCCUGAACCAGAAAUUCCAGCUGCUCUGAAGGAAGCUCCAGCAGCUAAAGUGCCUGAAGUUCAUAAAAAAGUAGCUCCAAAAGAGAAAGUACCUGUCCCUGUUCCUAAGAAAGUGGAGGCUCCACCAUCAAGAGAACGUCCAGAAGAAGUGCCCACUUUUGAGAUAGCUGUUGAAGAACCACCAUCAACCAAAGUGACUCAAGUGCACAGAAAAAUUAUCACAGAAGAAAAAGUUGCGGUUGCUAAAAAAGAUGAGGCUCCACCCAAAAGAGCAGUGCCCAAGAAGACUGUGCCAGAAGAGAAAGUUCCUGUUCCGGUUUCACGGAAAGUGGCCACUCCACCAGCUAAAGUGCCAGAAGAGCCAAAGAAAAUGAUCCUAGAAGAAAGAGUACGUGUUGCUGUUCCAAAAAGAAAAGUGUCACCACCACGAGAAGAACCAACAGAAGAAGAACACUGGGCUAUGUCAGAGGAAGUGUCUGUUUCUCUUCACACAAAGGAGGAGAUUUCAUACACAGUGCCUGAUGUACCAGAAAGGGCUAUCAUUGAAGAAAGAGUACCAAUUUCUCCUCCUAAAAAAAUGCCAAGACCACCAGCCAAAGUGCCCGAAGUACGCAAGAUGGUUGUCCAAAAAGAAAAGGUGUAUAUUGAAGUUCCUCAGGAUGAGGAGGAAGAAGAGGUUCCACAAUAUGAAGAAGUAACCAAAUAUGAGAAGGAAGUAAUCCAUUACGAGGAAGAAGUCCAACAUUAUGAAGAAAUUAGUCACUAUGAGGAAGAAGCUCCUCAGUAUGAAGAAGUUCCUCAAUAUGAAGAGGAAGAAGUCACCCAUUAUGAAGAAGAAGCUGCUUAUUAUGAAGAGGAAGUUCCUCAAUAUGAGGAGGAGGAGGCAGAAAUUCCCCAAUAUGAAGAGGAGGCUCCACCUCCAGUUAGAGUGCCUGAGGUGCUCAAGAAGGCUGUUCCAGAGGAAAAAAUACCUGUUCUGAAGAAAAAGGAAGUUCCUCCAGCAAAAGUGCCUGAGGUGCCAAAGAAACCUGAACCUGAAAAGAAAGUCCAGGUGCCAAAGAAGAAGGAAGCUCCCCCACCUAAAGUUCCUGAAGUGCCAAAGAAACCUGUGCAAGAGGAGAAGGUUCCAAUUCUUGUAAAGAAAAAGAAGGAUCUUCCACCAGCUAAAGUUCCUGAAGUACCAAAGAAACCUGUGCCAGAAGAGAAAGUACUUGUCCCAGUACCUAAAAAAGUGGAAGAACCUCCAUCAGCCAAAGUGCCUGAAGUGCCCAAGAAAGUUCCAGAAAAGAAAGUACCUGUCCCUGUACAUAAAAAGCCAGAGCCUUCACCAGCCAAAGUGCCAGAAAUACCAAGACCUGCUCCUGAAGAGGCACCUACUUUUAUUCCUGAAGAAGAGGAAGAAGAGGAAGCUAUUCCAGAAAUACCAGUAAAAGUGCCAGAGGUGCCCAAGAGAGCUGUACCGGAAGAAAAAGUACAUGUUGCAGUUCCUAAAGUAAAGAAAAUUCCUCCAGCUAAAGUGCCUGAGGCACCAAAGAAAGUUGUGCCUGAAGAAAAGGUUCCUAUGUUUAUUCCUGAGAAAGAAGAAGAGGAAACUAUUCCAGAGAAAACCAUACCAGCAAAAGAGCUGGAGAUUCCUAAGAAACCUGCUCCAAAAGAAAAAAUACCUGUGCCCACUCCUGACAAAAUGGACCUUCCUCCAGCAAAAGUGCCUGAGAUGCCUAAGAAACCUGUUCCAGAAGAGAAGGUACCUGUUCCUACAAAGGUGCCGGUUCCACCAGAAAAAGUACCCAAGGUGCCUAAGAAAGUUGUUCCUGAAAAGAAGGUACCUGUUGCCCCUCCUGAAAAAGUGGAAGUUCCUGCUUCAAAAGUCCCUGAGGUGCAUAAAAGAGAUGUUGCAGAAGAGAAAGUACCAGCCAUUGUUCCCAAGCCCAAAGAACCACCUCCAAGUAAAGUGCCUGAAAUACCCAAGAAACCCAUUCGGAAAGUCCCUGCUCCGGCUCCUGUUCCUGCAGCAGAGAAAUAUGAAUAUGCAUAUGAAGAGUAUGAGAAGUAUGAGACGUAUGAAAGUAUUGAAGAAUUUGAGGGGGUUCAGGAAACUGAAGAAAUUGAAGCAUAUGAGGAACCUGAAUUACCUGAGAGAUACAGAGAAAUCCAGGAACAGGAGUAUGAACUGGAGGCUGAAGAGAAGGAAGAUAUCUAUGAGAAGUAUGAGUUUAGGGAGAAAGAAGAAAUCUAUGAGAAAUAUGAGGAAGCAUAUGAGGAAACUUAUGAAAUCCCACCAGCUAUAGAACCCGAGGUGCCUAAAAGACCUCUGCCAGAAGAAAAAGUACCUGUUCCUGUUCCAAAAAAAGAAGCUCCACCAGCUAAAGUGCCAGCACUGCCAAAGAAACCUGUUCCAAAGGAGAAAGUACCCGCUGUUCCUAAAAAGGAAACGGUUCCACCAGCUGAAGGGCUGGCUGUUAUCAGAAGAGCUGUCCCUGAAGAAAAGAAACCUCCACGUGCAUCUGAAAUGAAAGUUCCCAAGAUUGAUAAGAGAGCUGUACUUGAAGACAAAAUACCCAUCUUAAUUCCUAAAGAAGAUGAGGCUCCUUUAUAUGAAGAGCCAGAAUUUUAUGAAGAUCUUCCAACAGAAGAGCUCCCUGCUAUUAUUCCUAUUAAGCCAGAAGCUCCAGCACCUAAAGCACCUGCAGUGACAAAGAAAGCAGUCUCACUUAAGAAAAUACCUGCUGCUGUGCCUAAAGAAGAAGCUCCUCCACCUCAAGUACCAAAGAAACCUGUCCACAAAGAAAAAAUACCUCCUGCUCCACAAAAAGAAGAAGCUUCACAUCUUAAAGUACGUGAAGUUUAUGAGGAAAUAUAUGUAGAAGAAGAAAUUUCCACUGUUCAUAGAAAAGAGGAGACUUCGACACCUAGAGUGCCUGCAUUUGUGAAAAUUGCUCCUGAAGUGCCUCUUGCUGUGCCUAAAAAACCAGAACCUACUCCUGUGUCUAAAAAGCCAGAAUCACCAUUUAAAGUGCCUGAAGUGCCCACAAAAGUUAUCGCUGAAGAGAAGCCUGUCCCUCUGUCUAAAAAGCCAGAAGCUCCACCCGCCAAAGUGCCAGAUGUGCCCAAGAAAAUUCCAGAAGAGAAAGUACCCAUCACUGUGCCGAAAAAACCAGAACCAACACCAGCCAAAGAGCCUGAAGUGCCCAAGAAAAUAGAAGAGAAAAUCAAAGUUGCUGAGCCUAAAAAGCCAGAAGUACCACCAGCUAAAGUGCCUGAGGUACCAAAGAAAGUGGUCCGAGAAGAGAUUUCAGUUAAAGUACCAAAGAAACCAGAACCUCCACCAACUAAAGUGCCUGAGGUACCCAAGAAAGUGGUUCCAGAAGAAAAAGUACAUGUUGAAGUUCCUAAGAAACCAGAACCUCCACCACCUAAAGAACCUGAGGUGCCAAAGAAGAUUGUUCCAGAGAAGAAAUUACCAGAACCUGUGGCUGUACCUGAAAAACCAGAACCUCUACCAGAGAAAGUGACCAAGACAACUGUCCCAGACAAGAAAGUACCUGUUGCUGUUUCUCAAAAAACAAAGGCCAUUGCAAGACCCCCCAAAACAAAGCCGUUUGUGGCACCUCAAGAACUAGAACCUGUGCGAGUAGUGCAAAAAGCAGAGCCUGAUAUGUUGCCUGAGGUUACAGGGCCUUUUGUGGCACCCCAAAAAUCAGAGCUGUUCGGGGUAGCAGAAGAAUCUGAGACUGUUUUGGUACAACAAAAAACAGAACUUGUUGUGGCAUCUGAGGAAGCACAGACAGCUGUGGCAGCCCAAAAAGCAGAGCUUUUAGUGGCAGCAGAAGAGUCUGAGACUGUUUUCCUACAACAGAAAACAGAACUUGUUGUGGCACCUGAGGAAACAAAGCCAGCUGUGGCAGCUCAAAAAGCAAAACUUUUUGUGGCAGCGGAGGAGUCUGAGACUGUUUUGGUACAACAAAAAAUAGAACUUGUUACAUCUGAGGAAACAAAGCCAGCUGUGGCAGCCCAAAAAGCAGAUAUUUUUGUGGCAGCAGAGGAGUCUGAGACUGUUUUGCUACAACAGAAAACAGAACUUGUUACAUUUGAGGAAACAAAGCCAGCUGUGGCAGCCCAUAAAACAGAGCGUUUCUUGGUGCCUAGGAAACCAGAGUUUGCUGUGGUACCUGAGGAACCCAAGCCUGAUGUGGCACCUCAAAAGCAAAAGCGUGGCGUGGUGCCAUCAAAACAAAAACGUGUUGCUGAACCCCAAAAACCAGAGCCAUUCAUGGCCCCUGAGAAACCUGAGCUCACUGCAGCACUUGAUAAGUUAGAGACAGUUGCAACACGCCAAAAAACAGAGCAUGUUGUGUCCCCCAAAACCAAACCUUUGGUGGCACCCCAAAAAACAGAACUUAUUGUAACACUUGAAGAAACAGAGUUUGCUGCAGAUUCCCAAAAAUCAAAGAUGGUUGUGGCACACCAUGAGCAAGCACCUGUCACAGUGCCUGAGGAACCAGAACCUCUUUUGGCAGCCCAGAAACUAAAGCAUUUUACAACAAUUCAAAAGCCAAAGCCUGAAGUGGCAUUUGAGGAAAUAGAACCUACUUUGGAACCUGAAGAACCACCACUAGCCAAGCUGGUCAAAAAGUCAGAGAUUGUUGCUGUACAUAAAAAACAAGCUGCUCCACGACCGAAAGAACCAGUAAUGCCUCAGAAGGCUGUCCCAGAAGAGAAAGUUCCUGUAGCUGUUCUGGAAGAAUCAGAACUUCCAUCAGCCAGAGUGCCUGAGAUGCGUGAGAGGGCUGUCCCAACAGAGAAAGUGCCAACUUCUGUACCUAAAAAACCAGGAACUCCACUUGCUAAAGUGCCCAAGGUGCCCAAGAAAGCCGCUCUGGAAGAGCCCAUGCCAGCAGCUGUGCCAAAAAAGCCAGAACCAGCACCAGCCCAAGCGCCUGAAGUGCCCAGGAAGGCUGCUCGAGAAGAAAAAGUACCUGUGGUCACUGCCAAAGCACCUGAGCCUCCAGCAGCCAGAGUGCCUGUGAUGCCGGAGGCAGAGGUCCUGGAAGAGGAAGAGGAAGAAGAAGCACCGGAAGAGGCAGAACCAGUGGCAGAGCCUGAAGAGCCAGAAGCUGCUCCAGCUGAAGUGCCUGAGGUGGUUGAGGAGGAGGAGCCAAAAGAAGAGGUUCCAGUGGUUGUUCCCAAGAAGCCUGAAGCGGUGAUCAAGAAGCCUGUGCCAGUGCCUAGGAAGCCUGAGGCAGUGACCAAGAAGCCUGAGGUGGUGCCCAAGAAGCCUGUGCCUGUGCCCAAGAAACCAGAGCCUGUGGCUCUGCCCAAGAAACCAGAACCUGUACCUGUUCUUAAAAAACCUGAGGUUCCUCCAUUGAAAGCACCAGAAGUGACAGCAAGAACUGUCCUAGAGGAGAAAGUGAUUCUUGAGACACCUAAAAAGCCAGAAUUCAAAAAACCAGAGCCUCCUCCAACCAAAGUGCUUGAGGUCCCCAAGAAAGUUGCCUCAGGGGAGGAAGUACCUGUUGCUCUUCCUAAAGUACCUGAACCUCUACCAAGUGAAGAAUAUGAAAUUGAAAAGGAAAGUGAAGCUGAAGAAACAGAAGAAAUUUCAGUAACAGAAGUAGAAGAAGCUUUACCAGUUGAAGCACCAGAACCUGAAAAGAAAAUUCCUGAAAAGCGAAAGCCAGCAGUUCCUGCACCAGUAGAAGACAUUAAACUGGCAAAAGAACUACUUAAAGCUCCUGAAGCAAAGAAGAAAGUUGUGACAGCAAAACCUGUUGAGGCUCCACAAUUGGAACCCCCACCUGCUAAAGUUCCUGGACUUGUAAAGAAACCUCGUAGAAUAAUUCCUGAAGUUACCCCUCCACCGAAAGAAGAAGUUGUUUUGAAAAGAGUUCUUAGAAAGAAACCAGAAGAGGAAGAACCUAAACCAGAGAAAGAACCUAAACCUGAAGUUAAACCAGUACCUACACCAGUAGAAAAAAUUAAGAAACCUGAAGUCUCAGAAGUUCCCAAGAAGAAAACUGAGAUACCUGUCAUUAAAAAGGAGGAGAAACAUGUUCCUGAACCACCAAAAGAACCUAAGCAGGCAGCUAUCUCAGUUCCUGGGCCUGAACCUAAACCUGCCAUAGCUUUAAAAUCUCCAAAACCAGCAGCAGAACCAGCACCAGCUGUUACUACUGCACCAGUGACAACUCCUGUUGUUGGAAAGAAAGCAGAGGCCAAGCCAACAAAAGAAGAAACUCCAAAGGGUAUCAGCCCAGUCAAAGCCAAGAAGACACCUUCACCAGCAGAUGCAGAAAGGAGGAAACUCAGGCCAGGUAGCGGUGGUGAAAAACCUCCUGAAGAGCCUCCAUUCACUUAUCAACUCAAGGCUGUGCCACUGAAGUUUGUCAAGGAGAUGAAAGAUAUAGUGCUGAAAGAAGCAGAAUCUGUUGGGUCUUCUGCAAUCUUUGAAGUCCUUAUAUCACCAUCCACUGCAAUUACCAGCUGGAUGAAAGAUGGAAGUAACAUCCGAGAGAGCCCAAAGCACAAGUUUAUUGCUGAUGGCAAAGAUAGGAAACUGCAUAUCAUUGAUGUCCAGCUGUCAGAUGCUGGUGAAUAUACUUGUGUACUACGACUAGGGAACAAAGAGAAGACCUCUACUGCCAAACUCAUUGUUGAAGAACUCCCGGUACGAUUUGUGAAAACACUUGAAGAAGAAGUCACUGUGAUUAAAGGCCAGCCACUGUACUUGACCUGUGAGCUUAAUAAAGAAAGAAGUGUGGUCUGGAGAAGGGAUGGGAAAAUCAUCAAAGACAAGCCUGGGAAAUUUGCUCUGGGUAUUAUUGGUUUGUCACAUUCCCUCACCAUCACUGAUUCAGAUGAUUCUGAUGCUGGCACCUACACUGUUACCGUGGAAGAUACUGAGCUCUCAUGCUCAUCUUGUGUUAAGGUAGUAGAAGUGAUAAGAGACUGGCUAGUAAAACCUAUAAGAGACCAGCACGUAAAGCCAAAAGGAACAGCUACUUUUACCUGUGACAUUGUCAAGGAUACACCAAACAUUAAAUGGUUUAAAGGCGAUGAGGAAAUUCCUGCUGAACCAACUGACAAGACAGAAAUCUUGAAAGAAGGAAACAAAAUUUUCCUGAAAAUUAAGAAUGCUGGCCCUGCUGAUAUUGGAGAAUAUUCAGUAGAAAUUGAAGGUCGCAGAUACCCAGCUAAACUGACUCUUGGUGAACGUGAAGUUGAACUUCUCAAGCCAUUAGAGGAUGUUACAGUUUACGAGAAAGAAACAGCAAACUUCGAUACAGAAAUAUCGGAAGAAGAUAUUCCUGGUGAAUGGAAGCUGAAAGGUGAAAUCCUGCGACCUUCACCUACAUGUGAAAUCAAAGCUGAAGGAGGAAAACGCUUCCUAACUUUGCACAAGGUCAAGUUAGAGCAAGCUGGUGAAGUCCUUUACCAAGCACUUAAUGCAGUUACUACAGCUAUCCUGACGGUGAAAGAAAUUGAACUGGACUUUGCUGUUCCCCUAAAAGAUGUCACUGUCCCUGAGAAACGCCAAGCAAGAUUUGAAUGUGUCCUUACCAGAGAAGCCAACGUUAUAUGGUCUAAAGGCACUGAUAUACUGAAGAUUGGAGAAAAGUUUGACAUCAUUGCAGAUGGAAAGAAACAUAUUCUUGUAAUCAAUGAUUCUCAGUUUGAUGAUGAAGGAGAAUACACUGCUGAAGUUGAAGGCAAGAAGAGCACCGCAAGACUGUUUGUUGAAGGUGUGAGGCUGAAGUUCAUCUCACCUCUACAGGAUCAAACAGUGAAAGAAGGAGAAACAGCUCACUUUCAGUUUGAGCUUUCUCAUGAAGACAUGCCAGUGAAAUGGUACAAAAAUGAUAAGAGACUCCAUACAAGCAGAACUGUUUUUAUUACUUCAGAAGGAAAAGUUCAUAAACUAGAAAUGAGAGAAGUAACACUUGAUGAUAUCUCUGAAAUCAAAGCUGUAGUCAAGGACAUGAACACACAAGCAAACCUCAAAGUCUUAGAGGCUGAUCCAUACUUCACUGUGAGAUUGCAAGACUACAGUGCUCUGGAGAAAGAUGAUGUUACUCUGCAGUGUGAGCUUAGCAAAGAUGUCCCAGUAAAAUGGUACAAAGAUGGUGAAGAACUAGUUGCUUCAAGCAGAAUUUCCAUAAAAACAGAUGGCGUGCGCCGUAUCCUAACAAUCAAGAAGGCUGCAGAGGGUGACAAGGGUGUUUAUGAGUGCAGCUGUGAAACGGACAAGACAAACUGUAACAUUGGCAUUGAGCCUCGCUUAAUUAAAGUGGAGCGCCCGCUGUAUGGAGUGGAAGUAUUUGUUGGUGAAACAGCACGUUUUGAAAUUGAGAUUUCUGAGCCUGAUGUCCACCCAAUAUGGAAACUGAAGGGAGAGACCCUAACGCCUUCACCUGAAUGUGAAAUCAUUGAAGAUGGGAAGAAGCAUAUUCUCAUCCUUCAUAACUGCAAACUAGAUAUGACUGGAGAAGUGUCUUUCCAAGCUGCUAAUGCUAAAAGUGCUGCCAAUCUGAAAGUGAAAGAAUUGCCUCUCAUCUUCAUUACUCCACUAAGUGAUGUGAAGGUCUUUGAGAAGGAUGAAGCCAAGUUUGAAUGUGAAGUGUCCAGAGAGCCCAAGACUUUCCGCUGGUUAAAAGGAACACAAGAGAUCACUUCUGAUGAAAGAUUUGAAAUAAUUUCGGAUGGGACAAAGCAUGCUCUGAUUAUUAAAUCUGUUGCAUUUGAUGAUGAGGCUAAAUAUAUGUUUGAAGCUGAAGAUAAAAGAACAAGUGCCAAGCUAAUUAUUGAAGGUAUUCGCCUGAAAUUCAUUACUCCUCUCAAGGAUGUAACAAAAAAGGAGCGAGAAACUGCAGUGUUCACAGUGGAACUCUCUCAUGAAAAUAUCCCCGUUAUCUGGUUCAAGAAUGACCAACGGUUACAUACCAGUAAAGUGGUUUCAAUGACAGAUGAUGGCAAAUUUCAUACACUCACGAUCAAAGAUCUUACUAUUGAUGAUACUUCUCAGAUUAGAGUGGAAGCUAUGGGCAAAUCCUCAGAAGCUAAACUCACUGUUCUGGAGGGAGACCCUUACUUCACUGGGAAGCUUCAGGAUUACACAGCUGUAGAGAAAGAUGAAGUGAUUUUACAGUGUGAAAUCAGCAAAGCAGAUGCCCCAGUGAAAUGGAUGAAGGAUGGCAAACCAAUUACUCCAUCAAAGAAUGUUGUUAUUAAGGCUGAUGGUAAAAAGAGAAUACUUAUACUGAAGAAAGCUUUGAAGAAAGACAUUGGACAGUAUACUUGUGAUUGUGGUACCGAUCAAACCUCUGCUAACCUCAAUAUUGAAGACAGAGAUAUUGAAAUCAUCCGUCCGCUAUACAGUGUGGAGGUGAUUGAGACAGAGACUGCCCGUUUUGAUAUUGAAAUAUCUGAGGAAGGUGUCCAUGGCAAUUGGAAGCUAAAAGGAGAACCCCUGACUGAAUCACCUGACUGUGAAAUCAAGGAGGAAGGCAAAAAGCACUUUCUUACCUUGUACAAUGUACGUUUAGAUCAAGCUGGGGGAGUAGAUUUCCAAGCAGCAAAUGCCAAAUCUGGUGCUCACCUUCGAGUGAAACCUCGAGUAAUAGGCUUGCUGAGACCUCUCAAGGAUGUAACAGUGACAGCUGGGGAAUCUGCAACUUUUGAUUGUGAACUCUCUUAUGAGGGAAUCCCAGUAGAGUGGUACCUGCAAGGAAAGAAACUGGAGCCCAGUGAUAAGGUUGUCACACGUGCUGAAGGGAGAGUUCACACACUUAUUCUUAGAGAUGUCAAGUUAACAGAUGCCGGAGAAGUGUCACUGGCUGCAAAAGAUUUCAGAACUCAGGCAAAUCUUUUUGUGAAAGAACCCCCAGUUGAAUUUACUAAACCACUUGAGGAUCAGACUGUUGAAGAGGAGGCCACUGCAAUACUGGAAUGUGAAGUUUCCAGGGAAAAUGCAAAAGUGAAAUGGUUUAAAAAUGGAGAAGAAGUUCAUAAAACAAAGAAGUAUGAUAUCAUUUCUGAAGGCAGAGUCAGAAAACUCAUUAUCCAUGGCUGCACACUGGAUGAUGCAAAAACAUAUACCUGUGAUGCCAAAGAUUUUAAGACAUCAUGUUUUCUCAAUGUUGAACCUCUUCGUGUUGAGUUCCUGAGGCCACUAACUGAUCUUGAAGUUAAAGAAAAAGAGACUGCUCGGUUUGAAUGUGAAAUUUCUCGCCCAGGUGUCAAGGUGAAGUGGUUCAAGGAUGGCAUUGAAAUUAGAAAAGGCAAGAAGUAUGAUAUAAUUUCCAAAGGGGCAGAACGCGUUCUUGUUAUUAGUAAAUGUCUCUUUGAUGAUGAAGCUGAAUAUGCCUGUGAAGCCAAAACAGCUAGAACUUCUGGCCUACUUACAGUGAUAGAGGAAGAAGCUGUUUUCACAAAACAUCUUCAUGAUCUUGAAGUAAAUGAAAAUGAGACUGUAAGGUUGAUCUGUGAAGUCUCAAAGCCUAAUGCUGAAGUUACUUGGUUUAAAGGAGAUGAGGAGGUGCCUGAUGGUGGUAGAUUUGAAUACAUUUCUGAUGGCCGAAAGAGAAUUCUUGUCAUACGUAAUGCUCAUCCUGAGGAUGCUGGCAAAUAUACUUGCAAACUACCAAGCUCUAGUACAACAGGAAAACUUACUGUACAUGAACUUGCUGCAGAAUUUCUUACCAGACCACAAAAUCUUGAAGUUCUUGAAGGAGACAAAGCUGAAUUUGCCUGUUCAGUAUCCAAAGAGGCAAUUACAGUACAAUGGCUGUGGGGUGACACAGUCCUGGAACCUGGUGAUAAGUACGACAUCAUUUCAGAUGGCAAAAAGAGGACACUUGUGGUUAAAGACUCCAUUAUAGGAGAUGCAGGAAAGUACACUGUCAUGGUUGGUGAAGCUAAAGCUACAGCACGCCUGACAGUGAUUGAAAAACUCAGGAUUGUAACUCCCCUUAAGGACCAAGAAGUUAAUGAGGGUCAAGAAAUUAUCUUCAACUGUGAAGUAAAUAAAGAGGGUGCCAAAGAGAAGUGGUACAAAAAUGGCGAGGCAAUAUUUGAUAGUGCAAAAUAUAUUAUUGUCCAGAAGGAUUUAGUUUAUACUCUCCGAAUCAGGGAUACACAGUUGAAAGAUCAAGCAACAUACAGUAUCUCACUGUCAAACCACAGAGGGGAACAUGCUGAGAGCUCUGCUGCCUUAACAGUAUUAGAGGAGGAUCUUAGAAUUGUUGAACCCCUUGAAGACAUUGAGACCAUGGAAAAGAAAACUGUCACAUUCUGGUGCAAAGUCAAUCGUCUUAAUGCAACUCUCAAAUGGACAAAGAAUGGUGAAGAGAUCACCUUUGACAAGCGUGUUCUGUAUAAAAUUGAUAAAUACAAACACUCACUCAUCAUUAAAGACUGUGGCUUUAAAGAUGAAGGUGAAUACACUGUAACUGCUGGACAAGACAAAUCUGUUGCAGAACUUCUCAUCACAGAAGCACCAGCAGAUUUCAUUGAACAUCUCCAGGACCAGACCGUCACUGAAUUUGAUGAUGCUGUCUUUACCUGCCAGCUUUCCAAGGAGAAAGCUAGUGUAAAAUGGUACAGAAAUGGCAGAGAAAUCAAAGAAGGCAAAAAAUAUCAGUUUGAAAAGGAUGGAAAUCUUCACAGAUUAAUCAUAAAAGACUGUAGACUAGAUGAUGAAUGUGAAUAUUCCUGUGGAGUGGAUGACAGAAAAUCUAGGGCAAGACUUUUUGUUGAAGAAAUCCCUGUGGAGAUUAUUCGACCACCGCAAGAUGUUUAUGAAGCUCCUGGUGCAGAUGUCAUCUUCAUGGCUGAACUGAACAAAGAUGGUGUGGAAGUCAAGUGGCUGAGAAACAACAUGAUUAUCAUCCAAGGUGACAAACAUCAAAUGAUGAGUGAAGGAAAAGUCCAUAGGCUGCAGGUGUGCGAUAUAAAGCCUCGCGACCAAGGAGAAUACAGAUUUAUUGCUAAAGAUAAGGAAGCAAGAGCUAAACUUGAAUUAGCUGCUGCACCUAGAAUCAAGACUGGUGAUCAAAACCUAGUGGUUGAUGUUGGGAAGCCUUUAACUAUGACUGUUCCAUAUGAUGCCUACCCAAGAGCAGAAGCUGAAUGGUUGAAAGGGGAGGAAAGUCUACCAACAACAACUGUUGAUACAACAACUGACUGUACUACCUUCAAAAUUUAUGAAGCAAAGAAAUCAGAUAAAGGAAGGUACAAGGUUGUACUUCGAAACAAACAUGGACAGGCAGAAGCUUUCAUCAAUGUAAAGGUCAUUGAUGUUCCAGGGCCAGUUAGAAACUUGGAAGUCACUGAAACUUAUGAUGGUGAAGUUGGCCUUGCCUGGCAAGAACCAGAAAGUGAUGGUGGAAGUAAAAUCAUUGGCUAUGUUGUUGAAAGGCGUGAUAUCAAGCGUAAGACUUGGAUUGUGGCCACUGAUCAUGCUGAAAAUUGUGAAUACACUGUUACUGGACUUCAGAAAGGAGGAGUUGAGUACCUCUUCCGUGUAAGCGCACGGAACCGAGUGGGUACUGGUGAACCAGUAGAAACAGAGAGACCUGUGGAAGCUAAAAGCAAAUUUGAUGUUCCUGGUCCUCCUCAAAAUGUAGAAGUUACUGAUGUGAAUAGGUCUGGUGCUACGCUUACCUGGGAAGUUCCUGAGUAUGAUGGAGGAUCUCCAAUUACUGGCUAUGUUAUUGAACUGCGUAACAGAGGUUCCAUCAAAUGGGAGCCAACUAUGACCACUGGAGCUGAUGAACUGUCAGCUGUCCUGACUGAUGUUGUGGAAAAUGAAGAAUAUUUCUUCAGAGUUAGAGCUCAAAAUAUAGUUGGAGUUGGCAAACCAAGUCAUCCUACACGUGCAGUGAAGAUUAUGGACCCAAUUGAGAGACCAAGUCCUCCCAUUAACCUUGAUCAUUCAGAUCAAACAAAAACAUCAGUGCAGCUCACAUGGGAGCCUCCACUCGAAGAUGGAGGAAGUCCAAUCUUAGGAUAUAUUAUUGAAAGGAGAGAAGAAGGAACAGACAAAUGGAUCCGCUGUAACCCAAAACUAGUACCAGCGCUUACAUUUAAGGUAACUGGAUUGAAAGCAGGGUCUAGCUAUUACUACAGAGUCUCAGCAGAAAAUGCAGCUGGGGUGUCUGAUCCAGCUGAGGCUAUUGGACCAUUAACUGCAGACGAUCCUUUUGUUGGACCUACAAUGGACCUAAGUGCAUUUAAAGAUGGACUAGAAGUUAUUGUUCCAGAGCCAAUAAAGAUCCAUGUUCCUAUCACUGGCUACCCUAUUCCAACUGCCACAUGGUCUUUUGGUGAGCAAGUCUUAGAAGAAGGUGAUCGUGUAACAAUGAAGACCACUGCUGCCUUUGCAGAACUUGUAAUUACUCCAAGCGAACGUCCAGACAAGGGAAUUUAUACCUUAACAUUAGAAAACCCUGUAUCAUCUGUUUCAGGAGAAAUCAAUGUUAACGUCAUUGCUCGCCCAGGUGCUCCAAAAGAGCUUAAAGUUGUAGACGUAAGCAGGAGUACAGUACAGCUGUCAUGGGAACCUCCAGAAGAUGAUGGUGGAAGUCCAGUUAUUGACUAUAUAAUUGAAAAACGUGAAGUAAGCCGGAAAACAUGGAUCAAGGUUAUGGAUCAUGUCGUGGACCAAGAGUUGUCUGUACCUGAUCUCAUCCAAGGAAAAGAAUAUUUAUUUAGAGUUUCUGCACGCAAUAAGUGUGGUCCAGGAGAGCCUGCAUAUAUUGAUGAACCCAUAAAUAUGUCAGCACCAGCAACGGUGCCCGAUCCACCUGAGAAUGUUAAAUGGAGAAAUCCAACUUCAAAAGGAAUCUUCCUAACAUGGGAACCUCCCAAAUAUGAUGGUGGUGCUCGCAUCAAGGGCUAUCUGGUAGAAAAAUCACAACGUGGCACAGAUAAGUGGGAGAUAUGUGGGGAGCCUGUUAUUGAAACAAAAAUGGAAGUAACAAAACUUAAGGAAGGAGAGUGGUAUGCAUAUCGGGUUAAGGCUUUGAACAGAAUAGGAGCAAGCAAGCCAAGCAAGCCAACAGAUGAUAUUCAGGCCAUUGAUGCGAAAGAGGCUCCAGAAAUUUUCUUAGAUGUGAAACUGCUCGCUGGACUCACUGUGAAAGCUGGAACUAAAAUUGAGCUGCCGGCCAAAAUAACUGGAAAGCCUGAGCCCCGAAUUACUUGGACCAAGGCCGAAAAAAUACUGAGACCUGAUGAUAGAAUCACUAUUGAAACGAAACCUGGUCAUUCUACAGUCACUAUUACAGACAGCAAGAGGAGUGACAGUGGAACCUACAUUAUAGAAGCUGUAAAUUCCAGUGGACGUGCUACAGCUGUUGUUGAAGUUAAUGUUCUCGAUAAACCUGGUCCACCAGCUGCAUUUGAUGUAUCAGAAAUCACUAAUGAAUCCUGCCUUCUGACAUGGAAUCCUCCCCGAGAUGAUGGAGGUUCUAAAAUUACUAACUAUAUCCUUGAGCAAAGAGCUACAGACAGUGAAAUAUGGCAUAAAUUGUCAUCAACUAUCAAGGACACUUCAUUCAGAGCUACCAAUUUAACUCCUCAUAAGGAAUAUGUGUUCCGAGUCAGUGCUGAGAACAUGUAUGGUAUUGGGGAGCCAGUACAGUGUAACCCCAUCAUUGCAAAAUAUUCCUUUGAUCCACCAGGCCCUCCAACAGGUCUCAAGCCUAUAGAGGUUACCAAAGAUUCAGUGACCCUAACAUGGAAUGAACCAGAUGAAGAUGGUGGCAGCCCCAUUACUGGCUACUGGGUUGAGAGAUACGAUCCUGAGCAGGAUAAAUGGAUAAAAUGCAAUAAAAUGCCAGUGAAAGAUACAACAUUCAAAGUUAAAGGUCUUACAAAUAAGAAGAAAUACAAGUUCCGUGUCUUGGCAGAGAAUCUUGCAGGACCUGGAAAACCAAGCAAGGAAACAGAGCCAAUCUUAGUGAAAGAUCCAAUUGAUCCACCAUGGCCCCCUGGAAAGCCAACAGUGAAGGAUGUUGGCAAAACGUCAUUAUUUCUGAACUGGACAAAGCCAGAACACGAUGGAGGGGCAAAGAUUGAGUCUUACGUCAUUGAACUGUUAAAGACUGGAACAGAUGAGUGGGUGAGAGUGGCUGAAGGAGUGCCCACAACUGAACACUUUCUCAAAGGACUUAUGGAGAAACAAGAAUAUUCAUUCCGUGUAAGAGCUGUGAACAAGGCUGGAGAGAGUGAGCCUAGUGAACCCAGUGACCCUGUGCUGUGCAAGGAGAGGCUGUUUCCUCCUUCUCCUCCUCGAUGGCUUGAGGUUAUUAAUAUUACUAAAAACACAGCAGAUCUUAAAUGGACAGUGCCAGAAAAAGAUGGGGGCUCCCCAAUUACCAACUACAUUGUUGAAAAGAGAGACGUAAGGAGAAAAGGCUGGCAGACUGUAGAUACAACAGUGAAAGAUACCAAGUACACAGUGAGCCCACUGACUGAAGGCUCAUUGUAUGUCUUCCGUGUGGCUGCUGAAAAUGCCAUUGGGCAAAGUGACUACUGUGAAAUUGAAGAUUCAGUGCUUGCUAAAGAUACUUUCACAACCCCUGGGCCUCCGUAUGCUCUUACAGUAGUUGAAGUGACAAAAGGUCAUGUUGAUUUGAAAUGGGAACCACCUAAGAAUGAUGGUGGCAGACCAAUUCAAAGAUAUGUUAUUGAAAAGAAAGAAAAACUAGCCACCCGCUGGGUAAAAGCUGGCAAGACAGCUGGUCCAGAUUGCAAUUUCAGAGUGACUGAUGUCAUCGAAGGUAUAGAUGUACAGUUCCAGGUUCGUGCAGAAAAUGAAGCUGGCUGUGGUCAUCCCAGUGAACCAACUGAUCUCAUUCAUAUUGAAGAUCCAACAAGCCCUCCUUCACCUCCUCAGGAUUUACAUGUCACAGAUGCAGGUCGAAAUCAUAUUUGCAUUGCAUGGAAGCCACCAGAGAAGAAUGGUGGAAGUCCUAUUAUUGGGUACAACGUUGAGUUGUGUGAAGCAGGAACAGAAAAAUGGAUGCGAAUCAAUUCUCGUCCAAUAAAAGAUCUAAAAUGCAAAGUGGAGGAAGGUGUUGUUCCAGACAAGGAAUAUGUGCUGAGAGUCAGAGCAGUCAAUGCUGUUGGAGCCAGUGAGCCAUCAGACAUCUCAGAAAAAGUUGUUACCAAGGACCCGGACUGUAAUCCAACCAUUGAUCUAAAAACUCGUGAUAUUGUUGUUGUUAAAGGACAGAAAUUAAGUAUCCCUGUACCCUUCAGAGCUGUUCCAUCCCCAACAAUCACAUGGCACAAAGAUGGCAAAGAGUUAAAAGCUGGUGACAGAACAACGAUGAAGAGUGACUACACUUCUGCAUUGCUUGAAGUCAUAGAGAGUGUUCAUGCUGAUGCUGGCGUUUAUACAAUUACAUUGGAGAACAAACUGGCAUCGACAACUGGCUCUGUCAACGUCAAAGUCAUUGGUCCACCUGGACAGUGUAAAGACAUUAAGGCAAGCGAAAUAACUAAGAAUUCUUGUAAGGUAACCUGGGAACCUCCAGACUUUGAUGGUGGUACUCCUAUUCUGCAUUAUGUUCUGGAACGCAGAGAAGCUGGUCGUAGAACAUAUCUCCCAGUAAUGUCUGGUGAAAAUAAACUCUCAUGGCAUGUCAAAGAUCUUAUCCCAAACAGUGAAUAUUACUUCCGUGUUAAAGCUGUCAAUAAAAUUGGAGGAGGUGAAUAUCUUGAACUAAGAAACCCAAUUAUUGCAGAAGAUCCAAAACAGCCUCCAGAUCCUCCUGUUGACCUUGAGACCCAUAAUCCAACAUCAAAAUCAGUAACUCUUACAUGGAAACCACCACUGUUUGAUGGCGGAAGCAAGAUUAUGGGCUACAUAAUAGAAAAGCUUGCUAAGGGCAAGGAUGUAUGGGAAAGAUGCAAUGAAUAUCUGGUACCUCUAUUAACCUAUCCAGUGAAAGGUCUUGAGGAAGGGAAGGAAUACCAAUUUCGUGUUCGUGCUGAGAAUGCUGCUGGUAUUAGUGAGCCUUCUCGGAUUACUCCUUUUGUGAAAGCUGUGGAUCCCAUUGAGUCUCCCAAAGUCUUCCUUGCUGCAAACCUGCAGUCUGGUCUUGAGGUGAAGAAAGGUGAUGAGAUCAUACUUGAGGCACAUAUUUCAGGAUCACCUUAUCCAUCUAUUACUUGGCUGAGGAAUGAUGAAGUUAUCAGACCAGAGGAAAUCAAAAAGAGAGUAACCACAUAUACUAGGAAGAAGAAGGGUGUAACUGAAGAAGAGGAACCUUUUCAGCUUUCACUGCCAGAACGUAUGAGUAUUGACAACCAUAAAAAAGGAGAGUCUGUGCUAUCAAUUCGUGACUCCAUCAGAGCUGACCAUGGCACAUUUACAAUUAAAGUGGAAAAUGAUCAUGGUGUUGCAAAAGCGUCCUGUGAAGUUAAUGUGUUAGAUACUCCUGGGCCUCCAGUCAACUUUGUAUUUGAAGACAUGAGGAAAAAUUCUGUCAUUUGCAAGUGGGACCCUCCCCUUGAUGAUGGUGGAAGCGAAAUCCUGAACUAUGUACUGGAAAAGAAAGACAACACAAAAGCUGAAAUAGGCUGGGUUACUAUCAGCUCAACACUCAGGCACUGUCAAUUCCAUGUAACAAAACUGAUUGAAGAGAAAGAAUAUCUCUUCCGUGUAUUUGCUGAAAAUAGAGUUGGAGCAGGGCCACCAUGUGUUUCAAAACCAAUGACAGCAAAAGAUCCUUUCUCUCCACCAGAUCCACCUAAUAAGCCUGACGUGGAAGAUGUUACCAGCAACAGUAUGUUGGUUAAAUGGAAUGAACCAAAAGACAAUGGCAGCCCAAUCAUAGGAUAUUGGAUUGAAAAACGUGAAAUUAAUGGCACUCAUUGGGCUCGAGUCAACAGGAAUCUUGUGAAUGCUCUGGAACUAAAAGUUGAAGGACUAUUGGAAGGAUUAACCUAUAUCUUCAGAGUUUGUGCUGAAAAUGCAGCUGGCCCUGGUAAAUUCAGUCCACCAUCAGAUCCAAAAACUGCACAGGACCCAAUAAUGCCACCUGGUCCACCCAUUCCAAGGGUUGCUGAUACAACCUCAGUUUCUAUUGAGUUAGAAUGGGAACCUCCUAUGUAUAAUGGUGGUGGAGAUAUCACUGGUUACCAUGUAUACAAACAAUUAAUGGGAACAAAAGAAUGGUCUCGUUGCACAGAGAAGCCCAUUAAGGUCCGGCAGUAUACUGUGAAAGAAGUCAGAGAAGGUGCAGACUAUAAACUUCGUGUUACUGCACUUAAUGCAGCUGGUGAAGGACCACCUGGUGAAACUGAACCUGUAACCGUUGCAGAACCCCAAGAGCCUCCUACUGUUGAGCUGGAUGUUUCUGUCAAAGCAGGCAUUCAGAUCAUGGCUGGGCAAACAAUUAAAAUUCCUGCUACUGUGACAGGGCGUCCUGCUCCCACCAUUGUAUGGACUGUGGAGGAAGGUGAAUUGGACAAAGAUAGAGUUGUUAUUGAAAAUGUUGGCACAAAAUCAGAAUUAACCAUUAAGAAUGCAUUGAGAAAAGACCAUGGAAGAUAUGUAAUUACUGCAACAAACAGUAGUGGUUCCAAAUCAGCGGGGACCAGAGUAGAAGUAUUUGAUGUUCCUGGACCAGUACUUGACCUAAAGCCAGUGGUCACAAACAGAAAGAUGUGCUUGCUUAACUGGUCUGAUCCUGAAGAUGAUGGAGGCAGUGAUAUCAUAGGCUUUAUUGUUGAACGGAAAGAUGCCAAAAUGCAUACAUGGAGACUAGCUAUCGACACAGAAAGAUCUAAAUGUGAUAUUACAGGUCUAGUUGAAGGGCAGGAAUAUAAAUUUCGUGUCAGUGCCAAGAACAAGUUUGGUACCGGUCCAGCUGUUGAAAUAGGACCAAUUCUUGCAGUUGAUCCAUUAGGUCCUCCAACAGCACCUGAGAGAUUCAUGUACACAGAGAGGACAAAGUCAACCAUUACACUUGAUUGGAAGCCUCCACGUAGUGAUGGUGGUAGUCCUAUCUUAGGAUAUAUUGUCGAGAAGAGGAGGCAUGAUUCAAAAGACUAUGAAAGAGUGAACCCAAGGCUCUGUCCAACCACAUCUCUUCUCGUUGAAAAACUUGAUGAACUCCAUAUGUAUGAAUUCCGUGUCAAAGCUGUUAAUGAGAUUGGAGAGAGUGAACCGUCAUUGCCCCUCAAUGUAGUUAUACAGGAUGAUGAAGUACCUCCCACUGUAACAUUACGCUUAGCUGUGAGAGGAGAUACUAUCAAAGUGAAGGCAGGAGAGCCAGUUAAUAUUCCUGCUGAUGUGACUGGACUGCCAAUGCCGAAGAUUGAAUGGGACAAGAAUGAAGUUUUAAUUGACCAAACAUCCAGUGCGCUUAAGAUAACAAAGGAAGAAGUAUCAAGAAGUGAGGCAAAAACUGAACUUACCCUGCCUGCAGCCACAAGAGAUGAUAAAGGCACUUACACUGUGAGAGCUACCAAUCGUCUCGGCACUGCGUUUCGCAAUGUGCAUGUUGAAGUGUAUGAUCGUCCUUCUCCACCAAGAAACCUUGCUGUUUCUGAUAUUAAAGCAGAAUCAUGCUAUUUAACAUGGGAUGCACCUCUUGAUAAUGGUGGUAGUGAAAUUACCCAUUACAUUAUUGAGAAACGUGAUGCUAGUAGGAAGAAGUCAGAGUGGGAAGAAGUCUCCAACAGUGCUGUAGACAGAAGAUAUGGGGUGUGGAAUCUUGCAACAAAUGAAAAAUACCAGUUUAGAGUCCGGGCUGUAAACAAAUAUGGAAUAAGUGAUGAAUGCCUCUCAGAAAAAGUUGUUAUUAAGGAUCCCUAUGGCCUUCCUGGACCUCCUGGAAAGCCCAAAAUUUUAGAUCACACUAGGUCAUCAAUGCUGGUGGCAUGGGAGCCUCCUUUGGACAACGGUGGCAGCCCAAUAACUGGCUAUUGGUUGGAGAAGAGAGAGGUGGGAGGUGUCUACUGGUCACGAGUUAAUAGGGCUCCAGUAACGAAACCAUCAGUAAAGGGUUUACAGUACAAUGUGCUUCGCUUGGCUGAAGGUGUUGAAUAUCAGUUCAGAGUUAUGGCUGAAAAUCUUGCUGGAAUUGGCCCACCCAGUGAGCCAUCAGAUCCUGCUUUAGCAGCAGAUCCCAUAUUUGUGCCUGGCCCACCAUCUUGUCCAGAGAUCAAAGACAAAACCAAAUCAUCUGUAUCUCUUGCGUGGAAGCCUCCACAAAAGGAUGGUGGUAGCCCAAUAAAAGGAUAUAUUGUUGAAAUGCAAGAUGAAGGUAGUACUGACUGGAAAAAGGUGAAUGAAGGAGACAAACUCUUUCCCACUUGCGAAUGUGUUAUUCCCAAUUUGAAAGAGCUCAGAAAAUACCGAUUCAGGGUGAAAGCUGUAAAUGCUGCUGGAGAAUCAGAACCAAGUCCUGCGACAUCUGACGUACCUAUCCAAGAUAUUUUAGAGGAACCAGAAAUCUUCCUUGAUAUUGGAGCACAGGAUUUUCUCUCUUGUCGUGCUGGCACAACAAUUAAAAUCCCAGCUGUUAUCAAAGGUCGUCCAGUUCCAAAAUCAUUUUGGGAAUUUGAAGGAAAAGCAAAGACAACAGCAAAGGAGGGAGGUCAUAAUGUACCUGAAGAAGCUCAGGUGGAAGCAACUGAUACACGUUCAGUGAUAAUCAUCCCUGAGUGCAACAGAAGUCAUUCGGGACGAUACAGUAUUACAGCAAAAAACAAAGCAGGACAAAAAACAGCACAUAUCAGAGUCAAUGUUCUUGAUGUCCCAGGUCCACCAAAAGACCUAAAAGUAAGUGAUAUCACAAGAGGUAGUUGCAAACUUUCAUGGAAGAUGCCAGAUGAUGAUGGCGGAGAUAGAAUCAGAGGAUAUGUUAUUGAAAAAAGAACUAUUGAUGGGAAAGCCUGGACAAAAGUCAAUGCAAACUGUGGAAGCACUUCCUUUGUUGUGCCUGAUCUAAUAUGUGGUCAAGAGUAUUUCUUCCGGGUACGUGCAGAAAACCGUUUUGGUGUUGGCCCACCUGCAGAAACUAUCCAACGAACCACAGCCAGGGAUCCAAUCCAUCCUCCUGAUCCACCUAUUAAAUUGAAGAUUGGCCUUGUAACCAAGAACACAGUGAGCUUGACGUGGAAACCUCCAAAGAAUGAUGGCGGAGCUCCUGUUACUCAUUAUAAUGUUGAAUGUCUCCAUUGGGAUCGUACUGGAGAAGUGAAAGAGACUUGGAAACAGUGCAAUAGACGUGAUGUGGAGGAAACAAAGUUUACUGUUGAGGAUCUUAUAGAAGGUGGUGAAUAUGAAUUCAGAGUCAAGGCUGUAAACAUAGCAGGUCCUAGCAGGCCUUCAGCUACUGUUGGUCCACUUGUUGUCAAAGACCAAACGUGCCCACCAUCUAUUGAACUCAAAGAAUUUAUGGAGGUUGAAGAAGGAACAGAUGUUAACAUUGUGGCCAAGAUAAAGGGCAUACCCUUCCCAGCACUAACUUGGGAAAAAGCUUCUCCAAAGAAACCGGAUGACAAAAAGCCAGUGUCAUAUGACCAACAUGUCAACAAGAUUGUUGGUGAAGAUUCUUGCACUUUAUUGAUUCAGCAGUCUCGCAGAAGUGAUACAGGUUUAUAUACUAUAACAGCUGUAAAUAAUUUGGGAACUGCUUCAAAGGAGAUGAGACUAAAUGUUCUGGGCCGUCCUGGACCUCCAGUGGGCCCAAUUAAGUUUGAAUCCAUUUUGGCUGACAAAAUGACAAUAUCGUGGCUUCCUCCGUUAGAUGAUGGUGGUUCUAAGAUUACAAACUAUGUUAUUGAGAAAAAAGAAGCAAAUAGGAGAACGUGGGUACCAGUUACAAAUGAGCCCAAGGAAUGUUUAUUCACUAUUCCCAAGUUGAUGGAAGGCCAUGAGUAUGUGUUCCGCAUUAUGGCACAAAAUAAGUAUGGUAUUGGAGAACCUUUGGACAGUGAACCAGAAACAGCAAGAAACCUUUUCACUGUUCCUGGACCAUGUGACAAACCAACAGUUAGCAGUAUAACACGUGACUCUAUGACUGUAAAUUGGGAAGAACCAGAACAUGAUGGUGGCUCUCCUAUUACCGGUUACUGGUUGGAGCGCAAAGAAACUACCGGAAAGAGAUGGACCAGGAUUAAUCGUGACCCAAUCAAACCUAUGGCACUCGGUGUUUCAUACAAAGUUACUGGUCUUAUUGAAGGUUCUGAAUAUCAAUUUCGUGUAUCGGCUAUUAAUGCAGCUGGUGUUGGACCACCAAGCAUGCCGUCUGAUCCAGCAAUUGCUAGAGACCCUAUUGCCCCACCUGGCCCUCCUAUUCCAAAAGUUACUGAUUGGACAAAAUCUUCUGUGGACUUGGAGUGGACUCCACCAUUAAAGGAUGGAGGCUCUAGGAUCACUGGGUACAUUGUUGAGUAUAAAGAGGAAGGAAAAGAAGAAUGGGAAAAGGUAAAGGAUAAAGAAAUCAGAGGAACCAAGUUUGUUGUAGCAGGAUUAAAAGAAGGGUGUUUUUAUAAAUUUAGAGUAAGGGCAGUGAAUGCUGCUGGCAUUGGAGAGCCUGGAGAAGUCACAGACAUUAUUGAAAUGAAGGACAGAAUUGUGGCUCCUGAUAUUAAUUUGGAUGCAAGUGUCAGGGACAGAAUUGUUGUUCAUGCUGGAGGAGUAAUUCGGAUCAUAGCAUAUGUAUCAGGAAAACCUGCUCCAACAGUGAGUUGGAGCAGAGAUGAUCGAGCUUUACCAGAAGAAGCUAAAAUUGAAGAAACAGCUAUAAGUUCUUCUUUAGUCAUCAAGAAUUGCAAACGGAGCCACCAGGGUAUAUACACUCUUCUUGCUAAAAAUGCAGGUGGUGAGCGGAAGAAGACCAUUAUUGUUGAUGUGCUAGAUGUGCCAGGCCCAGUUGGCAUGCCAUUCCUUACUGAGAACCUAACAAAUGACUCUUGUAAAUUGACAUGGUUUACUCCAGAAGAUGAUGGUGGUUCUCCUAUUACCAACUACAUAAUUGAAAAACGUGAAUCUGACCAUAGAGCCUGGACUCCAGUAAGCUAUACAGUUACAAGACAGAACGCUGUUGUUCAGGGACUGACUGAAGGGAGUGCCUACUUUUUCCGAAUUGCAGCAGAGAAUAUUAUUGGCAUGGGUCCUUUCACAGAGACAACAAAAGAACUUAUCAUUAGAGAUCCAAUAACUGUUCCUGACCGUCCUGAAGACCUGGAGGUUAAAGCAGUUACAAAGAACUCUGUUACAUUAACUUGGAAUCCUCCAAAAUAUAAUGGAGGCUCGGAUAUCACCAUGUAUGUUCUGGAGAGUCGUCUCAUUGGAAAAGAAAAAUUCCACAGAGUUACUAAGGAGAAAAUGCUUGAUAGGAAAUAUACUGUAGAAGGCUUGAAAGAGGGUGACACCUAUGAAUAUCGUGUGAGUGCUUGCAACAUUGUGGGGCAAGGCAAGCCAUCAUUUUGCACAAAACCAAUCACAUGCAGGGAUGAAAUCGCUCCUCCAACACUUGACCUUGACUUCAGAGACAAACUUAUUGUUCGGGUUGGUGAAGCUUUCAGCCUAACUGGACGUUACUCAGGAAAGCCUACACCAAAGAUUACUUGGCUGAGGGAUGAUAUUGUUUUGAAAGAAGAUAACCGUACAAAGAUUAAGACAACUCCUACAACACUUUGUCUGGGGGUACUAAAAUCUGUCCGUGAAGAUUCAGGCAAAUACUGUGUUAUUGUAGAGAACAGCACAGGAUCAAGAAAAGGGUUUUGUCAAGUUACUGUUGUUGAUCGCCCGUCACCUCCAGUGGGUCCAGUUAUAUUUGAUGAAGUUCAUAAAGAUCAUAUGAUAGUUUCCUGGAAACCUCCACUUGAUGAUGGAGGCAGUGAAAUUACAAACUACAUUAUUGAGAAGAGGGAUACACACAGAGACCUGUGGAUGCCAGUUACAUCUGCUACAGUUAAGACAACAUGCAAAAUUCCUAAGCUGCUUGAAGGAAGAGAAUAUCAAGUUCGAAUUUAUGCUGAAAAUCUCUAUGGCAUAAGUGAUCCUCUCAUCUCUGAUGAGAUGAAAGCCAAGGACCGUUUCAGUGUUCCUGAUGCACCUGAACAACCAGUUAUUAAGGAUGUUACAAAAGACUCUGCAGUAGUAGUUUGGAACAAACCAUAUGAUGGAGGCAAGCCAAUAACAAACUAUAUUGUGGAAAAGAAGGAAACAAUGGCUACUAGAUGGGUCAGAGUUACCAAAGACCCAAUUUUCCCAAGUACUCAGUUCAAAGUACCUGACCUCCUUGAAGGCUGCCAGUAUGAAUUCCGUGUUUCAGCAGAAAAUGAAAUUGGUGUUGGUAAUCCUAGUCCACCAUCAAAGCCAAUUUUUGCUAGAGAUCCAAUUGUAAAACCAAGUCCACCUGUUAAUCCGGAAGCAGUAGAUAAAACUAAGAAUUCUGUUGACUUGACUUGGCAACCACCACGCCAUGAUGGUAAUGGAAAGAUAAUUGGCUACCUUGUUGAAUAUCAGAAGGUUGGAGAUGAAGAAUGGAAAAAGGCCAAUCUUACACCAGAUUCUUGUCCUGAGACAAAAUAUAAAGUCACUGGACUUACUGAGGGUUUGACCUAUAAGUUCAGGGUCAUGGCAGUCAAUGCAGCAGGUGAAUCUGAACCAGCCUAUGUUCCUGAUCCAGUAGAAGUAAAGGACAGACUUGAACCUCCUGAGCUGAUACUUGAUGCUAAUAUGGCCCGGGAACAGCAUGUAAGAGCAGGAGAUACACUGAGACUUAGUGCUGUUAUUAAAGGUGUUCCGUUUCCAAAAGUUUCUUGGAAGAAAGAAGACAAGGAAGUCUCACCCAAAGCUGAUAUUGAGGUUACAGGUGUUGGCAGUAAGCUUGAAAUUCGUAACGCUGCCCAUGAAGAUGGUGGAAUUUACUCCCUGACAGUUGAAAAUCCAGCUGGUUCAAAGACUGUUUCAGUGAAAGUUCUUGUCUUAGAUAAGCCUGGUCCACCUAGAAAUCUGCAAGUCAGUGAUGUUAGAAGUGAUUCUUGCUACCUGACAUGGAAGGAACCAGAAGAUGAUGGUGGCUCUGUUAUUACCAACUAUGUGGUGGAAAGGAAAGAUGUAGCUUCUGCACAGUGGGUAUCUGUCUCAUCGACCUCCAAGAAACGCAGUCACAUGGCUAAAUAUCUCAUGGAAGGCACUCAGUAUCUUUUCCGAGUUGCAGCUGAGAAUCUGUUUGGUAGAGGACCAUAUGUGGAAACACUCAAGCCAAUUAAAGCAAUAGAUCCACUGCAUCCUCCUGGGCCACCGAAGAAUCUGCAUCACGUAGAUGUUGACAAGACUGAAGUUUCCCUUGUUUGGAAUAGACCAGAUCGUGAUGGCGGUGCUGAGAUAACUGGAUAUUUGGUAGAAUAUCAGGAAGAUGGUGCAGAUGAGUGGACAAAGUUCCAAACAGUCCCAAUGCUAGACUGUGUUGUUACAGGCCUACAAAAAGGAAAAAUAUACAAAUUCCGUGUGAAAGCUCAAAAUAUUGUGGGUCUCAGCCUUCCAGAUACAACGAUACCAAUAGAAUGUCAAGAAAAACUAGUACCUCCAUCUGUAGAACUAGAUGUGAAGUUAAUUGAAGGUCUUGUUGUUAAAGCUGGUACCACAGUGAGACUUCCUGCAAUUAUGAGAGGUGUGCCAGUUCCCACUGCAAAAUGGGUUACUGAUGACACUGAAAUUAAGACGGAAGGCAGACACAAGAUAGAGACUGACAAUUAUUCAACUGUACUUACCAUCAAAGACUGUGUAAGAAAAGAUACGGGAGAAUAUCUACUCACAGUAUCUAAUGCAGCUGGCCACAAAACUGUUGCUCUACAUCUUACAGUUUUGGAUGUUCCUGGCCCUCCGACUGGUCCUAUUAAUAUUCUUGAAGUAACACCAGAACAUAUGGUUAUCUCUUGGCGCCCUCCUAAAGACGAUGGUGGGAGUCCUAUAAUAAAUUAUAUUGUUGAGAAGCGUCAAUCAAAGAAAGAGACUUGGGGAGUAGUUAGCUCUGGAACAAGUCACACAAAAAUUAAGAUUCCACGACUGCAGAAAGGCUGUGAAUAUAUUUUCCGUGUUCGGGCAGAAAAUAAGAUAGGCAUUGGUGCGCCUCUUGAUUCAGAACCAACAGUUGCUAAAUAUAUGUUUGAUCCACCAUCCCCACCUGGUAAACCAAUAGUGUUUGAUAUUACAGAAAAUGCUGCAACAGUAUCUUGGACCCUACCAAUGUCAGAUGGUGGAACUCCAAUAACUGGUUAUAUACUUGAGCGUCGAGAAGCAUCUGGUAAAUGGGUGCGUGUCAAUAAGACACCAAUACUUGAUAUGAAAUACAGAGUCACUGGUCUCUUUGAAGGCAACACAUAUGAAUUCAGAGUUUUUGCAGAAAACAUGGUGGGCUUAAGCAAGCCGUCUCCAAGCUCUGAUCCAAUAAAGGCGUCACGUCCUAUCACUCCUCCUGGACCACCCAUUAAUCCAAAAUUAAAAGAUAAAACCAGAGAAACAGCUGAUCUAGUUUGGACAAAACCCCUCAAAGAUGGUGGCAGCCCAAUUCUGGGAUAUAUUGUGGAAUGCCAGAAAACUGGAACUACACAGUGGAACAGGAUUAAUAAAGAUGAUCUCAUCAGACAAUGUGCCUUUAGAGUACCUGGGUUAAUAGAAGGAAAUGAAUAUAAAUUCCGAAUAAAAGCUGUCAACAUUGUAGGAGAGGGAGAGCCAAGAGAACUGGCAGAAACUGUACAUGCAAAGGAUAUUCUUUCUCCUCCAGAAGUAAGCUUAGAUGUGACUUGUCGAGACUUAAUUACUGUCCGAGUAGGCCAAACAAUCCAUAUUACUGGCAAAGUAAAAGGUAGGCCAGAUCCUGACAUAACGUGGUCUAAGGACGGCAAAGUUUUGGUACAGGAAAAACGCAUUGAAAUAAUCCAUGAUCUACCUAAUGUUGGACUGCAAGUAAAAGAAGCCAAAAGAUCUGAUCAUGGCAAGUAUAUAAUAGCAGCUAAGAACAGCUGUGGACAUGCUCAAGGUUUUGCCAUUGUGAAUGUACUUGACAGACCCGGACCAUGUCAGAACCUGAAAAUAAGCUAUGUCACAAAAGAUUCUUGUAUGAUUGCUUGGGAGAGUCCAGUGGACAAUGGUGGCUCAGAAAUCACAAAUUAUAUUGUAGAGUACCGUCAACCAAAUCAGAGGGGGUGGUCAAUUGUGUCCUCUGAUGUCACUAAACGGUUAGUAAAGGCAAAUCUUAUAGAGAACCGUGAAUACUUCUUUAGAGUUUGUGCAGAAAACAAAAUAGGUCCAGGUCCUUGCAUUGAGACCAAAACUCCCAUCCUUGCCAUAAAUCCUAUUGACAAGCCUGGAGAGCCGGAAAAUCUUCACAUUGCGGAGAAAGGAAAAACAUUUGUAUUUCUGAAAUGGAGAAGACCAGAUUAUGAUGGUGGAAGCCCGAAUUUAAGUUAUCAUGUGGAGAGAAAACUGAAAGAUUCAGAUGAAUGGGAAAGGGUUCAUAAAGGCAGCAUUAAAGAAACACACUACAUGGUUGAUAAAUGUAUUGAAAAUAAGAUUUACCAAUUCAGAGUUCAAACCAAGAAUGAGGCAGGUGAAAGUGACUGGGUAAAAACUGCUGAAGUUGUUGUGAAGGAAGAUCUGCAGAAACCAGUGCUGGACUUGAAGUUAAGCGGGGUACUAACAGUGAAAGCUGGUGACACAAUUAGAAUUGAGGCUGGAGUCAGAGGAAAACCACAGCCUGAAGUUGCAUGGACAAAAGACAAAGAUGCAAUGGAUCUUACAAGGUCUCCAAGAGUCAGCAUUGAAACAACAUCUGACACAUCAAAGUUUGUUCUCGCAAAAUCAAGGCGUAGUGAUGGUGGGAAAUAUGUGAUUACUGCGACUAACACAGCUGGUAGUUUUGUAGCAUAUGCUACUGUUAUUGUUUUGGAUAAACCAGGUCCUGUAAGAAACUUGAAAGUCACUGAUAUUUCAAGUGACAGAUGUACUGUUACCUGGGAACCUCCAGAGGAUGAUGGCGGUUGUGAAAUACAAAACUACAUCCUAGAAAAGUGUGAAAGCAAGCGUAUGGUUUGGUCUACAUACUCUUCUUCUGUCCUAACUAACUAUGCAAAUGUAACACGCCUCAUUGAGGGUAAUGAAUAUAUAUUCAGAGUUCGUGCAGAGAAUAAGAUGGGCACUGGUCCACCAACAGAAACACACCCAAUUAUCGCAAAAACUAAAUUUGAUAGACCUGGACGCCCUGACCCUCCAGAGGUAACAAGAGUAAGCAAAGAAGAGAUGACUGUCGUUUGGAAUCCACCAGAAUACGAUGGUGGCAAGUCAAUUACAGGAUACAUCUUAGAGAAGAAAGAGAAACGAUCAUUAAGAUGGGUUCCAGUUACUAAAACUGCUAUUCCAGAGAGACGCAAGAAGGUUACUAAUCUCAUCCCUGGUCAUGAAUAUCAGUUCCGUGUCAGUGCUGAAAAUGAAGUUGGACUUGGAGAACCAAGCUUGCCAUCAAGACCAGUAGUAGCAAAAGACCCAAUAGAACCACCUGGUCCUCCCACCAACUUGAGGGUGGUUGAUAGUACAAAGAGUUCAAUAACCCUUGGCUGGGGAAAACCAGUGUACGACGGUGGUGCUCCAAUUAUUGGAUAUGUUGUGGAAAUUAGACCAAAAGUGGAAGGUGCCGAUCCUGAAGCAGGGUGGAAACGAUGCAAUGUUGCUGCUCAAGUUAUUCAUACAGAAUUUACGGCCACCAGUCUGGAUGAGAAACAAUUAUAUGAGUUCAGAGUUUCUGCCCAAAAUCAGGUUGGCCUUGGCCGGCCAGCAGAACUGAAAGAAGCUGUGUCUCCCAAAGAAAUACUUGAACCUCCUGAGAUUGAAUUGGAUGCAAGCAUGAGAAAGUUAGUCACAGUAAGAGCAGGAUGUCCUAUCAGACUUUUUGCCAUUAUUAGAGGUCGCCCAGCACCAAAAGUCACUUGGAGGAGAAUGGGUAUUGAUAACGUCAUCAGAAAAGGACAAGUUGAUCUGGUUGACACUAUGGCCUUCUGUGUUAUCCCUGAUUCAACACGUGAUGACUCAGGCAAAUAUUCAUUGACACUCGUCAAUGUAGCUGGAGAAAAGGCUGUGUUUGUGAACGUUAGAGUUCUGGAUACUCCUGGACCUGUGUCGGACUUCAGAGCUUCAGAUGUCACCAAGAUGUCAUGCCAUCUCUCAUGGGCACCUCCAGAGAAUGAUGGCGGUAGCCCAGUGACUCAUUACAUCCUGCAGAAACGUGAGGCUGACAGGAAGACUUGGGGAACAGUCACUGCAGAGCUAAAGAAAACUAGUUUCCAAAUAGCUAACCUUGUACCUGGAAAUGAAUAUUACUUCAGAGUAACAGCGGUAAAUGAAUAUGGAUCAGGUGUUCCAAGUGACAUACCAAAACCAGUCCUAGCAACAGAUCCCUUAAGUGAACCUGAUCCACCAAGAAAACUUGAAGUUACUGAAAUUACAAAGAACAGUGCUACUUUAGGCUGGCUGCCACCACUGCGUGAUGGAGGUUCAAAAGUUGAUGGGUAUAUUGUUAGCUACAAAGAAGAUGAACAACCAGAAGAUCGUUGGACAGAAUAUUCAGUAGUCAAAGACCUCUCUAUUGUUGUUGCUGGUCUGAAAGAAGGAAAAAAGUACAAAUUUAGAGUGGCAGCUCGAAAUGCUGUUGGAGUAAGUUUUCCAAGAGAAGCUGAAGGAGUAUUUGAAAUUAAAGAACAACUCAUCCCACCUAAGAUCCUGAUGCCUGAUCAUGUUCACAUUAAAGCUGGGAAGAAGCUGAGAAUUGAAGCUCACGUAUAUGGGAAACCUCAGCCAGUUUGUAAAUGGCUGAAAGGAGAUGAAGAUGUAAUCACAUCCAGUCGCCUUGCUGUGCAUAAAGCAGAAAAGUCUUCUGUUCUUAUCAUUAAGGAUGUGACUAGGAAAGAUUCUGGUUUUUACACUCUUACUGCAGAAAACAGCUCUGGUACUGACAGUCAGAAAAUCAGAGUGAUAGUCAUGGAUAAGCCAGGUCCACCACAGCCUCCAUUUGACAUUUCUGAAAUAGAUGCUGAUGCUUGCACUCUUGCAUGGCAUAUACCUCUUGAAGAUGGUGGCAGUAACAUUACCAACUAUGUAGUUGAAAAAUGUGAUGUAAGCCGAGGAGACUGGGUAACAGCUUUAGCUUCUGUCACAAAGACAAGCUGCAGAAUUGGAAAACUGAUUCCUGGAGAAGAAUACAUGUUCCGUGUUCGUGCUGAAAAUCGUUUUGGGAUUUCUGAGCCACUUAAUUCUGACAAGAUGAUUGCAAGGUUCCCAUUUGAUGUACCCAGUGAACCAAAGAAUGCACGUAUUACCAAGGUUAAUAAGGACUGCAUUUUUGUUGCCUGGGAUAGACCAGAUAGUGAUGGAGGCAGUCCAAUCACUGGUUAUCUUAUUGAACGCAAAGAAAGGAACAGCUUGCUGUGGGUGAAAGCUAAUGAUACAGCUGUGCGUUCCACAGAGUACCCUUGUGUGGGGCUCAUUGAAGGUCUUGAGUAUGCUUUCAGAAUUUAUGCACUGAACAGAGCUGGAGCAAGUAAACCUAGUAAACCAACUGAGAUUGUCACGGCAAGGACACCAGUCGAUCCUCCUGGAAAACCUGAAGUUAUUGAUGUCACUAAGAGUACUGCAUCGCUGGUAUGGACAAGACCAAAGCAUGAUGGUGGUAGCAAGCUUAUUGGCUACUUUGUUGAAGCUUGCAAAUUACCUGGUGACAAGUGGGUCCGGUGCAAUACAACUCCACAUCAAAUACCUCUGGAAGAGUACACUGCUACUGAUCUGGAAGAAAAUGCUCAAUAUCAAUUUAGAGCAAUUGCUAAGACAGCAGUUAAUAUUAGCCGACCUUCAGAACCUUCUGAUCCGGUGACCAUUCACCCAGAAAAUGUUCCUCCCAGAAUAGAGUUGGAUCUAUCUAUGCAAUCACAGCUAACAGUAAAAGCUGGAACUAAUGUACGUCUGGAGGCCAAAGUAUAUGGAAAACCAAUGCCAACCAUCACUUGGAAGAAAGAAGGAGAACAUUUAAAGCCAUCAGAAGGUGUUAAGAUAACUACUAAGAGAAAUCUUGCUGUUGUUGAGCUGUUCAGUGUUAACAGGAAGCAAACAGGAGACUAUACUAUAACUGCUGAAAAUCCAAGUGGAUCAAAGUCAGCAACUAUUAGGCUUAAAGUACUUGAUAAGCCUGGUCCUCCAGCCUCUGUAAAAAUCAAGCAUAUGUAUGCAGAUCAUGCAAUGCUUUCUUGGGAGCCUCCUCUAGAAGAUGGAGGUUCAGAAAUUACUAAUUACAUUGUUGACAAACGUGAAACAAGCAGACCAAACUGGGCUCAGGUCAGCGCCACUAUACCCAUUACAAGUUGCACAGUGGAGAAACUAAUAGAAGGGCAUGAGUACCAGUUCCGUAUAUGUGCUGAGAACAAAUAUGGUGUUGGAGACCCUAUAUUGACUGAAUCAGCAGUUGCUAAGAAUCCAUAUGAUGUACCUGGACCUUGUGAUCCACCAGUAAUCAGUAAUGUAACAAAAGACUUUAUGACUGUUAGCUGGAAGCCACCAGCUAAUGAUGGUGGGUCCCCAAUAACUGGUUAUAUACUUGAGAAGCGUGAAACUAAAGCUCUUACCUGGACAAAGGUAAACAGGAAGCCUGUCAUUGAAAGAACUGUUAAGGCUGCAGGACUCCAAGAAGGAACAGAAUACGAGUUCCGGGUGAUCGCAUUGAAUAAGGCUGGACCUGGCAAGCCUAGUGCACCAUCCAAAGCGGUGUAUGCUCGUGAUCCUCAAUAUCCUCCUGGCCCACCUGCUUUCCCAAAGGUGGUUGACACUACUCGUAAUUCAAUAAGCCUGUCAUGGAGCAAACCAGCAUAUGAUGGUGGAAGCCCUAUUAUUGGUUAUCUAGUAGAAUCAAAAAGAGCUGACACAGACAACUGGGUCAGAUGCAAUCUUCCCAAGAACUUACAGGCUACACACUUUGUGGUAACAGGGCUGAUGGAAGAUACAGAGUAUCAGUUCCGCAUAUAUGCUGUCAAUAAGAUUGGAUACAGUGAUCCAAGUGAUGUCCCUGAUAAACACACUGCGAAAGAUAUUUUAAUUCCUCCUGAAGGAGAACUUGAUGCAGAACUAAGGAAAGUACUUGUAUUACGCGCUGGAGUCACAAUGAGACUUUAUGUGCCGGUAAGAGGACGACCACCUCCCAAGAUUACGUGGUCUAAAGUGGGUGCCAACUUAAGAGACAGACAAGGAUUAGAGAUCAAAUCAACUGAUUUUGAUACCUUCCUGCGCUGUGAAAAUGUAAACAAAUACGAUGCUGGAAGAUACGUCCUCAGUCUGGAGAAUAGUUGUGGUAAAAAGGCAUACACCAUUGUUGUGAAAGUACUUGAUACUCCAGGCCCUCCUGUUAACCUUGUUGUAAAGGAAGCAUCUAAAGAUUCUGCUUAUAUAACAUGGGAACCUCCACUAAUUGAUGGUGGCAGUCCAAUCACAAAUUAUGUUGUUGAAAAACGUGAUGCAGAAAGAAAGUCAUGGUCCACAGUAACAGCAGAAUGUCCAAAGACAAGCUACAGGAUAACUAACUUAGAAGAAGGCAAAUCCUACUUCUUCAGGGUUUUUGCUGAAAAUGAAUAUGGUAUCGGAGACCCCUGUGAAACUCGUGAUGCUGUUAAAGCUUCUGAAACACCCGGGCCAGUUGUGGAUCUAAAAGCUUCAGCUGUAACAAAAUCAUCUUGCAAUUUAGUAUGGAAAAAGCCUAUCAGUGAUGGUGGAAGCCGUAUUUUUGCCUAUGUUGUGGAAGUUCUCAUUGGUGAAGAUAAGUGGCAAGAAGUGAUGCGGUCAAAGAACCUUCAUUAUUCAAUGAGAGACCUAAAGGAAGGUCAAGAAUACACGUUCAGAGUUAGAGCCCAAAAUGAUGCUGGAUAUGGAACUCCAAGGGAGCUCACAAUUGUGGCAAGAGAUGAUGUUGUGGCACCUGAUCUUGAUUUAAGAGAUCUACCUGAUUUGUGCUAUGUAGCUAAAGAGGGUAGCAAUUUCCGUCUUAAAAUCCCUAUUAAAGGCAAGCCUUUCCCAACUGUAACUUGGAAGAAAGAUGAAGACAAGGCACUUACUGAGAGUGGAAGAGUUGCUUUUGAAUCUACGGCAGUAAACACAACACUUUUAGUACGUGACUGCCAGAAAGCUGAUGCUGGAAAAUACACAAUCACUCUGAAGAAUGUUGCUGGCAGCAAGGAAGGCACCAUUUCUGUGAAAGUUGUUGGCAAACCUGGCAUACCAACAGGUCCAGUGAAAUUUGAUGAAGUCACAGCUGAUGCCAUGACUUUAAAAUGGGGUCCUCCAAAAGAUGAUGGUGGUUCAGAAAUCACUAACUAUGUUAUAGAGAAAAGAGAUAAUAUAAGCAAUAAGUGGGUGACUUGUGCCUCUGCAGUCCAGAAAACUACAUUUAGAGUUACACGGCUUCAUGAAGGAAAUGAAUAUACGUUCAGGAUCAGGGCUGAAAAUAAAUAUGGAGUAGGUGAAGGUCUUAAAUCUGACCCUGUUGUUGCAAAACAUCCAUUUGAUGUGCCUGAUGCUCCUCCACCCCCCAACAUUGUUGAUGUUCGACAUGAUUCUGUAUCUUUAACUUGGACAGAUCCCAGAAGUACUGGAGGCUCACCAAUCACAGGUUAUCAUAUCGAAUUCAAAGAAAGAAAUAGUCUUUUGUGGAAGAGAGCCAAUACAAUUCCAAUCAGAAUGAAAGAUUUCAGAGUGACAGGAUUAACUGAAGGACUGGAGUAUGAGUUCAGAGUAAUGGCAAUCAAUAUAGCUGGAGUAGGUAAACCAAGUCCACCAUCUGAACCUGUUGUGGCACUUGAUCCCAUUGAUCCUCCUGGGAAACCUGAAGUUAUCAAUGUAACAAGGAACUCAGUAACACUUAUUUGGACAGAACCAAAAUAUGAUGGUGGACAUAAGUUAACUGGCUAUAUUGUUGAAAAGCGUGAUUUGCCUUCGAAGACUUGGACUAAAGCUAAUCAUGUGAAUGUUCCAGACUGUGCAUUCACUGUAACUGACCUUACUGAAGGUUCCAAAUAUGAGUUCAGAAUUAGAGCUAAGAACACUGCUGGGGCUAUCAGUCCUCCAUCUGAAUCCACAGGAACCAUAAUAUGCAAGGAUGAGUAUGAGGCACCAACAAUUGUUAUCGAACCUACUUUGAAGGAAGGUUUAACAGUGAAAGCAGGAGACACAAUUACUGUAUCUGCUAUUAGUAUUCGUGGUAAACCACCUCCGACUUCAGCAUGGUCAAAAGCUGGAAAAGAUUUUAGACCUUCAGAGCUUGUGCACAUUGAAACUACACCCACUUCUUCUACCCUAACUGUCAAAUAUGCAACCAGAAAGGAUUCUGGAGAAUACACAAUCACUGCAACCAAUCCUUUUGGCACUAAACAAGAGAGUGUACAUGUGAAAGUUUUAGAUGUUCCAGGACCUCCAGGGCCUAUUGAGAUCAGCAAUGUUUCAGCAGAAAAAGCCACUCUGACAUGGUCACCUCCUGCAGAAGAUGGUGGAUCACCAAUCAAAUCAUAUAUUCUUGAAAAGAGAGAAACUAGCCGAUUGCUCUGGACAUUAGUGGCUGAAAAUAUCGAGACUUGUAGGCAUGUUGUUAGCAAACUCAUUCAAGGAAAUGAGUAUGUUUUCCGUGUCUCAGCAGUAAAUCAAUAUGGCAAGGGUGAACCAGUACAAUCAGAACCAGUUAAAAUGGUGGACAGAUUUGGUCCCCCUGGUCCUCCUGGAAAACCAGAAGUAACAAAUGUGACUAAAAAUACUGUGACAAUUACCUGGAAAAGGCCAGUAGAUGAUGGCGGAAGUGAAAUCACAGGUUACUAUGUGGAGCGGAGAGAAAAGAAAGGUUUAAGAUGGGUCAGAGCAACAAAGAAACCAGUUUCAGAUCUUAGAUGCAAAGUAACUGGUCUCCUGGAAGGAAGUGAAUACGAAUUCCGUGUCAGUGCAGAAAACAGAGCGGGAGUUGGACCACCAAGUGAUGCUUCAAACUCAGUCAUGUGCAAGGAUGUUGCAUACCCACCUGGUCCACCCGCAAAUCCAAGAGUGACUGAUACUACAAAGACAAGUGCAUCUUUAGCCUGGGGCAAGCCUCACUAUGAUGGUGGUCUUGACAUCAUUGGUUACAUAGUGGAGCAUCAAAAGGAAGGAGAAGAAGAAUGGGUAAAAGACACGACAGGGACUGCUUUAAGAAUCACUCAAUUUGUUGUUGCUCAUCUGCAGACAGGAGCCAAAUACAAUUUCAGAAUCUCUGCCAUGAAUGCUGUAGGUACUGGUGAACCAGCACUAAUUCCCAAUGUGGAAAUCAAAGAGCGGGAAGAAAUUCCUGACUUUGAAUUAGACGCUGAGCUAAGAAGAACACUUGUUGUCAGAGCUGGGUUAACUAUUCGGAUUUUUGUGCCUAUUAAAGGACGUCCAACUCCAGAAAUUACAUGGACAAAAGAUGAUGUUCCACUCAAAGGACGUGCUAGUAUUGAAAAUACAGACUCUUUUACACUCUUGAUUGUCACAGAGUGCACCAGAUAUGAUGCAGGAAAAUACGUAUUGACACUUGAAAAUGCUGCUGGUAAGAAGACUGGUUUUGUAAAUGUGAAAGUCUUGGAUACACCAGGUCCACCAAUAAACCUUAAACCUAGAGAAAUCACCAAGGACAGCAUCACCCUCCAAUGGGAUAUGCCUCUGAUAGAUGGUGGUUCCCGUAUAACAAACUAUAUUGUUGAGAAACGUGAAUCAACUCGUAAAGCAUAUUCAACAGUCACAACAAAGUGCCAGAAGUGUUCUUUCAGGAUUCCUAAUUUGUCUGAGGGAUGUGAAUACUAUUUCAGAGUGUUGGCUGAAAACGAGUUUGGUAUUGGUGAACCAGCUGAAACUGCAGAACCAGUAAGGGCUUCUGAGGCACCGUCACCACCUGACAGUCUUAAUAUUAUGGAUGUAACACGAAACUCAGUUAGCCUGGCUUGGCCAAAACCAGAACAUGAUGGCGGCAGCAAGAUCACUGGAUAUGUAAUUGAAGCACAGAGAAAAGGAACAAACCAAUGGGCACACAUUACAACUGUGAAAACAUUGGAUUGUGUAGUGAAGAAUCUAACUGAAAAUGAAGAGUAUACUUUCCAGGUUAUGGCGGUUAACAGUGCUGGGAGAAGUGCCCCAAGAGAAAGCAGACCAGUUAUUAUCAAGGAACAAACAAUGCUUCCAGAGUUUGACCUUCGUAGUAUCUACCAGAAAACAGUCAUCGCCAAAGCUGGUGACAAUAUCAAGAUUGAAAUCCCUGUGCUUGGUCGUCCAAGGCCAACUGUGACUUGGAAGAAAGAAGACCAGAUACUUAAGCAAACACAAAGGGUAAAUUAUGAAAAUACUGCAACGGCAACCAUACUGAACAUCAAUGAAUGUACACGAAGUGAUAGUGGUCGAUAUCCACUGUCAGCUAAAAAUAUUGUGGGAGAAGUUAGUGAAGUUAUUACAGUUCAAGUUCAUGAUAUACCUGGACCUCCUACAGGACCAAUCAAAUUUGAUGAAAUUUCUUCUGACUUUGUAACGUUUUCAUGGCAGCCUCCUUUGAAUGAUGGAGGUGUACCAAUAAGUAAUUAUGUCGUAGAGAUGCGUCAAACUGACAGUACCACAUGGACUGAACUGGCAACCACAGUGAUACGUACUACGUUUAAAGCCACUCGUCUUAAUACUGGAGUUGAGUAUCAGUUCCGAGUCAAAGCUCAAAACAGGUAUGGAACUGGUCCAGCCAUUACUUCAGAAUCUGUAGUUGCCAACUAUCCAUUUAAGGUGCCUGGGCCACCUGGUACUCCUCAGGUGAUUGCAGUCACCAAAGAAACUAUGACCAUUAGCUGGAAUGAGCCAAUUACUGAUGGUGGAAGCCCAAUUCUGGGUUAUCACAUUGAAAGGAAAGAACGAAAUAGCAUUCUUUGGCAGACUGUAAGUAAAAUGCUGGUAUCAGGCAAUAUCUUUAAAUCAACUGGACUUAGUGAUGGCAUUGCAUAUGAAUUCCGUGUUAUAGCAGAAAAUCUGGCUGGCAAGAGUAGGCCAAGCAAGCCAUCUGAGCCUGUAUUUGCUUUAGACCCAAUAGAUCCACCUGGUAAGCCAGUACCUCUGAACAUUACAAGACACGCAGUGACAUUGAAGUGGACUAAACCGGAAUAUAAUGGAGGUUUUAAGAUAACUGGCUACACUGUUGAAAAAAGAGAUCUUCCUAAUGGCCGUUGGCUGAAGGCUAAUUUCAGCAACAUAUUAGAGACUGAAUUCACUGUCAGUGGUUUGACAGAAGAUGCUGCCUAUGAAUUCCGUGUGAUUGCUAGAAAUGCUGGUGGGGCUGUGAGUCAGCCCUCUGAGCCAUCAGAUGCAAUAACUUGUAGAGAUGACAUUGAAGCACCAAGGAUAAGCGUGGAUGCUAAAUAUAAAGACACCUUAGUGCUGAAAGCGGGUGAAGUUUUCAGACUUGAGGCUGAUGUAUCAGGUCGCCCUCCACCAGCUAUGGUAUGGACAAAAGGAGAAAAAGAACUUCAAGACACAGCAAAACUAGAAAUAAAGACAGCAGACUUUUCUACUGUUCUUAUCAAUAAAGAUUCUUCAAGAAGAGACGGCGGUGCCUAUACACUUACUGCAACAAAUCCUGGUGGCUUUGCCAAGCAUAUCUUCAAUGUUAAGGUUCUUGAUAGACCUGGUCCUCCAGAAGGGCCAUUGGCUGUGUCCGAAGUCACUGCAGAAAAAUGUGUGCUGUCAUGGUUACCUCCUCUGGAUGAUGGAGGAGCAAAGAUUGACCACUAUGUGGUUGAAAAACGUGAAACCAGUAGAUUGGCAUGGACAGCUGUAGCCACUGAAGUUCCGCUGACUAAACUGAAGGUUACUAAGCUGUUGAAGGGCAAUGAGUAUGUGUUCCGUGUUAUGGCUGUUAACAAAUACGGAGUUGGUGAGCCUCUUGAAUCAGAGCCAGUUCUUGCAGUAAAUCCAUAUGUGCCACCUGAUCCACCUAAAACACCUGAAGUUACAGCAAUAACAAAAGAUUCUAUGGUUGUCUGCUGGGGCCAUCCUGAUUCUGAUGGUGGGAGCCCAAUAACUAACUACAUUGUGGAACGACGUGACAGAGCUGGUCUUCGGUGGGUAAAAUGUAACAAGCGAGUUGUUACUGACUUACGUUACAAAGUGUCCGGACUGACAGAAGGUCAUGAAUAUGAAUACAGAGUCAUGGCUGAAAAUGCUGCUGGAGUUAGUGAGCCAAGCCCAACUAGUCCAUUCUAUAAAGCUUGUGAUACUGUAUUUAAGCCUGGUCCCCCAGGUAAUCCUCGUGUUUUGGAUAGCAGCAAGUCCUCUAUUACAAUAGCAUGGAAUAAACCAAUAUACGAUGGUGGUUCAGAGAUCACAGGUUAUAUGGUUGAGAUCGCACUACCUGAGGAAGAUGAGUGGAAGAUUGUAACUCCUCCAGUAGGACUAAAGGCCACUUCUUUUACUAUCACUGACCUAAAAGAAAACCAAGAGUAUAAAAUCCGGAUAUAUGCUAUGAAUUCUGAAGGUCUUGGGGAACCUGCUCUUGUUCCUGGGACUCCUAAAGCUGAAGAAAGACUGCUACCCCCAGAGAUUGAACUUGAUGCAGAACUUCGUAAAGUUGUAACUAUCAGAGCCUGCUGUACUCUAAGACUCUUUGUUCCAAUUAAAGGAAGACCAGCACCAGAGGUAAAAUGGACGAGAGAACAUGGGGAAUCUCUGGAUAGAGCAACCAUUGAAUCAACAAGCUCUUAUACUCUACUUAUUGUUGAAAAUGUAAAUAGAUUUGAUAGUGGCAAAUACAUGUUGACAAUUGAAAACAGCUCAGGUAGUAAGUCAGCAUUUGUGAAUGUCAGAGUACUUGAUACUCCAGGGGCACCUCAAGAUUUGAAAAUAAAAGAAGUUACAAAGUCAUCAGUUACACUCACAUGGGAGCCUCCUCUCAUAGAUGGUGGCUCUAAAAUAAAAAAUUACAUUGUUGAAAAGCGUGAAUCAACAAGAAAAGCUUAUUCAACUGUUAAUGCCAAUUGCCACAAGACCAGCUGGAAAGUUGAUUCACUGCAAGAAGGCUGCAAUUACUACUUCAGAGUCCUAGCUGAAAAUGAAUAUGGAAUAGGCCUUCCAGUUGAAACUUCAGAAUCUGUGAAAGUAUCAGAAAGACCACUUCCACCAGGAAAGAUAACUUUGUUGGAUGUGACAAGAAAUAGCGUAUCCUUAUCUUGGGAAAAACCUGAGCAUGAUGGUGGUAGCAGAAUUCUGGGUUAUAUUGUAGAAAUGCAAAGCAAAGGCAGUGAAAAGUGGUCAACUUGUGCUACAGUAAAAGUUACUGAAGCCACUAUCACAGGAUUGAUCCAAGGUGAAGAAUACACUUUCCGUGUUUCAGCUCAGAAUGAAAAAGGUGUCAGUGAUCCUCGCCAGCUGGGUAUACCAGUUGUUGCAAAAGACCUUGUGAUUCCACCAGCUUUCAAACUACUGUUCACUACUUUCAGUGUUCUAGCAGGAGAGGACUUAAAGGUUGAUGUUCCUUUUGUUGGUCGACCCAAACCAGCAGUCUUUUGGCAUAAAGACAAUGUGGCAUUGAAGCAAACUACCAGAGUCAAUGCAGAAAGUUCGGAAAAUAACACAGUGUUAACGAUAAAAGAAGCAUGCAGAGAAGAUGUGGGAGCAUAUUUAGUUAAACUUACGAAUUCUGCAGGUGAAGCAACUGAGACCUUAAAUAUUGUUGUCCUUGAUAAACCAGGACCCCCAACUGGACCAGUCAAAGUAGAUGAAGUAACAGCAGAUAGUAUUACCAUUUCUUGGGAGCCACCCAAAUAUGAUGGUGGUAGCUCCAUUAAUAAUUAUAUUGUAGAAAAAAGAGACACUUCCACCACCAUUUGGCAGAUUGUGUCUGCUACUGUUGCAAGAACAACGAUAAAAGCGUGUAGAUUAAAGACUGGCUGUGAAUAUCAAUUCAGAAUCACAGCUGAAAACAGAUAUGGGAAGAGCACCUAUCUCACUUCAGAGCCAGUUGUAGCCCAAUACCCAUUUAAACUUCCUGGUCCACCUGGAACGCCUUUUGUAACGAGCACAUCAAAAGACAGCAUGGUGGUACAAUGGAAUGAACCAGUCAAUGAUGGUGGUAGCAAGAUCAUUGGGUAUCACUUGGAGCGCAAGGAGAGAAAUAGCAUUCUGUGGGCUAAGCUGAAUAGGACACCUAUUCCAGAUACCAAAUUUAAGACAACUGGCCUUGAGGAGGGUCUUGAAUAUGAGUUCAGAGUUUAUGCAGAAAACAUAGUAGGUAUUGGAAAAGCAAGUAGAGCAUCUGAAUGCUAUACGGCACAUGACCCAUGUGACCCUCCCGGACGUCCAGAACCUUUAAUUGUCACAAGAAGUUCAGUAACACUUCAGUGGAAGAAACCUAUAUAUGAUGGUGGAAGUAAGAUUACAGGUUAUGUUGUUGAAAAGAAAGAACUACCUGAUGGUCGCUGGAUGAAAGCAAGUUUUACAAAUGUAAUCGAUACCCAAUUUGAAGUAACUGGUCUGGUUGAAAACCAGAGAUAUGAGUUCCGUGUUAUAGCACGAAAUGCUGCAGGUGUUUUCAGUGAGCCGUCUGAGAGCUCGGGUGCCAUUACAGCAAGAGAUGAAGUAGAACCACCUCAUAUAACUAUGGAUCCAAAAUACAAAGACACAAUUGUAGUACAUGCUGGUGAAUCAUUCAAGUUGGAAGCUGAUGUUCAUGGCAAACCAAUACCUUCCAUUCAGUGGCUAAAAGGUGAUCAUGAGCUCACAAACACUGCUCGUAUGGAAAUUAAAAGUACGGAUUUUGCAACAAGUCUCAGUGUGAAGGAAGCUAUUAGAGUUGACAGUGGUCAGUAUGUGCUAUUUGCAAAGAACGUUGCGGGCGAAAAGAAAGUUCCUGUUCAUGUCAAAGUCCUUGAUAGACCUGGACCACCAGAAGGACCUGUUGAGAUUACAGGUGUCACUGCUGAAAAAUGUAUGUUAUCAUGGAAACCUCCACUACAAGAUGGCGGUAGUGAUAUUUCACAUUAUGUUGUGGAAAAAAGGGAAACCAGUCGCCUGGUUUGGACUGUCGUUGAUUCAAAUGUGCAAACGCUCAGUUGCAAAGUAACUAAACUUUUAGAAGGAAAUGAAUACGUUUUCCGUAUCAUGGCAGUAAACAAAUAUGGCGUUGGUGAACCUCUUGAAUCUGAACCAGUACUUGCAAAGAACCCAUUUGUAGUGCCACUUCCACCAAAGGCUCCAGAAGUCACAGCCAUUACCAAGGAUUCUAUGAUAGUUGUUUGGGAAAGGCCAGCCUCGGAUGGAGGUAGUGAAAUCCUAGGCUAUGUCCUUGAAAAACGGGACAAGGAAGGUAUUCGCUGGACAAGAUGUAACAAACGCCUGAUAAGUGAACUGCGAUACAGAGUGACUGGGCUGAUCGAAAGUCAUAAUUAUGAGUACAGAGUUUCAGCUGAAAAUGCUGCUGGUCUCAGUGAACCAAGCCUACCUUCUACUUACUAUAAGGCAUGUGAUCCUAUUUAUAAGCCAGGACCACCCAACAAUCCUAAGGUUGUGGAUGUUACAAGAUCAUCAGUUUUCCUUUCAUGGAGUAAACCUAUCUAUGAUGGUGGCUCUGAAAUUCAGGGAUACAUUGUAGAAAAAUGUGAUGUAAGUGAUGGUGAGUGGGCAAUUUGUACCCCUCCAACUGGAAUUAAGAACACCCAUAUGGAAGUAGAAAAACUAGUGGAAAAACAUGAAUACAAAUUCCGUGUCUGUGCAGUUAAUAAAGCAGGAGUUGGAGAUCAUGCAGAUGUUCCUGGUUCUGUUAUUGUGGAAGAAAAGAUGGAGGCUCCAGACCUUGACCUUGACAUGGAAUUAAGGAAGAUCGUAAACGUGCGGGCAGGAGGUUCCUUGAGACUGUUUGUUCCCAUCAGAGGUCGUCCAACACCUGAAGUAAAAUGGGGUAAAGUGGAUGGUGAGAUCAGAGAGGCAGCCAUUAUUGACACCACUAGCAGCUUUACUUCCCUUGUUCUAGACAAUGUCAACAGAUUUGAUACUGGAAAAUAUACCCUGACUUUAGAAAACAGCAGUGGAACAAAGUCUGCUUUUGUCAGUGUAAGAGUACUGGAUACUCCAAGUGCACCUAUUAAUUUAAAAAUCAGAGAGAUCACUAAAGACUCUGUUUCACUUUCCUGGGAGCCUCCUCUCUUGGAUGGUGGAGCAAAAAUAAAGAAUUACAUUAUUGAAAAGCGUGAAGCAACAAGAAAGGCAUAUGCAGCUGUUGUAACAAACUGCCACAAGACUUCAUGGAAAGUAGAUCAACUUCAGGAGGGCUGCUAUUAUUUCUUUAGAAUCUCUGCUGAGAAUGAAUAUGGAAUUGGCCUCCCUGCAGAAACCAGUGACCCAAUUAAAGUUGCUGAAGUUCCUCAGCCUCCUGGGAAAAUAACAGUGGAUGAUGUCACAAGAAACAGUGUUUCACUAAGCUGGGCAAAACCUGAACAUGAUGGUGGCAGCAAAAUCAUACAAUAUAUUGUUGAAAUGCAAGCAAAGGGUAGUGAGAAGUGGUCAGAGUGUGCUCGUGUGAAAACACUUGAAGCAGUUAUUACUAACUUAACUCAAGGGGAAGAAUAUCUUUUUAGAGUAAUGGCUGUAAAUGAAAAGGGUAAGAGUGAUCCUAGAGCACUUGCGGUUCCAGUAGUUGCCAAAGACUUGGUGAUUGAACCUGAUGUAAGGCCCGCUUUUCACAGUUACAGUAUCCAAGUGGGACAAGAUCUGAAAGUAGAAGUACCAGUUUCAGGUCGACCUAAACCAACUGUUACCUGGGUAAAAGAUGGCCAGACACUAAGGCAGACAACAAGAGUCAAUGUCAGUGAUGUGCCAGAUCUCACUGUACUGAAUAUUAAAGAAACUAGCAAAGAGGACACUGGUACUUACGAAAUCACAGUGGCCAAUGUUGUUGGGCAGAAGACUGCCUCUAUUGAAAUUAUAACUCUAGACAAACCUGACCCUCCAGUUGGACCUGUGAAGUUUGAUGAAAUAAGUGCAGAAAGUGUUACCUUGUCAUGGAAUCCUCCAGCAUACACAGGUGGCUGUCAAAUCACCAACUAUGUUGUUCACAAGAGAGAUACAACAACCACUGUAUGGGAAACAGUUUCAGCUACUGUUGCAAGAACUGUACUAAAGGUGACUAAACUAAAAACUGGUUCAGAAUAUCAGUUCAGAAUAUUUGCUGAGAACAGGUAUGGGCAGAGCUUUGCAUUGGAAUCUGCACCAGUUGUAGCACAGUACCCAUACAAAGAACCUGGACCUCCUGGCACACCAUUUGUGACAAUAGUUACAAAAGACUCCAUGGUCGUACAAUGGCAUGAACCAAUAAAUGAUGGUGGCAGUAAGGUACUGGGCUACCAUCUUGAGAGAAAGGAGAAGAACAGCAUCUUAUGGACUAAAGUGAAUAAGACUAUUAUUCAGGACACAAGUUUUAAGACAACGAACCUCGAAGAAGGAAUUGAAUAUGAAUUUAGAGUUUCUGCAGAAAAUAUUGUUGGUAUAGGUAAAACAAGUAAAGUUUCUGAGUGCUACGUAGCUCGUGAUCCAUGUGAUCCUCCAGGUCGCCCAGAAGCUAUAAUAAUAAAAAGAAGCUCUAUUACUCUACAGUGGACCAAACCAGAAUAUGAUGGUGGAAGUAAAAUUACUGGGUAUAUUGUAGAGAAACGUGACUUACCAGAUGGUCGCUGGAUGAAAGCUAGUUUCACAAAUAUCAUUGAAACUCAGUUCACUGUAACAGGGCUUACCGAAGACCAAAGAUACGAAUUUAGAGUCAUUGCAAAGAAUGCUGCAGGUGCAAUAAGUAAACCUUCUGACAGUACAGGACCAAUAACAGCAAGGGAUGAAGUUGAACUUCCACGAAUUUCAAUGGAUCCAAAGUACAAAGAGACAAUUGUUGUAAAUGCUGGUGAUACAUUCAGACUUGAGGCUGAUGUUCAUGGAAAGCCACUACCAACCAUUAAGUGGUACAAAGGAGAUAAAGAGCUUGAGGAAACUGCUAGAUAUGAGAUAAAGAACACAGAUUUCAGUGCAUUAAUAAUUGUAAAAGAUGCUAUUAGAAUUGAUGGUGGGCAGUUUAUUUUAGAAGCCUCUAAUGUUGCAGGAACAAAGACAGUACCAGUAAACGUAAAAGUCCUGGAUAGACCAGGCCCUCCUGUGGGCCCUGUCCAAGUAACCGGAGUUACAGCUGAAAAAUGUUCAUUGGCAUGGUCUCCUCCUCUUCAUGAUGGUGGCAGUGAUAUUUCUCAUUAUAUUGUAGAGAAGAGAGAAACUAGUCGCCUAGCAUGGACUGUUGUUGCUUCAGAGGUUCUACCUACAAUGCUGAAAGUAACAAAACUUUUGGAAGGAAAUGAAUAUAUUUUCCGUAUUAUGGCUGUUAACAAAUACGGAGUUGGUGAACCGCUGGAAUCUGUGCCUGUAAUGAUGAAAAAUCCAUUUGUGGUUCCUAGUCCACCAAAGGCCUUGGAAAUCACCAACAUCACAAAGGAUUCUAUGACUGUCUGCUGGAGCCGACCAGAUAGUGAUGGUGGUAGUGAAAUCAUAGGGUAUAUUGUAGAAAAGAGAGAUCGAGCAGGUAUCAGAUGGAUAAAAUGCAAUAAACGACGAAUUACAGAUCUGCGACUAAGAGUUACAGGAUUAACAGAGGAUCAUGAGUAUGAAUUCAGAGUUUCUGCUGAAAAUGCUGCUGGAUUGGGUGAGCCAAGCCAAGUUUCCCCUUACUUUAAAGCCUGUGACCCCAUGUUCAAGCCUGGUCCGCCUACAAAUGCCCAUGUUGUGGAUACCACUAAAAGUUCAGUUACACUUGGCUGGAGUAAACCUAUUUAUGAUGGUGGCUGUGAAAUCCAGGGAUAUCUUGUAGAAAUCUGCAAAGCAGAUGAAGAUGAAUGGUCACUUGUUACUCCACAGACAGGUAUACGUGCCACACGAUUUGAAAUCAAAAAGCUUACUGAACAUCAGGAAUAUAAACUACGAGUUUGUGCUCUCAACAAGGUUGGUGUAGGAGAGGCUGCAUCAGUUCCUGGUACUAUUAAACCAGAAGACAAACUUGAAGCUCCAGAACUUGAUAUUGAUUCAGAGCUAAGGAAAGGGAUAGUGGUUAGAGCUGGUGGCUCUGCUAGGAUCCACAUACCAUUCAGGGGACGACCAAUACCUGACAUCACAUGGUCUCGAGAAGAAGGUGAAUUCACAGAAAAAGUUCAAAUUGAUAAAGGCGUAAACUACACACAACUCUCAAUUGACAACUGUGACAGAAAUGAUGCUGGAAAGUAUAUUCUAAAGUUGGAGAACAGCAGUGGUUCUAAAUCUGCUUUUGUUAUAGUGAAAGUCUUAGAUACGCCAGGACCACCACAAAACUUAAUAGUAAAGGAUAUAAAGAAGGAUUCUGCUGUACUAUCUUGGGAACCUCCAAUUAUUGAUGGUGGUGCAAAGGUAAAGAACUACGUAAUAGACAAACGUGAGUCAACCAGGAAGGCAUUUGCAAAUGUAAGCGCAAAGUGUGGCAAGACAAGCUUUAAAGUUGAAAAUCUUACAGAAGGAGCAAUCUAUUACUUCAGAGUCAUGGCUGAGAAUGAAUUUGGAAUUGGUGUUCCAGCUGAAACAGCAGAUGCUGUGAAAGCCUCUGAGCCACCUCUGCCUCCUGGGAAAGUAACACUCACUGACGUUACUCAGAGAAGUGCAUCACUUACAUGGGAAAAACCAGAACAUGAUGGAGGUAGCAGAAUUUUGGGAUACAUUGUUGAAAUGCUGCCUAAAGGAACAGAAAAAUGGAGUGUUGUUAGUGAGACCAAAACAUGCAGUGCAGUUGUUUCUGGUCUGAGUCCAGGCCAAGAAUAUCAAUUCCAUGUGAUUGCCUACAAUGAAAAAGGCAAAAGUGAUCCCAGAGCACUUGGGGUUCCUGUGAUAGCUAAAGACUUGACAAUUGAGCCAAGUUUUAAGUUGAUGUUUAAUACAUACAGUGUACAGGCUGGAGAAGAUUUGAAAGUAGAAGUACCAUUUAUAGGUAGACCAAAACCUACUAUUACUUGGACAAAAGAUGAACAGCCACUGAAACAAACAACCAGAUUAAAUAUUGAGAAUACAUCAACGUCAACUAUUCUACAUAUUAAAGAAAGCAACAAAGAGGACUUCGGUAAAUAUACAGUAACGGCAUCAAACACAGCAGGCACAGCAAGUGAGCAAUUGAGUAUAAUUGUACUGGAAAAACCUGGCCCACCACGAGGACCUGUGCGCUUUGAUGAAGUUAGCGCAGACUUUGUUGUUUUAUCAUGGGAUCCACCUGAUUAUACUGGUGGCUGUCAGAUAAGUAACUAUAUAGUAGAAAAGCGUGACACCAGCACUACCACAUGGAAUAUUGUGUCAGCAACUGUUGCAAGAACAACUAUCAAAGCAACAAAGCUUAAGACAGGUUCUGAAUACCAGUUCAGGAUUUCUGCUGAAAAUAGAUAUGGAAAGAGCUCUCCUUUGGACUCUAAGCCAGUUGUUGUGCAAUACCCCUACAAGGUGCCUGGGCCACCUGGAACCCCAUUUGUAACAGCAGCUUCCAAGGACCAUAUGAUUGUACAAUGGAAUGAACCAGUUAAUGAUGGAGGAAGCAAAGUUCUUGGCUACCAUCUUGAACGUAAAGAUAAGAACAGCAUUCUUUGGAUAAAACAGAACAAGUCACUCAUUGCAGACACCACAUAUAAAACAGAUGGCCUUGAAGAAGGUCUUGAAUAUGAGUUCAGAGUUUCUGCUGAAAACAUUGUUGGCGUUGGCAAAGUCAGCAAAGUAUCAGAGUUAUAUGUUGCCCGAGACCCAUGUGACCCACCUGGCCGCCCAGAGGCAAUUGUUGUUACAAGAAAUAACAUUACACUGAGGUGGAAGAAGCCAGAAUAUGAUGGUGGAAGCAAAAUAACUGGAUAUAUUGUAGAAAAGAAAGAACUACCAGACGGUCGGUGGAUGAAAGCCAGCUUUACAAAUGUUUUAGAAACAGAGUUUACAGUAAGUGGUCUUGUCGAAGACCAACGAUAUGAAUUCAGAGUCAUUGCAAGAAAUGCAGCUGGUUGCUUGAGUGAACCAUCUGAAAGUACAGGGCCCAUUACAGCCAGAGAUGAAAUUGAAGCACCGGGAGCUUCUCUGGAUCCUAAAUACAGAGAUGUCAUUGUUGUUCAUGCUGGAGAAACCUUUAUUCUUGAGGCUGAUAUUCAUGGCAAACCUAUUCCUGACAUUACAUGGUCAAAAGAUGGUAAAGAUCUUGAAGAAACAACUGCAAGAAUGGAAAUUAAAUCUACUAUUCAGAAAACAACUCUUACAGUCAAAGACUGUGUAAGAGUAGAUGGAGGUCACUAUACUCUUAACCUCAGAAACGUUGGUGGCACAAAAUCUAUACCUAUUACUGUAAAAGUGCUAGAUAGGCCAGGACCUCCAGAAGGGCCUUUGAAGGUUACAGGUGUAACAGCAGAAAAAUGCUACUUGGCAUGGGCUCCGCCUUUACAUGAUGGUGGUUCCAGUAUCUCACAUUAUAUCAUUGAGAAGAGAGAGACAAGCAGGCUUUCAUGGACACAAGUAGCUACAGAUGUGCAGGCCCUUAGCCACAAAGUAACUAGACUCCUUGCUGGCAAUGAGUACAUUUUCCGUGUAAUGGCAGUGAACAAAUAUGGAACAGGAGAACCCUUGGAAUCUGAGCCAGUUGUGGCUUGUAAUCCAUACAGACCCCCCGGUCCUCCUUCAACACCUGAAGUUUCAGCGAUCACAAAAGACUCAAUGGUUGUAACGUGGAGUCGUCCAGAAGACAAUGGGGGAGCUGAAAUUGAAGGAUACAUACUUGAAAAACGAGACAAAGAUGGUGUCCGGUGGACCAAAUGCAAUAAGAAACGGCUGACAGAAUUGCGAUUCCGAGUAACAGGUCUUACUGAUGGGCAUUUCUAUGAAUUUAGAGUUUCUGCUGAAAAUGCUGCUGGUGUAGGGGAACCCAGUGAGCCGUCCAUUUUCUAUCGUGCUUGUGAUGUAUUAUAUCCACCAGGUCCACCAAGCAAUCCAAAGGUUACAGAUACUUCCAGGUCAUCAGUUUCUCUUGCCUGGGGUAAGCCCAUUUAUGAUGGUGGUGCUCCAGUUAAGGGAUAUGUAGUAGAAGCAAAAGAAGCAGCUGCUGAUGAAUGGACUACUUGCACCCCACCAACAGGGCUACAAGCAAAACAAUUCACUGUAACAAAACUUAAAGAGAACCAGGAGUACAACUUCCGCAUCUGUGCCAUCAACUCAGAAGGAGUAGGAGAACCUGCUACUAUACCUGGCACAGUUAUAGCAGCGGACAAGACUGAACCUCCUGAAAUUGAACUUGAUGCAGAUCUCAGAAAAGUAGUCAUUGUACGUGCCAGUGGUACCUUACGUCUGUUUGUCACUAUCAAAGGAAGACCAGAACCUGAAGUUAAAUGGGAGAAAGCAGAAGGAACAAUUAGUGAUCGAGCUCAGAUCGAAGUCACUAGUUCCUAUACAAUGUUGGUAAUUGACAAUGUGAAUCGAUUUGAUAGUGGCAGAUACAAUCUAACUUUAGAGAACAACAGUGGCAAAAAAACAGCUUUUGUUAAUGUCAGAGUGCUUGAUACACCUAGUGCACCAGUGAACCUGACAGUCAGAGAAGUGAAAAAAGAUUUUGUAACACUGGCGUGGGAACCACCACUUAUUGAUGGUGGAGCUAAAAUUACCAACUAUGUAGUUGAAAAGCGAGAAUCUACAAGAAAAGCAUAUGCCACAAUUACAAAUAACUGCACUAAGAAUUCCUUCAAAAUUACUCAGCUACAAGAAGGAUCUAGUUAUUAUUUCCGUGUUCUAGCUGUAAAUGAAUAUGGGGCUGGCUUACCAGCAGAAACACCUGAGCCAAUUAAGGCUUCAGAACCACCUUCUCCACCUGCAAAGGUCAUUCUUGUUGAUGUAACUCGCAACUCUGCUUCAAUUAAAUGGGAAAAGCCAGAGAGUGAUGGUGGCAGUAAAAUUACUGGUUAUAUAGUAGAAAUGCAAACUAAAGGAAGUGUGAAAUGGAGCACAUGUACCCAAGUAAAAACAUUAGAAGCAACAAUAACAGGAUUAACUAUGGGAGAAGAAUACAGUUUCAGAGUGAUUGCUACUAAUGAAAAAGGGAAAAGUGAUCCAAGAGAACUUGGUGUCCCAGUCAUUGCAAAAGAUAUUGAAAUCCAGCCAUCUGCUGAGCUCCUUUUCAACACAUUCACUGUGAAAGCUGGAGAUGAUCUUAAGAUUGAUGUGCCAUUUAGAGGGCGACCUCUUCCAUCCAUUUGCUGGAAGAAGGAUGGGAAUCCCUUAAAAGAGACAACCAGGGUGAAUGUUCAGACAUCAAAGACUUCAACUUCACUAUCCAUCAAGGAAGCUUCACAUGAAGAUCUGGGACAUUAUGAGUUACAUCUUUCAAAUUCUGCUGGAUCAACAACUGCUUCUUUAACUGUAGUUGUUCUUGACAGACCAGGACCACCAACUGAUGUUCAUAUUGAUGAAGUUAGUGCUGAUAGUGUAACUUUGUCUUGGAAACCUCCAGAAUAUGAUGGUGGGUGCCAUAUUAGCAAUUACAUUGUGGAGAAACGAGACACUACCACAACAACCUGGGACAUAGUAUCUGCAGCAGUUGCAAGAACAUCAAUUAAAGUAUCACGACUUACUACCGGUUCUGAAUAUCAGUUCCGUAUUUGCGCAGAAAAUCGUUAUGGGAAGAGCACACAUGUUAAUUCUCCAUCUGUUGUGGCAGAGUAUCCAUUUAAGCCCCCAGGACCUCCUGGUACUCCUCAUGUGGCACAUGCAACUAAAGCUUUCAUGAUUGUAACUUGGCAGGUACCAGUUAACGAUGGAGGUAGCAGAGUACUAGGAUAUCACUUGGAACGUAAAGAAAGAAGCAGCAUUCUUUGGGCAAAAGUCAACAAAAGUCUUAUAACUGAUACACAGAUGAAAGUUACAGGUCUUGAUGAAGGUCUGAUGUAUGAAUAUCGUGUGUAUGCCGAAAACAUUGCAGGCAUAGGCAAAUGCAGUAAAUCAUGUGAACCAGUUGCUGCAAGAGAUCCGUGUGAUCCUCCUGGUCAACCAGAAGUUACUAAUAUUACAAGAACAUGUGUCUCACUGAAAUGGACUAAACCAGAAUAUGAUGGUGGAGCUAAAGUAACAGGAUAUAUUAUUGAGCGCAGAGAGAUGCCAGAUGGUCGCUGGUUAAAGUGUAAUUUCACAAAUGUGCAAGAAACAUACUUUGAUGUAGGUGGACUUACGGAAGACCAGCGUUACGAAUUCCGUGUGAUUGCAAAGAAUGCUGCUGGACUCUUCAGUCAGCCAUCUGAAUCAACCGGACCUGUGACCGUAAAAGAUGAUGUAGAGGCUCCAAGAAUUAUGAUGGAUGUCAAAUUCAGAGAUGUUGUAGUUGUGAAAGCUGGAGAAGUGUUUAAAGUCAAUGCUGAUAUUGCAGGGCGGCCAAUACCAGUAAUUUCAUGGACAAAAGAUGGCAAAGAACUUGAGGGAAAAGCUAGAGUUGAAAUAGCCUCAACAGAUUACGCUACUGCAAUAACAGUUAAGGACUGUAUCCGAGGUGAUUCAGGACAGUAUGUACUAACAUUACAAAAUGUUGCAGGAACAAAAUCUUUGGCAAUUAAUUGCAAAGUACUUGACAGACCUGGCCCACCAGCAGGCCCACUAGAAAUAACUGGCCUUACUGCUGAAAAGUGUCAUUUAUCAUGGGGACCUCCUCAAGAGAAUGGAGGUGCAGAUAUUGAUUAUUAUGUUGUAGAAAAACGUGAGACCAGCAGAAUUGCAUGGACAAUUUGUGAAGGAGAGCUUAAGACAACAUCCUGUAAAGUGACAAAACUGCUGAAGGGUAAUGAGUAUAUUUUUAGAGUGAUGGGAGUUAACAAAUAUGGUGUUGGUGAGCCUCUAGAAAGUGUUGCUGUCAAAGCCUUAGACCCAUUUACGGUUCCAAGUCCACCUACUUCUUUGGAGAUCACCAGUGUAAGCAAAGAUUCAAUAACUUUGUGCUGGGCAAGACCUGAGUCUGAUGGAGGCAAUGAGAUCUCUGGCUACAUAAUUGAAAGACGUGAGAAAACUAGCCUAAGAUGGAUACGUGUAAACAAAAAGCCGGUAUAUGAUUUAAGAGUGAAAUCAUCUGGUCUCCGUGAAGGAUGUGAAUAUGAAUUCCGAGUUUAUGCAGAAAAUGCUGCUGGUCUCAGCCUUCCAAGCCAAAGCACACCAUUAAUUCGGGCAGAAGAUCCAAUCUUCUUGCCAUCUCCCCCAUCUAAACCAAAGAUUAUGGAUUCCACAAGGUCAAAUAUCACAAUUGGGUGGACAAAGCCACUGUUUGAUGGAGGCUCUCCAGUAACUGCAUACACAGUUGAAUACAAGAAAACUGAUGAAACUGACUGGACAACUGCUAUUCAGAACUUAAGAGGUACAGAGUACACCAUAAGUGGGUUAGUGUCUGGCUCUGAAUAUGUCUUCAGAGUGAAAUCCAUCAACAAAAUGGGUGUCAGUGAACCAAGUGACAGCUCAGAACCUCACUUGGCAAAAGAAAGAGAGGAAGAACCUGCUUUCGAUAUUGACAGUGAAAUGCGAAAGACACUAACUGUAAAGGCUGGUGAAUCAUUCACAAUGACAGUUCCUUUCAGAGGCAAACCAGUCCCAAAUGUAACAUGGAACAAACCAGAUACUGAUCUCCGUACACGAGCAAGCAUUGAUGUUUCACAUAAUCGCACAUCUCUUACUAUUGAAAAGGCAACAAGAAAUGAUUCUGGAAAAUACACUUUAACAUUGCAAAACAUCCUGAACACUGUUACCUUGACUUUAGUUGUCAAAGUUCUUGACACUCCUGGCCCGCCAUCUCAUGUAACAACAAAAGAUGUAACUAAAGAAUCUGCUGUGUUAUCUUGGGAUGUUCCUGAUAACGAUGGUGGGGCACCUGUGAAGAACUACGUAAUUGAAAAACGAGAAGCUAGCAAGAAAGCAUGGGUCACUGUGACGAAUAAUUGUCAUCGCCUGUCAUAUAAAGUAACUGGUUUACAAGAAGGUGCCAUUUACUACUUCAGAGUUUCUGGAGAGAAUGAGUAUGGUGUUGGAGUGCCUUCUGAGACCAAGGAGGGAACCAAAAUAACAGAAAAACCCAGCCCUCCAGAAAAACUUGGAGUGACAAACGUCACAAAGGACAGUGUUUCUCUGUCAUGGCUAAAACCAGAACACGAUGGUGGAAGCAGAAUUGUGAGCUACCUCAUUGAGGCUCUUGAGAAAGGACAGCAGAAAUGGGUUAAGUGUGCAGUUGUAAAGACAACUCAUCAUGUUGUCCACGGUCUUAAGGAGAAUGUUGACUAUUUCUUCAGAGUGUCUGCAGAAAACCAAGCAGGGUUAAGUGAUCCUAAGGAACUACUUCUUCCUGUUACAAUUAAAGAACAAUUAGAAUCUCCUGAGAUUGACAUGAAGGGCUUCCCUCACAACACUGUGUAUGUUCGGGCAGGUUCAAACCUGAAAGUUGAAAUUCCAGUUUCUGGAAAACCAUUGCCAAAGGUGACAUUGUCUAGAGAUGGCGCACCAAUCAAACCCACCUUGAGAUUUCACACAGAAACGACAGCAGAAAGUUUCAUUGUUAACCUUAAAGAAAGCGUGGCUGCUGAUGCUGGCAGAUAUGAUAUCACUGCUGCUAAUUCGAGUGGCACCACAAAGUCAUUCGUUAAUAUUGUUGUGCUGGAUAGACCAGGUCCUCCUGUUGGUCCUGUUGUCCUUAGUGAUAUCACUGAGGAGAGUGUAACACUCAGAUGGCAGCCACCAGCUUAUGAUGGCGGAAGUCAAGUUACCAACUAUAUUGUACUGAAAAGAGAAACAAGUACCGCUGCCUGGUCUGAGGUCUCUGCAACCGUUGCUAGAACUGUUAUUAAAGUCAUGAAACUCACAACAGGAGAAGAAUACCAAUUCCGCAUCAAAGCUGAGAACCGCUUUGGCAUCAGUGAUCACGUUGACUCACAAUGUGUAGUUGUCAAACUUCCUUACACUACCCCUGGUCCUCCUUCCACACCAUGGGUCACUAGCGUCACCCGAGAGAGUAUUACAGUCGGAUGGCACGAACCAGUCACUAAUGGUGGCAGCCCUGUCAUUGGAUACCACUUGGAAAUGAAGGACAGGAAUAGCAUAUUAUGGCAGAAGGCUAACAAGACCCUCAUUCGCACAACUCACUUUAAAGUCACCACCAUCAGUGCCGGCCUUAUCUAUGAAUUUAGAGUUUAUGCUGAAAAUGCAGCUGGUGUUGGAAAAGCAAGUCAUCCUUCUGAUCCGGUCCUUGCAAUUGAUGCUUGUGAACCACCAAGAAAUGUUCGUGUCUCAGAUAUUUCCAAGACUGCUAUUACUUUGUCAUGGCAGAAGCCAGCAUUUGAUGGUGGUAGCAAGAUCACUGGAUACAUUGUAGAAAAACGUGAUCUACCAGAUGGCAGAUGGUCAAAAGCUAGUUUCACCAAUGUUAUUGAGACUCAGUUCACAGUAUCUGGUCUGACACAGAAUUCCCAGUAUGAAUUCCGAGUCUUUGCCAAGAAUGCUAUUGGUUCCAUUAGUAAUCCAUCAGAUGUUGUGGGUCCUGUUACCUGUGUUGAUACAUAUGGUGCACCUGAAAUCGAUGUGCCGCCAGAAUAUACAGAAGUAGUGAAAUACAAAGCAGGAACUUCUAUUAAGCUAAAACUAGGCAUUUCAGGAAAGCCUAUACCAACAAUUGAAUGGUUCAAAAAUGGCAAUGAGCUGCAAAGCAGUUCACUACUGUCUAUCGAGAACACAACAGAAUUUGCUUCUAUACUCAUCAAGGAUGCAACUCGACUUAACAGUGGCACCUAUGAACUAAAACUGAAGAAUGCCAUGGGAUCAGCCUCUGCCCAUGUGCGAUUACAGAUACUCGACAAACCUGGACCCCCAACUGGACCAAUACAGUUUAAGACAGUCACUGCAGAAAAGAUCACAAUAAUGUGGGACCCUCCAGCAGAUGAUGGUGGUGCACCUGUAACACACUAUGUUGUUGAAAAGCGGGAGACAAGUCGUGUUGUAUGGUCUUUAGUUUCUGAGAAAGAGGAGGGGUGUAUUAUAACUACAACAAAACUUGUCAAAGGAAAUGAAUAUGUGUUCCGUGUCCGUGGUGUGAACAAGUUUGGAGUUGGUGAUUCCUUGGAGUCUGAACCAGUUAUAGCCAAAAACUCAUUUGUUGCACCUGGACCACCUGGUGUACCAGAAGUCACAAUGAUAACCAAGAAUUCUAUGACUGUUGUCUGGAGUAGGCCCACUGUUGAUGGAGGUAGUGAAAUAUCAGGAUAUUUUCUUGAGAAGCGUGACAAGAAGAGUCUUAGCUGGUUCAAGGUUACUAAGGAAACCAUUCGUGACACCAGACAGAAAGUAACAGGUCUGACUGAAAACAGUGAAUAUCAUUUCCGAGUCUGUGCUGUCAAUGCGGCUGGACAAGGUCCAUUCUGUGAAGCAUCUGACUUCUACAAAGCUGUAGAUCCUGUUGAUAAGCCAGGCUCACCAACAAAAUUGAAGGUUGUGGAUACAACUAAGACAUCUGUCACCCUUGGCUGGAUUAAACCUACUUAUGAUGGAGGAAGCCCAAUUACCAGCUAUGUGGUUGAGAAAAGGGAAGGUGAAGAGCAAGAAUGGACUGUAGUUAGCUCUAAGGGAGAAGUGAGAACAACUGAAUAUGUUGUCUCCCACCUUCAGCCAAGCAUUAAUUAUUAUUUCCGCGUCUCUGCUAUAAAUUGUGCUGGACAAGGAGAGCCUAUUGAAAUGACAGAGCCUGUUCAAGCUAAAGAUAUUCUCGUGGCACCAGAGAUUGAUCUGGAUGUUGCCCUCCGGACCUCUAUCAUUGCUAAAGCAGGUGAAGAUGUGGAAAUAAUGAUUCCAUUCAAAGGAAGACCUCCUCCAACAGUCACAUGGAGAAAGGGUGACAAAAAUCUCGGAACUGAUGAAAAAUAUAUCAUCCAGAAUACAGAAUCAUCAACAUUACUUUCUAUUCCUCAAGUUACCCGAGAUGACACAGGAAAAUAUGUUCUUACAAUUGAAAAUGGAGUUGGAGAACCCAAAUCAUCAUUUGUGAAUGUGAAGGUACUUGACACACCAUCUGCCUGCCAGAAGCUGCAGCUUAAGCAUGUUUCUCGUGGCACAGUUACACUGGUAUGGGAGCCACCUCUCAUUAAUGGUGGUUCUGAAAUAACAAAUUAUGUUGUUGAAAAAAGAGAUGCUACAAAGAGGGCCUGGUCAACUGUAACAACAAAGUGUUCUCAAACUACCUUUAAGCUAACUAACCUGUCAGAAAAGACUGCGUUCUUCUUCCGUGUUCUUGCUGAAAAUGAAAUUGGACUGGGUGAGCCUUGUGAGACAUCUGAACCAGUGAAAGCUGCAGAUGUACCAGGACCUAUAAAAGACCUUGCCAUGAAAGAUUCUACAAAAACUUCUGUUAAAUUGCAUUGGAGCAAACCGGACUAUGAUGGUGGUAGCAUUAUAUCAGACUACAUUAUUGAAAAGAAACUGCAGGAAGAAAAGGAAUGGACAUACGCAGGCACAAGCAAGAGCUGUGAAUUUGAAGUUGAAAGACUUAAAGAGCUGUCUGUCAUGGAAUUCAGAGUCUUUGCAAAAAAUGAAAAAGGCAUGAGUGAUGGUGUUACUGUGGGACCCAUUACAGUGAAAGAAUAUAUAAUAACACCAGAAGCUGACCUUUCUGACAUUCCUGGAGGUCAAAUCACUGUGCGAAUUGGGCAUAACCUUCACAUUGAACUGCCCUAUAAGGGUAAACCUAAACCAUCAAUGAGCUGGCUGAAGGACAACCUCCCUCUUAAAGAAACUGAACAUCUUCGUUUCAAGAAAACUGAAAACAAGAUAAGCUUAAGUAUCAAGAAUGUGAAAAAGGAGCAUGGUGGCAAAUAUACUUUGAUUCUUGAUAAUGUUGUCUCCAGAAAAACAUUUACAAUCACUGUCAUCACUCUUGGUCCACCAUCUAAGCCAAAAGGACCCUUAAGACUAGAUGAAGUCAAAGCAGAUAGUGUAGUUUUGUCAUGGGAAGCUCCUGAAGAUGAUGGGGGAGGUGAAAUUACUGGCUACAGUAUUGAGAAAAGAGAAACUUCUCAAAUGAACUGGAAGCUGGUGUGCUCGAGUGCUGCUAGAACAACUUUCAAAGUACCAAACCUCGUUAAAGACACUGAAUAUCAGUUUAGAGUCCGUGCAGAAAACAGAUACGGAGUAAGCCCACCUCUUGUCUCAGCAGAUGUUGUGGCAAAGCAUCAAUUCAGAACACCAGGUGCACCUGGCAAGCCUGUUGUAUACAAUGUAACUGCUGAUGGAAUGACCAUAGCGUGGGAUGCUCCUGCUUAUGAUGGCGGUUCAGAAAUCAUUGGCUACCACGUUGAAAAGAAGGAGAGAAACAGUAUUUUGUGGCAGAAGGUUAAUGUUGCAUUAAUAUCUAGCAGAGAAUACAGGAUUACUGGGCUAGUUGAGGGUCUGGAUUAUCAGUUCCAAGUGUAUGCAGAAAACACUGCCGGUCUAAGCCGAGCCAGCGAGCCAAGCAAGUUUACUUUGGCAGUCUCUCCAGUAGAUCCACCUGGUACUCCUGAUUACAUUGAUGUCACCAGAGAAACAGUCACUCUUAAAUGGACCCCCCCACUGCGUGAUGGAGGCAGUAAGAUUGUGGCCUACAGUAUUGAGAAGCGGCAAGGAAGUGAAGACCGGUGGCUGAGAUGUAACUUUACUGAUGUCAGUGAAUGCCAAUAUACAGUUACAGGACUUAGUCCAGGUGAUCGAUAUGAAUUCAGAGUGCUUGCAAGAAAUGCUGUUGGUACCAUCAGCCCACCUUCACAGUCUUCAGGCUAUAUCAUGACCAGAGAUGAAAAUGUUGCUCCAACAAUUGAAUUUGGCCCUGAGCACUUUGAAGGCCUAACUGUUAAAGCUGGAGAGAGCAUUAGACUUAAAGCUUUAAUUAAAGGACGUCCAGUACCUAAGGUGACAUGGUUUAAGGAUGGCAAGGAGAUUGAAAAAACAAUGAGUAUAGAAAUAACUACAGGUAUUGGAUAUAGCACAAUCUUCAUUAGAGAUGCUACCCGGGAUCAUCGUGGAGUGUACACAGUAGAAGCCAAAAAUGCAUCAGGCACUAAACGAGAAGAUAUUACAUUCAGAAUACAAGACACGCCAGGAAAAGUCGGUGGACCAAUACGAUUCACAAACAUCACUGGAGAAAAAGUGACAUUAUGGUGGGAGCCUCCUGCUAAUGAUGGUUGUGCUUCUAUUUCCCAUUACAUCAUUGAAAAGCGUGAAACCAGCAGGAUUGCAUGGGCAUUAGUUGAUGACAAGUGUGAAGCUUGCAGCUACACUGCACUUAAAUUAAUUAAAGGCAAUGAGUACCAGUUCCGUGUCUCUGCAGUAAACAAAUUUGGAGUUGGCAGACCAUUGGAGUCUGAUCCAGUUGUAGCACAAAUACCUUACACUCUUCCUGAUGCCCCAGGAACACCAGAGCCCACUAACGUAACAGGAGACAGUAUCACUCUGACAUGGGCAAGACCGAAGUCAGAUGGUGGAAGUGAGAUAAAUGAAUAUAUUCUAGAAAGGAGAGAAAAGAAGAGCAUGCGCUGGGUUAAAGUGAUCAGUAAGAGGCCCAUUGCUGAGAACAGAUACAGAGUAACUGGCCUUAUUGAAGGCAAUGAAUAUGAAUUCCAUGUCAUGGCUGAAAAUGCUGCAGGAGUUGGACCUCCAAGUGAUGUUUCAAAGCUAAUUAAAUGCAGAGAACCAGUUAGCCCACCUAGUGCACCUAAUGUCGUAAGGGUGACGGAUACAUCAAAGACUAGUGUAAGCUUAGAGUGGACCAAACCAGUUUUUGAUGGCGGUAUGGAAAUAAUUGGAUACAUUAUUGAGAUGUGCAAAGCUGAUCUAGAAACAUGGCAGAAAGUCAAUGCAGAGACUGUUCUUGCUACUAAAUAUACCGUGGUUGAUCUGGAGGCAGGAGAACACUAUAAAUUCAGAGUGAGUGCAGUCAAUGGUGCUGGCAAAGGAGAAAGCUGUGAAGUUCCUGCAUCAGUCCAAACUGUAGACAGGCUUUCUGCACCUGAAAUUGACAUUGAUGCAAACUUCAAGCAGACUCACAUUGUGAGAGCAGGUGCAAGUAUUCGCCUAUUUAUUGCCUUCUCUGGAAGGCCUGUUCCUACUGCUGUGUGGUCCAAAGCAGAUGCAAAUCUGAACUUGCGUGCUGACAUUCAAACCACUGACUCAUUUAGCACAUUGACUGUGGAGGAAUGCAAUAGAAACGAUGCUGGCAAAUAUGUCUUUACUGUGGAAAACAACAGUGGAAGUAAGUCAAUUACAUUUACUGUCAAGGUGUUGGACACUCCUGGUCCACCUGGUCCUAUUACAUUUAAGGAUGUGACCCGAGGAUCUAUUACUUUAAUGUGGGAUGCUCCUGUACUGGAUGGAGGUUCACGUAUUCAUCACUACAUUGUGGAAAAACGGGAAGCAAGCCGUCGUAGCUGGCAAGUGGUGAGUUCAAAAUGCACUCGACAAAUCUUUAAGGUCACUGAUCUGGCAGAAGGUGUUCCAUAUUACUACCGAGUGUCAGCAGAAAAUGAAUAUGGCGUAGGUGAACCUUGUGAGUUGACGGAACCAAUUGUAGCCACUGAAGAACCUGCACCACCUAAGAGAUUAGAUAUUGUUGAUACUACCAAAUCUUCUGUAGUUUUAGCUUGGCUUAAACCUGACCAUGAUGGUGGUAGUCGUGUUACUGGGUACCUUCUUGAAAUGAAGCAGAAAGGCUCUGACAAAUGGAUUCCAGCUGGUCAAACCAAGCAACUUACUUUCACUGUUGAAGGCCUUGUGGAAAACACUGAAUAUGAGUUCCGGGUCAAGGCAAAGAACGAUGCUGGCUACAGUGAGCCAAGAGAAGCUUUCUCUUCUGUUAUUAUUAAAGAGCCACAGAUUGAACCAACAGCAGAUCUCAGUGAAAUAAGCAGACAACUCAUAACAUGCAAGGCUGGAAGCACUUUUACUAUUGAUAUACCAAUUAGUGGCCGCCCAGCUCCAAAAGUGACAUGGAAACUUGAGGAGAUGAGGCUGAAGGAAACUGAGAGAGUUACCAUCAAGACAACGAAAGACAGAACCACACUGACUGUAAAGGACAGUAUGAGAGGCGACUCUGGGAAAUACUACCUCACGCUUGAAAACACUGCUGGCGUGAAAACAUUCACGGUCACAGUGGUAGUCAUAGGACGGCCAGGUCCAGUCACUGGCCCAAUUGAAAUAUCAUCGGUCUCUGCUGAAUCCUGUGUGUUGACCUGGAAAGAACCUGAAGACGAUGGUGGCAGUGAUAUUACAAACUACAUUGUAGAGAAACGUGAAUCUGGCACAACAGCAUGGCAGCUGGUAAAUUCGAGUGUAAAACGUACACAGAUCAAAGUCACCCGUCUCACAAAAUACCAGGAGUACAGUUUUCGAGUAAGCUCAGAAAACAGAUUUGGAGUCAGCAAACCCCUUGAAUCAAAAACUGUAGUUGCUGAACAUCCAUUUGUCCCACCAAGCCCACCUUCAAGGCCAGAAGUCUAUUCCGUGUCUGCAAAUGCAAUGGCAAUUCGUUGGGAGGAACCCUAUCAUGAUGGUGGCAGCAAAGUCAUUGGAUACUGGGUUGAAAAGAAAGAGCGCAACACCAUCCUUUGGGUGAAGGAAAAUAAAGUGCCAUGCUGUGAAUGCAACUUCAAAAUCACUGGGCUGGUGGAAGGGCUAGAAUAUCAAUUCAGAACCUAUGCUCUAAAUGCUGCAGGUGUUAGCAAAGCUAGUGAAGCUUCCAGACCUGUAGUGGCUCAAAAUCCAGUUGAUCCACCAGGAAGGCCAGAAGUGACAGAUGUCACCAGAUCUACAGUGUCCCUGAGCUGGUCACCACCACUUUACGAUGGUGGAAGUAAAGUUAUUGGAUACAUCAUUGAGCGGAAACCAUAUAAUGAAUCUGGUGAUGGACGCUGGCUGAAAUGCAAUUAUACCAUAGUCUCAGAAAACUUCUUUACAGUGACAGCUCUUGGUGAAGAUGAAGCAUAUGAAUUCCGUGUUCUAGCAAAGAAUGCAGCUGGUGUGAUUAGCAAAGGAUCUGAAUCAACCGGUGCUGUCAUUUGCAAAGAUGAAUACUCACCACCAAAGGCUGAACUCGAUACCAGGUUGCAGGGAGAAGUUGUAACCAUUAGGGCUGGAUCUGAUCUUGUUCUUGAUGCGGCCAUUGGUGGGAAACCAGAACCAAAAGUCUUCUGGUCCAAAGGAGAUAAGGAAUUGGACCUAUGUGAAAAGAUAUCUCUGCAGUACACCAGCAAACGAGCCAUUGCAAUUAUCAAGUUCUGUGACAGAAGUGAUAGUGGAAAAUAUACUCUAACAGUGAAAAAUGCCAGUGGGACAAAGCAAAUUUCUGUUCUUGUCAAAGUGCUUGAUUCACCAGGUCCAUGCGCAGGAAAAAUCACAGUAAGCAGGAUAACUGAAGAGAAGUGCACUCUGGCGUGGAAUAUUCCUGAGGAGGAUGGAGGUGCACAAAUCACUCACUACAUUGUAGAAAGGCGUGAAACCAGCAGACUUCACUGGGUUAUUGUUGAGGCUGAAUGCCAGACAUUAUCAUGUGUGGUAACAAAACUUAUUAAAAAUAAUGAGUACAUCUUCCGUGUCAGAGGUGUCAACAAAUAUGGGCCAGGUGUUCCACUUGAAACAGAACCUAUCAUUGCCAGGAAUGCUUUCACUAUCCCAACACAGCCUGGUACUCCUGAAGAAGUGAGUGUUGGCAAGGAACACAUCAUCAUUCAGUGGACAAAACCAGAAUCAGAUGGUGGCAGUGAGAUUAAGGAUUAUCUUGUAGACAAACGUGAAAGGAAAAGUCUGCGCUGGACACGAGUGAACAGAGAUUACACUAUUUAUGACACCAGACUGAAAGUUACUGGUCUUAUGGAAGGUGGUCAGUACCAGUUCCGUGUCACUGCAGUGAAUGCUGCUGGAAACAGUGAGCCUAGCGAAGCUUCACAAUAUAUGUUAUGCAAGGAACCAUCAUAUACUCCUGCAGCACCUUCAGCUCCAAGAGUUGUGGACACUACUAUGCACAGCAUAAGUUUAGCGUGGUCAAAGCCCACAUAUGAUGGUGGUGCUGACAUCUUAGGCUACGUUCUUGAGAUGAAGGAAGAAGGUACUGAACAGUGGUACCGACCACAUACAACUCCCACUCUGAGGAAUGCUGAGUUCACCGUAACUGGUCUUAAAACAACCCAGAAAUACCAAUUUAGAGUUGCUGCUACCAAUGUGAAUGGUAUGAGUGAAUUUAGUGAAUCAUCAGCAGAAAUAGAACCUGUGGAAAGAAUAGAAAAACCUGAGCUUGAGCUUGCUGAUGACCUGAGGAAGACAGUAACAGUGAGAGCUGGUGGUUCCCUGCGUCUGAUGGUCUCUGUGUCGGGUAGACCUGCUCCUGUAAUCACAUGGAGCAAGCAGGGUAUUGACCUUGUAAGUCGAGGUAUUAUUGAUACUACAGACAGCUACACUCUACUUAUUGUGGAUAAAGUUAAUCGGUACGAUGCUGGAAAGUAUGUAAUUGAAGCUGAAAAUCAAUCAGGAAAAAAAUCAGCAACUAUUUCUGUGAAAGUGUAUGAUACACCCGGUCCACCAGCUGCAGUGAGAAUUAAGGAAGUAUCAAGAGAUUCUGCAACACUUACUUGGGACAUUCCAACCAUUGAUGGUGGAGCCCCUGUCAGCAAUUAUAUAAUUGAGAAACGUGAAGCUUCCAUGAGAGCUUACAAGACUGUCACUACCAAAUGCAGCAAGACAUUUUAUAGAGUUACUGGACUUCUGGAAGGAGCUUUGUAUUAUUUCAGAGUACUGCCAGAAAAUAUUUAUGGCAUUGGUGAAGCUUGUGAGACAUCUGACGCAGUAUUAGUAUCUGAUGUACCUAUGCCACCACAAAAACUGGAAGUGAUUGACAUCACCAAAUCAACUGUUACUCUUGCUUGGGAGAAACCACCACAUGAUGGUGGCAGCAGAUUGACUGGCUAUGUUAUUGAGGCCAGCAAAGCUGGAACAGAAAGAUGGUUGAAGGUAGUGACAGUAAAGCCUACUGUCUAUGAACAUACAAUUAUCUCUCUCAAUGAAGGCGAACAGUACUUGUUCAGGGUCAGAGCACAGAAUCAGAAGGGUGUUUCAGAAGCACGAGAGAUUGUCACAGCAGUAACAGUACAGGACCAAAAAGUUCUGCCGACAAUUGACCUUGCCGGAAUACCUCAGAAGACAAUUCAUGUACCUGCUGGCAAGCCCAUUGAGUUAGCUAUUCCAAUUGGAGGACGGCCACCUCCAGCUGCAUCUUGGUUCUUGGCUGGUUCUAAACUAAAAGAAUCAGAACGCAUCAAAAUGGAGGCUGCUGCCAAAAUGGCUAAACUGGCAGUUCGUGAGACCACCAUUCAUGACACUGGAGAGUAUACACUUGAACUGAAGAACACAACUGGAACAGUUACUGAUACAAUAAAAGUUAUAAUCCUUGACAAACCUGGACCACCUGUUGGACCUAUCCGAAUUGAUGAAAUUGAUUCAAAUUAUGUAACCAUCUCCUGGGAGCCACCUGAGCUGGACGGUGGAGCUACACUUAGUGGCUAUGUGGUAGAGCAGCGUGACGCUCACCGUCCUGGAUGGCUGCCAGUUUCAGAGUCAGUAACCAGAACAACAUACAAGUUCACCAGGCUUGUUGAAGGUGCAGAAUACGUGUUCCGUGUGGCUGCUACAAACCGCUUUGGAAUUGGAUCUUACCUGCAGUCUGAGAUUAUAGAAUGCAAGAGCAGAAUUCGUAUCCCUGGCCCUCCUGGCACUCCAGAAGUGUUUGAUGUCUCUCGAGAUGGUAUGACAUUAACUUGGCAUCCUCCAGAUGACGAUGGUGACUCUCAGAUUACUGGUUAUAUUGUGGAACGCAAAGAAGUUAGAGCAGAUAGAUGGAUUCGUGCAAACAAAGUUCCAGUCACUAUGACUCGUUACCGUUCCACUGGGUUGGUUGAAGGAUUAGAAUAUGAACACCGCAUCACAGCAAUCAAUGCAAGAGGUGCUGGGAAACCCAGUCGUCCUUCCAAGUCUGUUGUUGCCAGGGAUCCAAUUGCUCCUCCAGGGAAACCUCAGAAUCCAAGAGUCACUGACACUACAAGAACAUCUGUCUCUCUGGCUUGGAGUCCACCAGAAGAUGAAGGUGGCUCUAAAGUCACCGGCUACUUAAUUGAGAUGCAGAAGGUAGAUCAAUUUGAAUGGACCAAAUGCAAUACCACUCCCACCAAGAUUCGUGAAUACACUUUGACACAUCUACCACAAGGCGCAGAGUACAGAUUCCGUGUGCUAGCCUGUAAUGCUGGUGGGCCAGGAGAACCUGCUGAAGUGCCAGGAACGGUCAAAAUUACUGAAAUGCUUGAAUAUCCUGACUUUGAACUUGAUGAAAAAUACCAGGAAGGUCUCAUGGUGAGACAAGGUGGAGUUAUCAGGCUUACAAUACCCAUUAAGGGUAAGCCCAUUCCGGUAUGCAAAUGGACCAAAGAAGGACAUGACAUCAGCAAAAGGGCCAUGAUUGCAACCUCCGAAACUCACACAGAACUUGUGAUCAAAGAUGCAGAAAGAGAAGAUUCUGGCACCUACGAUCUGGCACUUGAAAACAAGUGUGGCAAAAAAGCUGUGUAUAUUAAAGUCAGAGUGAUUGGCAUUCCAAAUCCACCAGAAGGGCCUCUUGAGUAUGAUGAUAUACAAGCUCGUUCUGUCAGAGUAAGCUGGAGACCUCCUACAGAUGAUGGUGGUGCAGAUAUACUAGGUUAUAUUGUUGAGAGACGAGAAGUACCAAAGACUGCCUGGUACACUGUUGAUUCUAGAGUAAAAGGGACAUCUUUGGUGGUGAAAGGUCUAAAAGAAAAUGUGGAAUAUCACUUCCGUGUUUCUGCGGAAAAUCAUUUUGGCAUUAGCAAAUCUCUCAAAUCUGAAGAACCAGCUGUACCAAAGACACCGCUGAAUCCUCCGGAGCCUCCAAACAACCCACCUGAAGUGCUUGAUGUCACAAAGAGUUCAGUUAACUUGUCCUGGUCCAGACCUAAAGAUGAUGGUGGUUCUCGUGUAACUGGGUACUACAUUGAACGUAAGGAGACAUCUACAGAAAAAUGGGUCCGGCAUAACAAAACGCAGAUCACUACUACAAUGUACACAGUCACCGGACUUGUUCCAGAUGCUGAAUAUCAGUUCCGUGUUGUUGCUCAAAAUGAAAUUGGUGAAAGUGAAGCAAGUCCUGCUUCUGAACCAGUUGUAUGCAAGGAUCCAUUUGACAAACCAAGCCAACCUGGAGAAAUUGAGAUCACUUCAAUAUCGAAGGACAGCAUUACAAUGGAAUGGGAACGACCUGAAAGUGAUGGUGGCAAAGAGAUCCUUGGAUACUGGGUUGAAUAUCGACAGUCUGGAGAAAGCACCUGGAAAAAAUGCAAUAAAGAACUCAUCAAGGACAGACAGUUUACAGUAGGAGGUUUAUUGGAGGCCACAGAAUAUGAAUUCCGUGUUUUUGCAGAAAAUCAGACUGGCCUCAGCAGACCUCGAAGGACUGCUAUGGCAGUGAAAACUAAAUUAACAUCUGGAGAAGCACCUGCCAUAAGAAAAGAAAUGCAGGAUGUUACAACUAAACUGGGUGAAGCAGCUCAGCUGACAUGCCAGAUUGUUGGGAGACCUCUUCCUGAUAUUAAAUGGUACCGCUUUGGCAAAGAAUUGGUGCAGAGCCGAAAAUACAAAAUGUCAUCUGAUGGACGCAACCAUACAUUGACAGUAUUAACAGAUGAACAAGAGGAUGAAGGUCUCUACACUUGUAUGGCUACCAACGAUGUUGGAGAAAUUGAAACUAGUGGCAAGCUAUUGUUGCAGGCUCCUCCUCAGUUCCAUCCUGGCUUCCCAUUGAAAGAGAAAUACUAUGCUGGUGCUGGUGGCACUCUCCGCCUUCACGUUGUGUAUAUUGGCCGACCAGUACCAGCAAUAACUUGGUUCCAUAGCAACAAACCUCUGAGAGGAUCAGAAUCAGUUACUAUUGAGAACACAGAGCAGUAUACUCAUCUUGCAAUUAAGAAUGUCCAGCACAAAACUCAUGCUGGGAAGUACAAAGUGCAACUCAGUAACACGUUUGGAACAGUUGACACCGUACUUAAUGUGGAAAUACAAGAUAAGCCAGAUAAACCAGAAGGGCCGAUCGUUAUAGAAUCUGUACUAAAGAACUCUGUGGUGAUUAGCUGGAAACCACCAGAGGACGAUGGAGGUGCUAUGAUAACAAAUUACGUCAUAGAGAAACGUGAAGCCAAGGAAGGAGCAGAAUGGGAACUUGUAUCUUCAAGCAUUUCAGGCACAACUUGUAGAAUUGUUAAUCUAACUGAAAACGCAGGCUAUUAUUUCCGUGUUUCUGCUCAGAAUACAUAUGGAAUUAGUGAAGCACUGGAAGUCUCAUCAGUUGUCAUUAUGAAGCCUCCAUUUGAAAAACCAGGACAACCUGGUCAGCCAGUUGCAAGUGCUAUCACAAAAGAUUCUUGUGUUGUCUCAUGGAAGCCACCUGCGAGUGAUGGAGGUGCGAAGAUCAGAACAUACUAUCUUGAGAAGCGUGAGAAGAAACAAAACAAGUGGAUUUCUGUAACAACAGAUGAAAUUCGUGAAACCGUAUUCUCUGUGAAAGACCUUAUUGAAGGCCUUGAAUACGAGUUCCGUGUAAAAUGUGAAAAUCUAGGUGGUGAAAGCGAGUGGAGUGAGGUAUCACAACCAGUCAUUCCAAAAUCUGAUGUACCAAUUCAAGCUCCACAUUUCAAGGAAGAACUAAGAAACCUGAAUGUGAAAUUUCAAGCUAACGCCACAUUUGUCUGCAAAGUCACUGGUCAUCCUAAACCAGUCGUCAAAUGGUACAGGCAGGGCAAAGAAAUCAUGCCGGAUGGUGAAAAGAUCAAAAUACAGGAAUUCAAGGGUGGAUACCACCAGCUAAUCAUUACAAAUGUAACAGAUGAUGAUGCCACAGUAUAUCAAGUUAGAGCUACCAAUCAAGGAGGAUCAGUGUCUGGCACUGCCUCUUUGGAUGUUGAAGUUCCUGCAAAGAUUCACUUGCCCAAAAACCUGGAAGGUAUGGGAGCCGUUCAUGCCCUCCGAGGGGAAGUAGUGAGCAUCAAGAUCCCAUUCAGUGGCAAGCCUCCCCCUGUGAUCACGUGGCAGAAGGGACAGGAUCUCAUUGAUACUAAUGGACAUUACCAAGUCAUUGUUACAAGAUCAUUCACAUCUCUUGUUUUCCCAAAUGGUGUUGACAGAAAAGAUGCAGGUUUUUACAUUGUUUGUGCCAAAAACAGAUUUGGAAUUGAUCAAAAAACAGUUGAAUUAGAUGUGGCUGAUGUGCCUGAUCCACCAAGAGGUUUGAAAGUAACAGACAUUUCGAGGGAUUCAGUCAACUUAACCUGGAUUGAACCAGCCACUGAUGGUGGGAGCAGGAUCGUAAACUACAUUAUUGAGAAACGUGCUACAACAGCAGAGCGAUGGAUCCGUGUUGCACAAGCUCGUGAGACACGAUACACAGUAGUGAACCUAUUUGGCAAGACCACCUAUCAGUUCCGUGUAAUUGCAGAAAACAAGUUUGGCCAAAGCCAGCCUUCUGAACCUACUGAUCCAAUUAUAACAAAGGAAGAUAAGACUAGAGUAAUGAACUAUGAUGAAGAGGUUGAUGAAACCAGAGAAGUCACCACAGCUAAAGCUGCUCACUAUUCUACGAAGGAACUCUACGACAAAUACAUGAUUGCAGAAGAGCUUGGACGUGGGCAGUUUGGCAUUGCACACCGCUGCGUUGAGGCAGUUUCAAAGAAGACUUACCUGGCUAAGUUUGUCAAAGUAAAAGGUGCUGACCAAGUUUUGGUAAAGAAAGAAAUUUCUAUUCUAAAUAUUGCUAGGCACCGAAAUAUCCUGUAUCUUCACGAAUCGUUUGAGAGCCUUGAAGAAUUGGUCAUGAUCUUUGAAUUCAUUUCGGGAGUCGAUAUCUUUGAAAGAAUCAGCACAGCUUCAUUUGAACUGAAUGAAAGAGAAAUAGUAAGUUAUGUACGCCAGGUCUGUGAUGCACUAGAAUUCUUACAUCGCCACAGCAUUGGACAUUUUGAUAUCAAACCAGACAAUAUUAUUUAUUUCACAAGAAGGAGCUCUGUAGUUAAAAUUGUCGAAUUUGGUCAAGCCAGACAACUGAAGCCUGGAGACAGCUUUAGACUUCAGUUCACUUCACCUGAAUAUUAUGCACCUGAAGUACAUCAUCAUGAUCUGGUCAGCACAGCAACUGACAUGUGGUCAGUUGGUGCUCUAACCUACAUACUUCUCAGCGGCAUUAAUCCUUUCAUUGCUGAAACAAAUCAACAAGUUAUUGAAAAUAUUCUAAAUGCUGAAUACAAUUUUGAUGAUGAAGCAUUCAAAGACAUAAGCAUUGAGGCUAUGGACUUCAUCGAUCGCCUGUUAGUAAAGGAAAGAAAAGCUCGAAUGACAGCUGCUGAAGCACUUAAUCACACGUGGCUUAAACAGAAAACAGAGAAGACCAGCACUAAAACCAUCAAGACCUUAAGACACAGGCGUUACUACCACACGCUAGUAAAGAAGGAGUGGAACACAGUUGUGUCAGUAGCCCGUAUUUCCUGUGGAGGUGCAAUUAGAUCUCAGAAAGGUGUAACAGUGGCCAAAGUUAAAGUUGCUCCAAUAGACAUUGGUCCCAUUGCUGGGCAGAUAAACCAUGCUGCUGCAGAAGAAGGAGGGCAUGCCAAAUACGUGUGUAAGAUUGAAAACUAUGAUCAGUCCACACAGGUCACCUGGUACUUCGGUAUGAGGCAACUAGAAAACAAUGAGAAAUAUGAAAUCAAUUAUGAAGAAGGUGUGGCAACAAUGUAUGUCAAAGAUGUUUCUAAAUCAGAUGAUGGAACCUACAGAUGCAAGGUUGUAAAUGACUACGGUGAAGACAGCUCUUAUGCAGAACUUUUUGUUAAAGGUGUGAGAGAAAUGUCUGAGCACUACAGAUGUAGAGCUGUUAGGAAAGUGAAACGCCGGGUUGAUGCAAUGAGACUCUUAGAGCAUCCACCAGAAUUUACUUUGCCUUUGUAUAAUCGCACUGCAUAUGUUGGAGAAAAUGUCAGGUUUGGUGUAACUAUAACAGUCCACCCAGAACCUCGAUUGACGUGGUUCAAAUCGGGCCAGAGAAUCAAACCUGGUGAUGACGAUAAGUAUACUUUUGAAUCAGACAAAGGUCUUUACCAACUCAUCAUCAAUAAAGUCACUGAAGAGGACGAUGCUGAAUACAGUAUUAUAGCACGCAAUAAAUAUGGGGAAGACAGCUGCAAAGCUAAGCUGACUGUGAUUCCGCAUCCACCUCCAGCAGAUACUACGCUGAGGCCAAUGUUUAAAAGGCUGCUGGCCAAUGCUGAAUGCCAAGAAGGCCAAAACAUCAGUUUUGAGAUCAGGGUAUCUGGUAUACCAAAGCCGACACUGACAUGGGAGAAAGAUGGUCAACCUCUAUCCUUUGGUCCUAACUUUGAUAUAAUUCAUGAAGGUUUAGAUUACUAUGCUUUGCAUAUCAGAGAUACUUUACCGGAAGACAGCGGUUAUUACAGAGUUACUGCAACAAACAGCGCUGGAUCUACAAGCUGCCAGGCUUAUCUAAAAGUCGAACGCCUGAAAUAUGUCAAGCGUGAGUACAAGACUGAAGAAGAGCGGGAGAAGCAUGUACAAAGGCAAAUUGACAAGACCUUAAGAAUGGCAGAGAUCCUUUCUGGGGUUGAAGCUGUUCCAUUGACACAAACUGCACAAGAGGCUCUCAGAGAAGCUGCUAUCUUAUACAAACCAGCUGUCAGCACUAAGACUGUCAAAGGUGAAUAUGAAAUUAAGAAAGAAGAAAAGAAGGAAGAAAGAAAACUUCGUAUGCCGUAUGAGGUUCCAGAGCCUCGCAAACAUGUGCGCACUACUCUUGAGGAAGAUCAGACCAUUAAACACUUUGUGCCUCUGUCAGAUAUGAAAUGGUACAAGAGGCUGCGAGACCAGUAUGAAAUGCCAGGAAAACUUGAGAGAACUGUUCAGAAACGCCAGAAACGCAUACGUCUUUCCAGGUGGGAGCAGUUCUACGUGAUGCCACUGCCACGCAUUUCUGAUCAGUAUAAGCCUAAAUGGCGCAUACCAAAGCUAACACAAGAUGAUCUUGAAACUGUGAGACCAGCACGUCGGCGUGCACCGUCUCCAGAUUACGAAUUUUACUACAGACCAAGGAGGCGGUCACUUGGUGAUUUAUCUGAUGAGGAAUUACUCCUGCCUAUUGAGGACUAUUUAGCCAUGAAGAGAACUGAAGAGGAAAGACUGCGCCUCGAAGAAGAGCUUGAGCUAGGCUUUUCUGCUUCCCCACCAAGUAGAAGCCCUCCACGCUUUGAGCUGUCUGCGCUUCGGUACUCGACUGCAGGAACACAGGUCCAGUCAGAGGAAGAAAGAAAGAGAGAGCUGAGGUAUUCCAGCUACCAUAUCCCAACUAAAGCUGACACAAGCGCAAGCUAUGCAGAGCUACGUCAGCGCUAUGACAGAGCUGCCUACAGACCCCCCAAACAAAAGCAAAGAAUAAUGGCUGAAAGAGAGGAUGAAGAAUUGCUCCGUCCUGUUGGCGCUACUCAAAGACUCUCUGAGUACAAGAGUGAGCUGGAAUAUAUGGCAGAAGAGGAAAAGAGCAGACUUAGGAGAAGGAGGGAAAGAGAAAUAACUGAGAUCACAUCAGAAGAAGAAGAAGAAAUAGAAAUGGUGCAACAUGUUCACAGGGAAUUUUCACCUCCUUCCAGAUUACUAAGGAGAAGAAGAUCCCUUUCUCCAAUAUACAUUGAGUUGAUGCGCCCUGUAUCUGAAUUAAUUAGACCCCGUUCACGACCUCCCGAGGAAAGUGAAAGAAGAUCCCCAACACCAGAGAGAACUCGACCACGUUCACCUAGCCCGGUUUCUACUGAAAGAUCACUCUCUCGGUUUGAAAGGAUGGCAAGAUUUGACAUCUUUUCUCGAUAUGAGUCCAUGAAAUCUGCUUUGAAAACACAGAAAACUAUGGAAAGGAAAUACGAAGUCCUAACUCAACAGCCUUUCACCCUUGACCAUGCUCCUCGCAUCACCCUGAGAAUGCGCUCACACCGUGUGCCAUGUGGCCACAACACCAGGUUUAUUCUGAAUGUCCAGUCAAAGCCAACGGCUGACGUGAAGUGGUACCACAAUGGUAUUGAGCUCCAGGAGAGCAGUAAGAUACAUUUCUCGAAUACCAGCGGGGUAUUAACACUGGAAAUUCUCGACUGCCAUAUUGAUGACAGUGGAACAUACAGGGCUGUAUGCACAAACUACAAAGGCGAAUGUUCUGAUUAUGCAACCUUAGAUGUUACUGGAGGAGAUUACACUACAUACUCUUCCCAGCGGAGAGAUGAAGAAGUACCAAGGUCAAUUUUACCUGACCUGACAAGAACAGAGGCAUAUGCAGUCUCAUCAUUUAAGAAAGCAUCUGCUACAGAAGCAAGUUCCUCAGUAAGAGAGGUCAAAUCAGAAGUGUCAGCAACAAGAGAGUCACUUCUAUCAUAUGAACACCACGCUUCUUCUGAAGAAAAAAUCACUGCCUCAGAAAAGAAAUCACUGGAAGAAAGGACAGUACAUAAGGCAUUUAAGAGCACUCUGCCAGCAACGAUCCUUACAAAACCGCGGUCAAUCACAGUUUCCGAAGGCGAGACUGCAAGAUUUUCGUGUGACGUUGAUGGUGAACCAGCACCAACAAUAACAUGGGUCCGUGCGGGUCAACCUAUUGUUUCUUCCAGGCGCUUCCAAAUAACACGGACACAGUACAAAUCUACUUUUGAAAUUUCUUUGGUCCAGAUUUCAGAUGAAGGAAGUUACACUGUUGUGGUGGAAAACUCUGAAGGAAGACAGGAAGCGCACUUCACUUUGACCGUUCAAAGAAAAAGAAUCCCUGAAAAAGCAAUUACGUCACCUCCGAGAGUCAAAUCUCCUGAGCCUCGUGUAAAGUCUCCAGAGCCAGUUAAGUCUCCUAAACGAGUGAAAUCUCCCGAACCCAUCAGUGCCCACCCAAAAGCCAAGUCACCACCUGGAGACAAAACAGCACCAGUGGAGAAAUUACCAACUGCUUCUCCUCCAAAGAUAAAAGAGCAACUGAAAGCAGAAACCCUUGGAGAUAAGGUGAAGUUAUCCUGUGCAGUUGAAAGUAGCGCUUUAAGCGUCAGGGAAGUGGCUUGGUAUAAAGAUGGCAAAAAACUGAAAGAAGACCGUCAUUUCAAGUUCCAUUAUGCAGCAGAUGGCACAUAUGAGCUCAAAAUCCAUGACCUCACAGAAUCUGACAAAGGAGAAUACACUUGUGAAAUUAUGGGAGAAGGAGGUAUUUCAAAAACUAGCUUCCAGUUUACCGGCCAAGUAUUUAAAAAUAUCCAUUCCCAGGUACGAAGUGUCUCUGAAACUCAUAAAUCAGCUGAGAAAGGAGAUGAAGUACUUACUGUUUCUACCCACAAGAAAUCAUCAGUGGCAGCUGAAGAAAAAGCAGCAAUUGAAGAAGUCAUUAAAAAGUCAAUUGUUACUGAAGAUGUCAAACAAUUGAAAGCAGAAGUUAGAGCUUCUUCUACUCAAAUGACCGUGUCUGAAGGGCAGAAAGUGACUUUGAAAGCCAACGUUCCUGGUGCCUCGGAGGUAAAAUGGGUGCUAAAUGGAAUGGAGCUAAGAAAUUCAGAUGAUUACAGAUAUGGCAUUUCUGGAAGUGAUCACACACUAACUAUCAAGAAGGCUAGUAAUAAAGAUGAAGGUAUACUCACCUGCGAAGGUAAAACUGACGAAGGCGUUAUUAAAUGCCAGUACGUGCUUACCUUGUCCAAAGAGCGCUCAAAUGAACCAGCAUUUAUCAUGCAGCCCAAGUCUCAAAACGUCAAUGAAGGACAAGACGUGUUGUUCACCUGUGAAGUUUCUGGCAAUCCUUCUCCCGAAAUUGAAUGGCUUAGGAAUAAUCAACCUAUUGCUGUUUCAUCACAUAUGAGAGUGACUCGCUCUAAAAACACUUAUUCUCUUGAGAUUCGGAAUGCUGCAGUGAGUGACACUGGAAAAUACACAGUUAAGGCUAAAAAUUACCACGGGCAAUGCUCUGCUACAGCCUCUUUGACUGUAUUCCCUCUAAUUGAAGAACCUCCAAAGGAGGUAGUAUUGAAGACAAGUGGCGACGCAAGCAUGCACGAAAGUUUUUCUUCUCAAUCCUUUCAAAUGGCUGCUUCUAAACAAGAGGCUUCAUUCAGCAGUUUCAGCAGUAGCAGCAUGACUGAAACGAAAUUUGCAAGCAUGUCUGCCAAAAGCAUGUCCUCCAUGAAAGAAUCCUUUGUAGAGAUGAGCUCCAGCAGUAUUAUGGGGAAAUCUAGUAUGGCUCAACUGGAAAGUUCAACUAGUAAGAUGCUUAAAUCAGGUGUGAGAGGAGUACCACCAAAAAUUGAAGCUCUGCCAUCUGACAUCAGUAUUGAUGAAGGAAAAGUUCUCACAUUAUCUUGUGCUUUUUCGGGUGAACCUGCUCCUGAAAUAACAUGGUACUGCAGAGGGAGAAAAAUUACCAGUCAGGACCAGCAAGGCAGAUUCCACAUUGAAACUAGUGAAGAUCUAACCACCCUGAUCAUCAUGGAUGUCCAGAAGAAUGACGGUGGAAUUUACACUCUGAAUUUAGGAAAUGAAUUUGGUACCGAUUCUGCCACUGUGAAUAUUAAUAUUCGAUCAAUUUAGAAAGCUUGAUCUGUAUUAUUUACACUUGUCUUUUUACAAGUGAUUAAUAUAUGGACUGAUCUGUAAAUAUUAAAAAAAAAUAUUUUUGUACCUACCUGAAUGAGACAAAGUCCAGAGAUAUACGUUAUGACUUAUAGUCAUUAUUGACCUAAGAAUUUUAAACACUUUUUUCACUGACAUGUACAUACUGUAUAUAGCCGAAGUUAACGGUUAUGAAGUUUUGUACCAUUUGUUUUACGACAUUUUGAAAUGUAACUUUUGGAAUUAACAGUUGGUAGGAGAAAGUUUCCUGGCAAACGACUAUCCUGCUCAACAUUUAACUAAUUUUUGUGCCUCAACUCAUUGUUGAUGUUUAAGAAUGCCUCAACAGGUAGAGGGGCUCCCUGUUGAAGAUUACCUACCACCAAGAGAGGAUACUGUGCAUAGUAUUUCAUACAUGCACAAAUAAUUAUGUUGAAUCAGAAAUGUAAGGCACUAGUGAUAUUUACAUUUACCCUCCUGUAAGUAUUACUUUAAUGUUUUACAUUGGAUCUGAUUAUGUCAUAAUUUCCAUACCUGACUGACAAUUUCUGAACAAAGUGCAAGCGGCCAGCACUUUGUUCGACCACUGUUUGGGUGCUGCUUCUGACACACUGACUGCCUGAAUGGCUUUAAAAAAGUAACAUCACCUGGCCAUCCCCAUAAUCAACAAAGCCAUUCAGGUACUCAAGUGCAGCAGCAGUACCAACUCUUGGAGGUUUGUAGGGUGCAGUGAUUGAGUUUGUGUAGUAGUAUUAGACACUUAGUAGUCACUUACAGGCAACUAAGCAGUGAACCACAGUUUGAAAACAAGCUGUUGUUAUAUCAGGUAUUGCCCUGCACUUCAAUUUGCUGUAGUUCUUCUAAUGUAGUAUUAAAUCUAAUUGUUAGAUGUUGAACCUCCUUGAGAUAGAAUUGUUCAUUUAAAAUAAAGCAUGCUU